CAGGGCAGCAGGCUGGCGGCAGGGUUCAGGACGCACAGGGCGGAGGAGGGAAGGAGGGGGGUGAGACACAGGCGGCGGCGGUGGUGGCGGCACUAGGCAGAGACAUAAACACAACAUGGCGGAAGGGGCUGCUGCCGCCGCACAAGCUAAGGAGAGGCGGAGGGAGCAGCUGCGGCAGUGGGCUCUGUCCUGCACCAACCAGGAGGCCGCGGAGCCCCGCUGGCAGCGGCGGAGGAGGCGGCGGCUGCGGCCGGGGAGCGGGAAGCCGGAGGGAGAUGACGGGGAGGACAGGGGCUCGCAGGGGGACGGAGAUGGCGAGCGCACCGUCCGCUUUGAGAGAGCCGCGGAGUUCCUGGCGGCCUGCGCCGGGGGGGACCUGCUGGAGGCCGAGGACAUGCUGAGGGGGGAGGCGGGCAACGAGGUCAUUGACAGCACCAACACGGACGGCAUCAGCGCCCUGCACCAGGUGAGAGGAUGGAGCGGGUUACCUAGCAACGGGCACCGGCUGGCAUGGCCUGGCACGGCCUGGCACCGGCAGCAGGUACCCCCCAGAGGUCAUGGGGACUACAAAUCCCAUAAUGCUUGGCCAGCAGCUAGAGUAGGAGAGCAUCAUGGGAGUUGUAGUCCUGUGACACCAUGGGGGUGGGGGGGGCUCAAUGCCUCUUGGCCACCCCUUGCUCUUACAGGGAGUGUUAAACUUUCCUGCUGAGGUUUGCACCAGAUGUUCAGGUGGAGAGACCAUCCUGAGAACUUGUACUGCACCACAGCUGGAGGGAGGAAACUUUGCCAUCAAUGUCAAAAUAGGCAAAUAAGAUACCCCUGUUUUUUGGUUUUUUUUUUUACUGUCACUUGUUGUCAAGGACAGUAGCUGUCACUUAGCUGAGCAUCACCUUGUGACAUCUCUAAAGAGACACCCCCCAUCAUGCUUCCUAAAUAAAGAUGUUUUAGAACACCCUUAAUGAUUGAUCACAACAACCCCCAUCCUAUUUAAAAAUGAGCAUUAACAAAUCCCUGUUACUGUCCCUACUCCUUCCCAUAUUCAUUCACUGUCAUAGAGAAUCUAUUGCAAUGCAUACAAUUUAAAGGGGAAGCAUCACUGGGUCAGGAUACCUGCAUUUUAAGGAGAAAUGUGUGUAUUCAUAUAUAUAUUCAAUGAUUAUGACUAAUGAUACUUUAUAUUAGGCACAGUUGACCUUUGGUACUCCUGCUGUUGUGGACUAUAUUUCCCACGAUCAACCAGUUAUUUAGCAGGAUGAGCAUCUGGGUGAUACUCAUAACAGCUGGAGUGCCAAAAGGUUAACUGGUAAUAUGUUUCAAAGCCAAUUCAGAAUGGGUUGUUCUACUCCUCUGGUUUCUCUAAUUUAUCUAUUUAUAAAUGUUCCAUAUUGGCAGUGGAUCUUUUAUAACUAGAUUCUGAUAAUGGCCAUGUUGAGUCUUUUAGGAAAUUAUUAAAUAUAGUAAAGGUACAUAUAUGUGUGCAUCUAGUCACAAUGGAAUCACCUAACCACAUGCAAUAUUUGUCCCUGGUUUUAUAGGUGUGUGUGUGUAAAUCAUGGUCUGACAAUUUCAUGUUUUAGAAUACAGUACUACUGGUCAUCCAUGUGAUUUAUAUCCUGUAAAGAAAGGAUGACUAUACAUGGAUCACCUCUGUGUAGUCAGGGGUCCCAAAUCUUGGGAAUAUGGGAUGCACAUGGGUUAUACCUCUGAGUGAUAUCUGUUGCCAUUAUGGUACAGCAGCUUUCAUGUACUGUAACUCCUGCUAGUCACAGGCAACACUGUGAUAUUACUGCAAAGUCCUCUCCAUAACCUGUGCACUACCCUAACACACUACACGUUAACCUCACAUAUUGCCCUAGCAUCUUAAACUAUGUUUGGCCUUAUGGUUAAUGAUGUCUCAAUCCUUCAAUGGCAUUAUUUUCCCAUAAUUUAACCAUUAUGUAUUCUCCUCUAAUAUAUUUAUUAAUGUUAUUUUUUUUAAAUAGUAUAGAUAAUAUAAUAAUGACAUAAAUACACUAAUGUACGAACUGUUGUCAAAUAAAACAGAUAAAUAAGUGAAAUACACAAAAAAAGUUUCCUUUAUGAAUGAGAAAGUAUGUACAGAAGUGAAAAUAAAUUCAAAGAAUAAGCUAUUACAUGGUACCAAACAAACAUAAUAACAUAAUGUAUUCUAUAUGUGUGUGUGUAUGUAUGUGUAUAUGUGUGUGUGUGUGUAUAUAUAUAUAUAUAUAUAUAUAUAUAUAUAUAUAUAUAUAUAUUACCCCUUUAAUAUGGAAUGAUUAUAUUCUGUUACAGAGCAAUAAUUGUAUCGAUGCAGCACGCAGUGUACAUUUCACAAAGCUAGUCUAAUAAAUUGCGGAAAAUGGUUGUCCUAGAUAAAUUAUAGAACUACCCUGAAGCAGUGUUUCUCAUUUCAGCAAUGUUUAAGAUGCUUUGAUGAGGGCAAGAGAGCUUGCUGAUCUGCAGGCCUUUGAAGUGAACUAUUUAGGAAGUGUCAAUAUGUUACACAGAGCUGUGCAGUAGGCUAGUUUGCAACGAAUUGUAUGAAACUGUAAUUGUUUUGGAUUCUGCAGUAAGUGCUUGAAAUACCUACUUUUUUUUUUUUUUAGCAUGUUGUCUUGCCUCCCACAAAUCAGAUCUGUCACAGACUUGCAAUUGUCUGUUUAUUGUUGACGCCAGAAAAUACACGUCCUCAGAAUAACAGAAGGGUCCCUGGUAACAGAGUUGGGAAAAAAGCUGGUCUGCAUGUGUUUACCUUCUUAUAUGUUCAUCUUUUCCUAAGAUGGGAAGUUUGACAAGUGAAAAAGUUACCUGUCUCUCAAACUAAUUUGUACCGUUUCAAGAACAAAAAACCAAGAGAUAACAACGCAAAUAAAACAGCCCAUUCUGUAUUUCCUAAAGUUAGUUUACCAACUGAACAUAGUGUGUUAUUGUUGAAUCUCCAAACUGCAGUUUUUCAUCUGUGAUGUUACCAGCAAUACCUGUUACUUUGCAUAUGGAUGUUAUCAUCUUUGGUAUUUCAUAAGGCAUUUUUUCCAGGUCAGUCUGUUACUAGUUGGUUACUCCAGGAUUUUGGUUGAUGUCAUGCAUGUUUCACUUAUUUCAUAUGUUUCUUGGCAUUGCUUUCAAAUGAUGAAGUCAGUGAGCUCUUUACUAGAAGAUAUACCUCUGGUUAAUUAUCUAGCUCUCCACACCCUCACAUUAUUUUAUGGCUCAAUAUUUUAUCACAUUUGUAGUUAUAUUGUAACUAAUAUGGUACUUUAUGACAACGUUGCUUGGUCAUCAAUUGAAUAACUUAAAGGAAUGAUUUCUUCAUUUUUUUUUUAAAUUUUUUUUUUUUUAGACUUUGUUUUUCUCAUUCAUUCAUAUAAAGCACUGUGGAUAUUUGACAAGGAAGUUUCACGUUUUCGAUCAAAGUACAUGUAAUUGAAGCAUUAGAUGAGUUGGGUCACUAUUCUAGUUCUUAGCCUACAGUUUGCAGUUACGCUCUAUGAUUCACUGUUUAGUGAAUCAAAUAGUUGAUUCAAAUAGUUUGUGUAUAUGCCUUACAUCUACCAUCCUCGUAUUUUUUAUUUUUCUUCUCUUUUCUAUUACCUCCAACGCAAAAAACACAGUUACACCUUUGCUGUCUUGCUGCCCAGUUGUGGGUAUUUACAAGUAUUGGUGUGCCUUGCUUUGAGAUGUAUCUCUUGGGCAUUAUCUGACACACAGUGGGUUCCAUGUUAUCUGUUGUCUCACCCUUUUAAAUAAUCCUCCCAAACUGUAUAUUCCUGAUAGGAUGUCAACAGUAAAACAAUGAUAUUGGUUCAGAAGACCUUAGAAGGGUUUCCAUUGUGUCUUCAUAUGAAACAAUUUUGUAAACACAAUUAAAACAAUAAAUCUACAAUUCAUAUUUGAUGCUUUGUUUUAACCAUAUCUCUAUCUUUAGUAUAUAAGAUGUUUUAUUGUGAUGGGUUUUGGUCUAUUUCCAUAUCUCUUUUGGUUGUGUAUACAGAAGCACCAUACACUUUGUUGCUCAUUGAUCCUCUUUGAUCAGCUUAGGGUAUCUUAAAAUAGAAUCUGUUGGUUCAGUGGUUAACACAUUGUUUCCUGAAACAUCAGUCCUGCAGUUUUAAUGCAAAACUUCUCCAUUACCACCGAGUUUUCAUAUAAAUGCUGUGUAUGUGUUUGGUGUUUUACGUAACUAUAUUAAAGGGACACUCCAGGCCCAUAAAGCACUUAGGCUUGCUGAAACGCUUUGUGUGUUAACAAUAAAACUAACAUUUUUAUAAAUUAACCUUGUUACACUCCCAUCUCCAGCCUGCUCGUCAAUCAAAAAAACAGUCCUGUUACUUCCCGAUUUUUUUUUUAUUUUUAUUUUUUUAAUUUUUUUAUAUUUAUUUAUUUUUUAUGUAUUUUAUUUUAAGGAACACUAUAGUCCCCAAAACAACUAUAGCUUAAUGAAGCAGUUUUUUGUGUAUAGAUCAUACCUCUGAAGUUUCAAUGCCCAAUUCUCUGCCAUUUAGGAGUUCAAUCAGACAUAAUUUACUUUAAAAGUUCUUGUCCGCCUGCGCUGUAUAUUUAACUUUAAUUACAUACAGGAGGCUCCUGCAGGGUCUAGCAAGCUAUUAACAGCAGGAGAUAAGAUUCUUAAUUAAACAGAAUUUGCAAUAAAGGAAGUAUAAACAUUAGUUGACUCUUUACAGAAAGUUUUUAGGAAGGCUGCGUAAGUCACAUGUAGGGGAUGUGCCCAGGGAUGCAAAAAAAAGUGAUUUUUAACUCUUAAAUGGCAGAUAAUUCCGAAGUGAGACUGCAGGGGCAUGAUCUAUACACCAAAACUGCUUCAGUAAGCUAAAGUUUUGGUGACUAUAGUGUCCCUUUAAGCUCAAUGGAGCUAAACACAAGAGGUAGUCAAUUGCUCAGAGCACCUGCUUUGCAAAGGCUUCUUAUUGAUAUGCUUUGUGAAGUCUGUGAUUGGACAGUAACAGAAAGUCUGGUCAGGGUUUGAAGGGGAGAGGUUGCAAAGGCAGCAGACAAGAGAAUUGCAGGUUUUGUAAUUGUGUGUGUGUGUGUGUAUAUUCAUUCUUCCCAAUGAAAAAAUGCAUCAUUAAAUGUUUGUAGGAUUUUAUUUAAGAUAUCUAUCUAUUAAACAGUGAUUUUUUAUUUUUUAUUUUGACAGUGUAAUAACUGAUAUUUUACUUACUGUAAAUUCCCAUUUCAUUGGCGGCAGUAUAUUAAAUGUAAUAUUUCUAUUCUUGCAUGUAUCCAUUAUGUUGUGUAUUGGUGGAAGUACUAGACAUUUGAGGCUUUGUUUGUAGCGUGGAGAGGAGGAGAGAGAGAGCUUGAGGUAGGUGACUUGUCCAAUUCAAUUAAAGUUCUACCCCAACUGCCAUGACCACUUCUGCUUCAGGGAUGUGGAAUGCAGUUCUGGGCACUGGUCAGGAAUUGCCUUUUUUUUUUUUUUUUUUAAAUAAAUGUAAAAAUUUUUUUAGUUAUGUCCUAGUUGAGGGUUGGUACCGGGCAGGGAUGGCAUCUCAGACAAGAGGAGAGCUGGACCGGCCCACUAAGAAACGCCUUAUUGGGACACUGCACCUCGCUGGCAGGUCACAGGAAGGUGUGAGGAGCGACAGCAGCCAACCACUCCUCACCAUAACCUAUAAGGUGGUAUAAGUGCAAAAACCUACACCUCUAAGUAAAACGCUGUGCGAAAUAACGGGGUACACUUACCCCAUAUAACUUGAUAGCAAGCUUAAUUUGCAGUACAUGUGAAAAGAAUAAAAAAAAAAAUAUAGUGCAGAUGGUACAUAAAAAUAAAAUAGAUAAAAUGGUCGUGAAGUGGAACACUCACAUUUAAGGGAGCCUGUAUAUAAACACUGGCUCCAUAUUCAGGCUUGUAUGCUUUUAAGGCAGCAUCACACCUGUAUUCCACGAUAUGUUGGAUCUCAAAGAUAAGAGAGAGGAGAACAAAUGUGCAGUCUGUCUCAAUUGGUGCAGUGGUGAGAAUUAGGGAUCGACCGAUUAUCGGUCUGGCCGAUAUUCUGUAUUUUCUGCAAUUUCGGUAUCGGCCUAUAGAGAUACCAACAUUGCCGAUAAUACAUACCAGUACUGCUGGGCUCAUGACAAGCCCUGCGGUCCUGGGGGACCCAGCAAGCGCUUACUUACCUUCACACUAGUUCCCUUCAGCUCCCCUGUGUAAAUCUCGCGAGUCCCACGGCCGUCAGAGCGUUGCCAUUGGUUACCAGGGCAACGCAGCAAGCAGGCCGCGUGAUUUACACAAGGGAGCUGAAGGUAGCUGCUGGAAAGGUAAGUAAGCGCUUGCUGGGUCCUCCACUCCACAGUCCAUUCAUUAUAUACACUCUGCACAAGCACACUGCAUUCACUAUAUACACUCUGCACAAGCACACUGCAUUCACUAUAUACACGCUGCACAAGCACACUGCAUUCACUAUAUACACGCUGCACAAGCACACUGCAUUCACUAUAUACACGCUGCACAAGCACACUGCAUUCACUAUAUACACGCUGCACAAGCACACUGCAUUCACUAUAUACACGCUGCACAAGCACACUGCAUUCACUAUAUACACGCUGCACAAGCCCACUGCAUUCACUAUAUACACGCUGCACAAGCCCACUGCAUUCACUAUAUACACGCUGCACAAGCCCACUGCAUUCACUAUACACACGCUGCACAAGCCCACUGCAUUCACUAUACACACGCUGCACAAGCCCACUGCAUUCACUAUACACACGCUGCACACAAGCCCACUGCAUUCACUAUACACACGCUGCACAAGCCCUCUGCAUUCACUGUGCGCGCGCGCACACACACACUCUGCACUACUGAGAGGGUAGUGGAUGCCUGGAAUAGCCUUCCAGCUGAAGUGGUAGAGGUUAACACAGUAAAGGAGUUUAAGCAUGCGUGGGAUAGGCAUAAGGCUAUCCUAACUAUAAGAUAAGGCUAGGCACUAAUGAAAGUAUUUAGAAAAUUGGGCAGACUAGAUGGGCCGAAUGGUUCUGAUCUCCCGUCACAUUUUAUUUUUCUAUGUUUCUAUCGGCCUGAAAGCUCACAUCUGUAUCGGCUCUAAAAAAAUCAAUAUGGCCGAUCCCUAGUGAGAAUAAGUAAAGUGCUCACCUUUUUCAGAGCCCUGUAUUCUGGCUCUGAGGAGUAGUAGCUAUGUGCCAAUAUUUGUGGGGAUGGCACUACCCCUAAGUAGAUUCACUAGGCUCCAGAGGACUAUUUUAAAAUAAUUAGAUUUUAAUACAAUAUACACAAAUAACAUAAAAUACUAAAGUAUAAAAAGUCCUGGAUAAGCCGAAAUGUGUUUCACUCUUGUAGAGCUUCCUCAGUCAGCUGUGGGUCUGGUCCUCUGAAUCUUACUACAUUAAGCUGUAUUGGUCCUGGUGACUAGUGUCUGUUUAAGAAUUGUAUAUUUAUAGUUGUAAAUUAAACUUUGUUUUACUAGUUGUAAAAAAACUGGCUACUAACUUUUUUAGCUUGCUCCCAGAUUCCAAGCAGAUUUGUCAUGCCCUGGGUUAUGGUGCUUUGAGUGUUUUUUUUUUUUUUUAAAUCAGAUCUGGGUGAACAUCAGUAAUUCUUCCUAUUUCACCAGCAAACCCAUUUUACAAUACUCCGCAUUCAGGAAAUAAGGAUGGACAGAAAGUUAUUUUGUAAAUCACAAUACUCCAUUCUCCUAGUUAUUGCCAAUAUUUGGAUAUGUUCAGUACCACUAACAGUUUAGGGACAUACAUUUCUCAUAAAAUGCCCUACUGCAGAAAAUAAUAAAUUGUUUCUUAUACAACAUUCUGAUCAUAAAAUGUAACAUUGACUGAAGUAUAGCUUUUUUAAAACUAUUGUGAUUCUGACACAGAAUGCAGUUUUGUUUUUAUUAGCAUUUAUAAAAGUUGACUGAGGUGAUAUUCUGUCAUGAAGCUUUUAUACUUAAAUUUAAAGUUGCUCAUGCUUGUAUUAUUAGGAUAUGCAAACAUUUUCAUGUCUGUUCACUAAAGUCUGGACUUCAACUGCAAAGUAAAAUGUAUAAAACCCAUCGAAGCUCUAUUCUCUCCAAUUAAACUUGGCAUUUUUCACACAGUGAAUUUGCCUCCGCUCCGAGGCAGCUAAUCACCUUGGGGUCUGAACAGGCUCACAAAUCCCAGGCGCCAGGACAAUAUUUUUCCUGUUCGCCAUGGCGACCUGGUGCCUGGAAUUUGUCGAGCUCUUGGCUAAGCGGAGACAGGUGUUGCAAAAGUGUAACACCCACCUUUUGUGUGGACAUAGUGAAGCAGAGAAAGGGGUAAGCCAUGACAUUUUCCUUUUAAAAGGGCACUGUAGUCGCCAUAACUACUGCUGGUCUUAAUAGUGGUUAUGGUGCAAUUAGUCUUUGGUUGCUUUUUCCCAGUUUAAUGUCAAACUAUUUUUGAAUUGUUUGACAAAAACUGUCGCUCCAAUUGACACACAAAACCCUCCCAUUCUGCAGCCACUUGGAUAAUGCCAAUCUACAGGAUUUUGACAAAGCAUCCGAACAGAAUCUGGCUGUAAAAUUGUGUAUGUUAUCACUCCUUGCACCGUAGCCACAAUAAUGUGCUAUAAUACUUAGAAUGACACUUUAAUCAAAUCUUCUCCCAUAAUAAAAACCUAAAGACAAUGAAUGCACCUGUUAUAGGGCCAUCCAAGCACCCAAAAUAUAAUUCUAUGCCAAGUCCAUCCCUUGACUUUAACCUGUCCUGUAGGAAAUCCUCAGAUCUCCACGCCCCAUCCUCCUGCUCUUACUGUAGCCAUAUCCAUGUCUCUUAUCUUCUUGAUCUACGGAUUAUGUUUCUGCUCUAAUAUUAAGCAGUGUUAUUGGUUGGGGAUUAAGACUGUCAUGGGAAGUUGCUAGUAUGUUCGCUGAGUGAUUUGGCAGAAAUAUGUGAAAUUUAUAAUGUCACGUGAGGUCAAAAGUCAGAAUGAAUAUAGCAAUCAUAUGUGUGCAGUAGAUCUAGUUUCAGGUAGAGAAAUUGCAGUUUAAAAAAAAAAAAUGUUUGAUAAGCACAUUUUUUAUUUUUUUUUUUAAUUUGUACUAAACUGUGUGUUUCAUGUUUUAUGGUUUAACAUUUUUGUAUUUUCUCAUUUUUUUAUUUUAUUUUUUAUUUGUGCAUGCCUGUAUCAAAGCUCACCUGCUCUUUUAUUGUGGGUUAAAAAAAAUUUGUUUAUACACCUUUUGUAAAUAAAAUUAGAUUCUAAGAUACAAAUUAUAAUUUAAGCUUUUUUGUGAAGGGUUUUGACAAGGACCUUUAAAAAAAAAAAAAUAUAUAUAUAUAUAUAUAUAUAUAUAUAUAUAUAUUUAAAAUCUUUACUAACUGUAAAUUAAAAUUGUUUAAUUAUGUUGUCAUGCAAUGCUAGUCGCAAAGGCCUCGCACACUCUCUCUAAGAAUCAUAUUCUCUAUUUACAUUGUCACAUUAACUGGGCAAAUGCUGUUUCUAUAUGUGAAUUAUACACUUGGUUUAUUCAUACACACAGUUAUGCGCUAUGCAUUGUUCUUGUCAUUUAUUUAGCAGAUUAUCCCCUAUUUCUCUGCUGUUUCUAUAUGAUCAGAUCUUGUAAGGAAAAAGAAACCUUAAGACCAGCAGUGGGAGAGCACGUAAUAAAAGGAAGUGGCCUCUAGGAGGGGGACUGAGACACAAAUUAGACAUUUGAAGAACCAUGCCUUUAGAAAAAGAUGGCCCUCAGUUAUUGUCAGUGAGCAAAACGUUCCAAAGCCAUGCUCCAGAGUCCAGACUCUUUAGAAAUCACCCUCCUCAUAUGGUCUUUAUUCACUUUUCACCCAUGUGUGCUUCUGCUAAGGAUGUAAAAUAACCGAAAAAGGUAUUAAAUACAGUAAGCAGACCUGCUUAUAAUCUUGGCAGUGUUCAAAACCGUGUACCUCCAAAGCGUAAAUCAGUGAAACAUGUCCCCAAAUUCACAGUUUUUCCUUGACACUUGAAAAUGUCUCAGAACAUGGAACUUGUGCAAAUGUUUGAGGGGAUCAGGAAAAGGCAAGGGUAGAGUAAUUGUCAAUGUACUGAGAAUUUAUUACUGGUUUAGUAAGAAAACAAAAUGGAGGAGAAACUAUGAUAUAAAUGGGACAAAGAUAUGGAACUCAUUCUUCAGUUUGGCCCAGGAUUUUGUGUGUCUGUCUGUCUCUCUCCUCUCUCCUCCCCCCACCUUAUCAGAGAAAAGGCAGUGUUGGUGUUACUGCCUAGGAGUACCUCUAUUCACUAGAGGUGCUUCAUAUCUCAGUGCUGCACUGUGUAGCGCAGAGACUCUAAACACUCCCCAUAGAGAUGCAUUGAUUCAGUGCAUAUCUGUGAUGAAAUGCUGAUUGGCGCAGCCUGGUGGUUUGCUGCGCAUGCGCAAUAGCCUCCCAAUGAUUUCCUACUGGAAAUCAUUGAAUUGGCUGCAAUCAUCAAAAUUGAUCGUAGCCAUGGAGGCAGGGCCAGCCUCUGUGAGACCAAAGGCUAGAUGGAGAAAAGGUAAGUAAAGUUACCCUUUAACUCCAAUCUGGGGGGGUAUUCCUAACAGUAUAUUUAGUGUUCCUCUAAAUACAUUUAAAACCUGUGACAGCACUGCACUGGUACAAUUAGUAGCUCGAGUUGCUGAUGCUGCCCCCACUCCCCUAUAAAAGUUUAUUGGGUUUUACUUUUUACUAGUAGAAGAAUAGCUGUUUUAACUCUAGACUAAUCCAUUUGUAAGGAUGUGCUGAGUGUAAAAUUGAAUAUAUAUUUGGAGAUACAUGAAGAUUGACAUCACUCACAUGGCAAUACAACUUUAGUGUUGCUUUAAGAAUAGUUUUGGCAGCUUGUCAAGCAUUUUCCAUUCACUAUUUACCCUGCUUAGACUUCAUCCACAGGAAAACUAAAUGCUACAUUUGUAGAUACUUGUGAAUUCUUAUGUCCGGCCUGUGUGAUGGCCAUAUUUUGAAAGCAAUAUAUCAAUACUUUGUGCAAUAUUUACAUAUCAUCACUGCCUCUAGUACUGUAAUUUGCUUUGUUUGCAGAGGACGUUGUGUUUUUGUCUUUAUAAUUUCCUCUGGCUCCAUAACAACUUAAUUUGACCGUGUUAUGGUGCCCUUUGUGUUUCUUUAAUUUGUUAAAAUUCUGAGUUUAGUGAAUAAUCCUGUCCGGGUGUGCAGUGUGAUUAUAAGGUGUUCUCUGGGGACAGUCUCAAUUCUGCUCAGAGCAAGGAUUUCUCAAAAUUACAGUUAUGUUAUCUGCUUUCUUUUUAUAAAAAUGGUUCACUUGAUUACAUCUUCUAGAAGCCCAAAAGUUGUUGGUGUAUAUAUUACAGCUUGGAAGUAAUGUAGCUAGGAAUUUAUUAAAGAUUAUAAAAUUAUCUCAUAGUUUAUUAACCAUUAAAGGAAGGUUAUUUUUUCAGUUGUUAUGAGUUUGAGACAUAGCUUAUUGAAUCUCUCUGUAUCCUUUCUUCAUGCGUAAAAAAAGAGCCUCUAUGAUUAACACUGCCAGGAAUCCAGUUCCCUAUCUUUAUGCUGACAUUUCUGAUAACCGUAAUUACUACUGUAUUGAAACCAUGCUUAAAGUAGACCCGAUGCUUCACAGUAGGGUAGCAAGUUAUUUUCAGCUGUGCACACCUGACUUUUUUUUUCUCAUGGUUCCACCUUUCGUAACAUUCCCCACUGCAAGUUUCUGCAAUGACUAUUUACAAAAAAUAUUUUAAAUAUUCUGUCAAACUAUUCCAUUGAAAAUUACAUUUUAAAAAGGUAUUAUGGUAUAUAUGUUGAUUUGUGACUGGAUUUUUUAUUUUAUUUUUUAAACUUUAAUAAUUCUGUCAUUCCUGUCAUGCACUACUAGUAAAGCCAAAAAGUUGAUUGGCACUGCAGACAUUUGCCACUAGGUGACCUCUAGGAAUUUUAAAAGGGCAUGCCAAGCCAUCCUGUUACAUGACCCCUGGGAUUGGAUAGGAUCGGGCAGCCCUCAUCACUCACAGCAUACCUCCUAACUGUCCCUAUUUAGGAGGGACUGUCCCACUAUUAAUCCCUUUCUCUCUUUUCUGUGAGCUCCAUAUUACUAUUAUUAUUAUUAUUAUUAUUCAUUGUUUGUAUUUAUCAGAUCUCCUCCGCAUAAUCCUCACAGCAAUGUGUCUUUACACAACAAUACAUUUGUUUAGAAAUGUGUUGGUAAGAUACAUUGAUCUUGUGCUGAAUUUUAAUUUUUGUUGCAGAAAAUGAUCAAUAAGUCACCUAAGGUUUCUCAGAACAGUUCUUCCACUGGCUACAUCCCCAACCACACUUCUAGAGGUAAAUUAUCCCUCUUUUUUCAUUUGAAAUGCUGGUGGUAUUUUCAGUUUGUGCAACACCUAACAAUUCCUAGUAUGUGGAUUUAAACUAAACCCGGUGGUUUAAUCAGUGGCGUCGCCAGGGGGAGGUCAGCGAGGGCCAUGGCCCCCUCUACAUCAUGCUGUGCCCCCCUCCCCCCCCCCCAAAUGCCGGCAACUUGCUGGCCAUGUUCUUACAUUAUAUUCCCUCGGACUGUAACAGUGUGUUACAGCCCGAGGGAAUGCAGGGCUGGGUGCUGUCUGUGCAGACAUGCUGGGAUCGGAGGGAGCACUGAUAGGCUCCCCGGCACAAGCCCCGCCCCUAAAACGAAGCCUCACCUCCCGCACAUAAGCCCAGACCUUGCUGCUGCUGGAAAGGCCAGAAUAUGGCUGUCUGACCCCCAGCAACAACCUCCAGUGACCAGUGGGCUUGAAAUGCUCAGGGAUGUGUGUGUGUGUGUCUGUCUGCUAGUGAGGAAGCUUGUGUGUGUGUGUGUGUGUGUGUGUGUGAACUCAGCAGUCUGUGUGUGUGUAUGGACCCAGCAGUCUGUGUGUGUGUGUGUGUGUAUGGACUCAGCAGUCUGUGUGUGUGUGGACUCAGCAGUCUGUGUGUGUGUGGACUCAGCAGUCUGUGUGUGUGUGGACUCAGCAGUCUGUGUGUAUGUAUGGAGUCAGCAGUCUGUGUGUAUGUAUGGAGUCAGCAGUCUGUCUGUGUAUGUAUGGAGUCAGCAGUCUGUCUGUGUAUGUGUAUGUAUGGAGUCAGCAGUCUGUCUGUGUAUGGACUCAGCAGUCUGUGUGUAUGUGUAUGGACUCAGCAGUCUGUGUGUAUGUGUAUGGACUCAGCAGUCUGUGUGUGUGUGUAUGGACUCAGCAGUCUGUGUGUGUGUGUAUGGUCCUUAUUACCGUACUAGAUUCUGUAGCAGCAUUUACUGAGAUGAAUAAAGCAUUGAAGGUAAUUAAUAAAACAAAUAAGACUCUCUACAUUUGUGAUCAAAAGCAUUGCAUCAUGGUACCUCAGUAGUGCGCAUGUACACUAAAGCCAUCUUUUGGAGAGAGAAAAAAGCCAUAUGAGCACAUGCCUGCUAAGGCAUACACGUACAGCCAUGUUGGUGCUAACCCAGUUUACAUGCUGUGCCCAGCAAUACAGCUAAACUGAGAAAAUAAAAUGUGUGGGAGAUGCGUUACUGUUCAGUUGUGCAAAACUAAUCUUACAAGUGACUACUUUUUUAACACUUAUCUUUGCAUAUGUACGUAUUAAAAUACUAUUUGUCUUUUCACUGGAUUGUGCACUCUGGUACUGUGAGCAAAAACUAAGCAGUGUAUUUUUACUCUUUUAAAAUUUUACAAUAAGAUUACUUAAAAUACUUUACACAAAUUACUAGAGCAACUGAAAGCUGUAUGUUUUAUGUCACUCUUUACAUUUAAUCUCUGCGCCAGCCUGUCAACUCAAAGUCUGAUCAUAAAACUGACCUUUACAUUUGUAAUCAGCCGUGCAGGGCAAUAUAUAAAAUAUUUACUUAUACAUGAGUGUAGUGAAUGUGAUUUGAUCUUUUAAAAUGUUCAAAAGAUUAUGACACUGCAUUUGCACACAUUUGUAACAGUCUGCCAUAAGUGCAUAUUUGGUUUGAAAGUUGCGCCGUUACAUAUGUAAGUUAUUUUAGAUCUCUACAAAUGUAACAGUAACUUUGUUUUUGUUAAAGGAACACUUUAGGCAUCUAAACCACUGUAUUGAAGGGCUGAUAGGCUUAAUGCAUCAAUUGAAUGCUUUCAGCUAAUCACUACCCCAGUCAAUGAUGUGAAUUAGAAUGGGCCAGGUGGAAACAUAGCUCCACCUCCACUAUUUCAUCAUUAAUAGAUGGGUUGUAGGCUACCAGGGGCUGAGUGUCUCUGCUAAGCAAUGAAUAAACUGGUUAUUACACCACCAUAAUGCACUAUCGAGACAUGAUAAACACAUCUAGAUGUUUGUUUUUCAGAGAUGCUCUUCUGUGCACAAUUUUUUUUUUUUUUUUUUUAUGGACCACUAUAGUGCCCGCCGGGCUCUAGAGAGAGGAAGGGGUUAAAAUCUUACAUUUCUCCUCCUCUCCUCUUUCCUAGCGACGUCAUCGGCUGAAUGCGCAUGCGCGGCAGGAGCCCCGCGCGCAUUCAGCCAGUUCAUAGGAAAGCGCUUACAAUGCUUUCCUAUGGACGCUGGUGUCUUCUCACUGUGGUUUUCACAGUGAGAAGCACGCAAGCGCCACUAGCGGCUGUCAAUGAGACAGCCACUAGAUGCUCUAGAGCAGGGUUGUCAAACAUGCGGCCCCCCAGAUGUUGCUGAACUACAACUCCCAUGAUUCUUUCAAUGAAACAGAUAGCCAGGGAAUCAUGGGAGUUGUAGUUCAGCAACAUCUGGGGGGCUGCAUGUUUGACAACCCUGCUCUAGAGGCUGGAUUAACCCUCAGUGUAAACUGUUUAUUAAAAAAAAAAAAAAAAAGGUUAACCCUAGCUGGACCAGGCACCCAGACCACUUCAUUAAGCUGAAGUGGUCUGGGUGCCUAUAGUGGUCCUUUAACAUAUAGUUUUAAGUGAAUGUUUGGCUAGACUUGUUCAAACAGACAGAUUUUCAUAUUCUCCUCUGAUCCCUCUCACAAGGCAUAGAGAACUGCCGCCCACUGUAUAUCUGUCUCAUCAUUCUCUGGAAACUGUUUAAAAAUCUGCAAAAGCCAACUGUUUCUAAUAUGUGUCUAACAAUCCUAUCAUAGUCAAAGGCUUAUAGAUAAGUUUCUCAUCCUGUGGAGCCCUGUGGGGUGAUUCUGAGGUUUCCAGGUGGAUUUGUACCCGUUUCAGAAGCAGAUGGUUUUUAUAAAAUACAGUGGUAAAAUAUUUAAAGGAACACUAGAGUUUUAGGAAUACAAACAUAUAUUCCUAAAAAUACAGUGCUUUAAUGACUAUUUAGGUGUUUGGUUCCUCUGAGAUUGCAGUGAAAAAGUAGUUUUACUCACCAUUUCACCCUUGCCAUGGCCCGGCCCCACCUCCAUGGCUGAAAUCUUGAUCAUCUCAGCUAAUCCAAUGCUUUCUCAUAAGACUGCGAAAUGCCUUGCUGCGCCAGUCCGCAUCUUCUCAUUAAGAUGCAUCUCUAUUAAACGUAGGUGCACAACACUAAUAUAGGAAACAUCUCUAGUGGGUCAUCAUGGGCACUUUGACCAGUUUGUGGCUACGCAACCCCAUGUGCAGCAAACUGCCAUGCACUGUGUGUUCCAAGACCUUUCUAUCAUGGCCAGCAUUGCAUUUUUCAACAAUUUGAGCUACAGUAGCUCAGACCAGAUGAUCUAGCCUUCACUCCCCAUUUGCAUAAAUGAGCCUUGGACACCCAUGACUCUGAAGCCAGUUAACUUCCAUGCACCACCUUUGGUAGGUACUAACCACUGCACCAGGAACACCCCAAAAGAGUUUAGCCAUCACUAUUUGGCCCUUGUCAAAGCCUUUUCACGUCACCAUUUUUCCUGCUUUGACACAUGUAAUUCAAGAACUGUUCACUUCCUGCCUUAUAUAUCUUGCACGGUUGUCAUUGUAACGAUAUAAUUGUUAUUCACUUCACCUGUCAGUGGUUUUAAUGUUAUGGCUGAUCAAUGAUGGUCAAAACUUGCUCUAGAAAAUGUAUGACUUAAAGGACCACUAUAGUGCCCUGAGGGUGCCCCCACCCUCAGGGUCCCCCUCCCGCCCGGCUCUGGAAGGGGGAAAGGGGUAAAAACUUACCUUUUUCCAGCACUGGGCGGAGAGCUCUCCUCCUCCGAUCCUCCUCUUCUCCUCCCCGUCGGCUGAAUGCGCACGCGCGGCAAGAGCUGCGCGCGCAUUCAGCCGGUCUCAUAGGAAAGCAUUUACAAUGCUUUCCUAUGGACGCUGGCGUGCUCUCACUGUGAAAAUUACAGUGAGAAGCACGCAAGCGCCUCUAGUGGCUGUCAAUGAGACAGCCACUAGAGGGAAUAGGGGGAAGGCUUAACCCAUUAAUAAACAUAGCAGUUUCUCUGAAACUGCUAUGUUUAUGAAAAAAUGGGUUAACCCUAGCUGGACCUGGCACCCAAACCACUUCAUUAAGCUGAAGUGGUCUGGGUGCCUAGAGUGGUCCUUUAACAUCACUUUGAGUUUCCCAAACUGAAGACAUUUAAUGACCUCCUGUAUCAAAAUUAACUGGUGGCGGUGGAGUAACACUCCAUUAGUAAUACAAACGUGUAUUCCUUCACAAUAGUGUUUCCCUUCCCAACUCUAGUGGUUUAUUGAACAAUAGCUCUAUGAAGAGAUUCCAGAGUAGUAGUUUUCUGUAGAAAGUUCAAUGUCUGUGACACUACCCCAGUAACUACUUUACAUAGUGGAAAGUUAUUGCGAUAAAAUGACUGAAUAGAAAUAAGUUAUUAUACAAUUAUAUUGUCAUUUAAAGAAAUUCAGACUUGUACGUUCAUAACAUAACGUCAUUCAUAUAUGUGUUCUUAUCAUUAUGUUACUUAAAGGGACUCUCCAGUGCCAGGAAAACAAAUGUUUUCCUGGCACUGCAGGAUCAUGCAGUGCCUCCCACCCUCCAACCCAUGUUGCUGAAGCGGUUAAAACCCGUUCAGUGACUUACCUGAAUCCAGCACCGAUGUCCCUCGGCGCUGGGUCAGGCUCCGCUCACACUCCUCCCUGGUCGAUGUCAGCCGGCGGGGGAGACGUAAUGCGCAUGUGCGGCAAUGGCCGCGUGCAUUAGACCUCCCCAUAGGAAAGCGUUAUUCAUUGCUUUCCUGUGGGGAUUCCGUCGACGCAGUAAUUACACUUGCAGGGUUAAGGGUGAUGGGAGUUGGCACCCAGACCACUUUAAUGGGUUGAAGUGGUCUGGGUGCCUGAAGUGUCCCUUUAAGGUUUCCAGUUAUAGUGUAAAAUACUUUCCACAUUGAAGGGGUUGCAAAAUCAUUAAAUGGCUGGCAGCUUCCGCUGACACUCUCAGUCAAUUAAUGCCCAAGGUUGCACACAAUUGAUAAUGCUAAUGCAGCAAUAUGUACUUCCACUUUACCACAUCAGUGCAGACUGGAAGGACCACUGCAAGCUACCAAGCUAUGCACAGAUCAAAUCGUUCUUGAACAGUUUAACGACUUAUUAUUGGAGUUAUGUUACUUAGAGUAUCCAUUUAAAGGAACACUCUGUCAGGAACACACACCUGUAUUCCUGACCCUAUUUAGAUGGCUUGCCCCCCUUGGAAAGGGUUAAAACUUCCCUAGUUUCCAGCACAGCGCUGGCCCCGCCCCCGGUCUGCCUCUUUGGCCACAAUAUCAGAAUUGAUCUCAGACAUUCCAAUGCUUUUCCUAUGGGAAAGCAUUUAAAUGGCUGAGAUCGCCAUGGGGGCGUUGCCAAACUCUGGCCAGGCCAAUCUGCAUCUCCUCAUAGAGCUGCAUUAAAUCAGUGCAUCUCUAUGAGGAAAGUUAAAGGGACACUCCAGGCACCCAGACCACUUCUGCCCAUUGGAGUGGUCUGGGUGCAAACUCCCACUACCCUUAACCCUGCAACUGUAAUUAUUGCAGUUUUCAUAAACUGCAAUAAUUACCUUGCAGGGUUAACUCCUCCUCUAGUGGCUGUCUACUAAUGAGAGAUUGAGGUUUAAACGGAACUGAUCACUUAGUUUAAGAAUUUGUGCCUACAGAGCCAUGGGAAAAUGUAAAAAAAUAAAUAAAAUAAAUGUAUGUGUGUGUGUAUAUAUGUAUAUAUAUGUAUAUAUAUAUAUAUCAUUUUUUUUUUAUGUUUGCUUUUCUGAUAGUGCCCAGUAUAAAUGGGUAUUUCUAAGCAUUACUGCACCACAGCAUGGCACAAUAAAGUAUUUUAGGUGUCGUUCUGAUAAUUGCUUCUGACGAGUGAGUAAUGCUGAUGUCUAAAGUUGGUUAUCAGGUGUUAUUGGGUGUGAACCUCGCUAAUUUUCACUGUUAAGUUUUCUCAUCCCACUCAUUGAUGAAAUGUGGUUAAUGUGUGCAUUUCCUUACAUCUGCAAAAGCUAAUUACUCUUGAAAUAAUUAUCACCCGUCACCUCACUGGUGCUCUGGGUUGAAAGCUUUUGUGCCAUAUUUGACAUUUCUGUAUACACCCAGCAGUAUUUGUAUUUUUAAAGUAAGGGGAUAAGAGAGAAUGCAUGCAGAAUCAAUAUUCCUAUGUUUGGCUAAUAAAGACCUAAUGUGUUUUAAAACUUAUAAUUUGCUUACAUUACUCUGCACGUAAGCUUUCUUUAGUGAGUCAGAACCCACAUUAACAGACAUUGUGGCCAUCUUGGAGAAAGUAAAAGCAAAGUUUGGUGCAAAUAUAUCUUCAGAGUUAACGAAAUAAUGAAUUGUUCAUCUGAAACUUGCCCUCUAUUCAUACGUUUUGUAAAUGAAUAAACAACCCAUGUACUCGGGGGAAAUAGCCUAUCAUUUAGGGAAAAGUAUUGCCAUAUCCACGAUAUUAUCAUGGACACUUAUCACAUUUUCAUGCUGGACAGGAAGUGCUAUCUUGUGAAAUUAUAUAAAUAUAAAUUUCUGUUUUUUCGAGUUUCCUCAUUGAUGAAUGUAUUGACGUUCCUUCCACGGCAUUUCUGUGUGCUACAUGACAGCACAUUUCAUGUAAUGCCCAUCAGCGUGAAAACCUAAUGUGCCCUGGGAGCAUGAUGGAUCUGGGAACACUGCGUAGGAUAGAUUGUAUGCUGCCACUGUAAUAAGUUAGUGUGGAGGGUGACCGAUUGAGUGUGUACACCGUGUAUUGAAAUAUUGCAUGUGUUAAAAUCCCAUCCAUGGCAUUUGAAUGUUGAUCUCUGAUGUUGCUCUCUUUUAUUAUCCUGUUUAACUCCCCAUUCUGCAUCUCAUGAGUUUCGUUUGACUUAUUUUCCAUUCCCCCUUGUUGGUGGUUCCUUGUACGAACACACCCUCCCUCCCUAGUUCUCUGCUUCUGAUGUCUCUCUGACUGGAAGGAUCUGCCUUGCUUUAGAUUCCGCAAACUGAUUAGUAAUAUCUUUUUGCAAUGUAACAGGAAUGUGCAGUCCUGUCUUUAACAUGCAGGUUCAUACUGAUUAAAGGCUGAUAGUGCAAGAGCAACACAUGCUAGGAAAUCAGAGUUAAGUAUACUUUAUAGUGUAAAAAAAAGUUUCCAGAGAAUUUGCCAGGAGGAGGAAUUAAUAUUUUAUUUUUACAAAAAAUGCCAUUUAGGUGUUGAUAACACCUUUUUGUUAUGUUGUGGUUCUGGCUUUGGAACAAGUGUGGCAGAUGGUUUCAUGCUCAUACUACAGUGCAGUUUAUUUGUGGCCCAAAUCAAAGCUCCCCUGAUGAUUGGGCUUGAUAAACACCAGAAUCCUUAAAGCUACGGUUGUUAAAAUUGUGUAAUUAUGUUCAUUUGUUUAGACCAUUUGCGUAAUCCUUAAUCUGUGUCCCUGCCACCAUAAUAAUAAUCUGCUGAAGUUUGUUGCCUCAUCUCAUGUUGGACAGGGUUCCCACACGUAUCUCUCUCUGAUGCCUUCUAAAAGGCAACGAGAUCUGAGUUUCCCCAGUAGUUGUCUGUUAUUUAAGAUGCUUGAAAGGGUACCUUUUUACUUGAUCUUUCAGAAAAAGCACAAUAUGUUGGUCUAGGAUUCUUGUUUGGAUGAGUAGUUGCUCCCCAUAGACAUGAGACAUUGGCAUGUUGGACAGUAGCAGGUGGAAUGCACAUUUGAGUAGCUUUGCAUCCAACUCCAAUCAAUGCGGUUAUGCCGCAUUUUGCAGGAAGCAAUUUACAAGCAAAGUUGCUUUGCUCCCCCUUUUUAUUUAUUUAGUUAUUUAAAUUAAUUUUUAUAUUAUCCCUUAUUCUGGAUUUAUUUUUUCUGUCCUUUAAUUUCUCUUUCUAUUUAGGAUGUCUAGCAUGGGGGAAAUUCCUUUGGAGGAAGGAAAACCCACUAUAUAAAAAAAAUUGGGGGAAAAAUUUGCAUGUGUUUGUUGUAACAUCCCUCUGAGGAAUAUAGUAAGAAACUGUGCAAUUCCAGAAAACGUACAUAUUAUCACCAGUCUUUCUGAUACCUCAAGGCCUAAGCAUAGUCCAAUUGGCUUUGGCACUGGCUUAAGAAGCUCCUUCAGAACAAGACUGCAACUAGGUUGUCUAUACAUGCAUUCAGCAGACAUUAAUGUUGAACAUUCUAUUCUCUGAAGACAAUGCUUUCACGCAUAACACCCUUUAAAUUCAAGUAAAGUCUGUCCCUUACCGCCUCAUGCAAACUGAUUUUUGUUUACUUACAGUAAAAUGCGUUUUCUGGAGUGAAAACUUUAGUGUCCUUUUACCUCCCAUCCAUACCACCCCCAUCUUUCGGAUUUGUGUGAGGACCUAGAGUGCUUGGAAUCGGGCUUCCUUUAAUAGGAGAUCUAUCUUUUGCUAUUUUGGACAACCUGUCCAGCAAAUACGUGGCUAGUGCCUACAACUACACAGUACUGCUGCUUUUUACUAUGGAGAAAUGAUUUUCAGCUAAGUAUUAUUUAUUGUGUGGCUGAGGUUUUUUUGUGUGUAUAUUUUGGCCUGGUUGUGCUUGCUGAAUGUUAACUGGCAUUACCUGCUUUGUAAGUUGAUUGGUAAACCCAAACAGCAGUAACAAUGUGGAGGAGUGGAAGAUAAUUAACUUUGCUAAGCCAUCAGAGAGAGUGUCUUUUUAGGGUGGAAUAUUCCCUGCAUAUUACACACCAGUAACAUGCAAAUUAGACAGGAUGAUAAAUCAUAUACAUAGAAAUGUGAGAAGGAUGGUAGAAAUGAUUCACAUUAAAACAAACUUGAUUUGUAGUAAUAAGUUGACAAGAUAGUGGCUAUCUGAGCUUUGUUGAAUUCCCAAUCAUUUCAAGACGGUCCACAGCUUUUCAGUUUAAUUCCGCAAGAACCAGACAGUCUACUUUGUAUAUAGAGCAAUCAUUGAACUUGCAGUUCUAGUAAAUAAACUUCUGAUUGUCAGUUAGAAAAUAGCAUGUGUUUUUUGUCCUCCUUCAUUUUUGUUUUGUGUAUAUUCUUCCUUACUUUAUAUUUGGUAAACAUACCUGCUUGUAGAAUUGUUAUGAACCCAUUCGUUUUCCAGCAUGCUCUAUUCAUGUGGUGACCUUUUGGAGGAUGAAUCCCAGAUUACGAGCUAUAGAGGAGUAUUGUCUUCUGACUGAGGCAAUGACAUUUUGUAGUCCCAAACAAUUUCAUGUGUAUUUUUCAUGCAUAAAUGAAUCGUAGCUAUGGAUUCAUUUACAUGUGUUCGUCAGUUUACAAGCUAUACUGUGCUGAACCCAGCCACAACGUACAUGAAACUGCUUGUCCAAUAACUUAACCAGGUGAAAUCACAAACUUGUAUGUAAAACAAUCCGUAUAAUAUUAGAACUGUUGUAUAAAAUAAACUUGAUCUUUGUUUUGUUUCUAUUAGUCAACACUCUGCAUAUAGUUUGUAGACUAGAAAUGUAUGUAGGGCUUGACAAAUUUGUUUUCGAACUAGGAGCCAGAAAAAAAAGUUAGGAGCCAGCCCCCUCUCCCCAACGACAAAAAUACAAUUCUUAAAGGAACAGUAUAGUCACCAGAACCACUGCAGCUUAAUGUAAUGUCUCUGGUGUAUACAGUCUGUCCCUGUAGACUUUUCAAUCUAAACGCUGCCUUUUCGGAGAUUAGGCAGUUUCUACAUUGCUGCCUAGUAAUAUCUCUAGUGGCUGUCACUCAAAUGGCCACUAAAUUGUCUAUCUUAGUCCACAAUGUGCAGCCCCUACAUUCAGCAUCUCCACAUUCUGCAUGGAGGCGCUGAACGUUCCCCAUAGAUAUGCUUUUCAUUGAUUUAAUGCAUCUCUGUGAAGAGAUGUGGAUUGGUAAUUGAUCAUUUUAGCUACGGAGGCAGGCCAACUACAGCGAGACCAGCACAGCACUGGAAAAAAGUUGAGUAAAAACAGAAUUCCCAAGGCUGGUAACCUAAACACACAUUCACUGACAGACACCUGGACUGACACACGCACGGAGAGACAGAGAUGCGCGCGCACACACGCACAAACACUGAGAGACAGACACAGAGAGACAGACAGGUGCGCGCUCUCUCUCUCUCCACGCACACAAAGUAUUUAUUUAUUAUUAAUACACUCAAAUAUAUACUUAAACACGAACAUUCAUAUAUACACACGGACAUGACAGAUACACAAAAAUUAAAAAAGAAAAAUACAUAUUUUUAGCCACCGUCCUACUUUUUGGACUCAAGAGGGUGGCUCCCCUGGGGUCCAGUGGGACUUGGCAGCAGCAGGUGACAUCUGGCUAGUGGGGCAGGCUGCGGCUAAUGGGAGUAGGCAGCCGCUGUUCCGGACUCCCUCCUUCCGCCUCCUGUCUCUCCAGCCCCCUCCCGAGCAGCGAGAGGAAGUGAACUGUAAUAACUUCCUCCUGGUGCUGAGGUCAUGCAGGGUAAAGGGCAGCUCUGCAGCAUGGGGGUGGAAGGGGGCGGAGAGCAGAACAGUCUUUACCUCGUGUCCUGCCAGGUUAGCUUGCCAUUCCCCUGCGCUGCCUCUGCACCGGGAGGAAGUAAUUACAGUUCUUCACUUCCUCCCGGCGCACAAAGUGCUGCAUGGGGAUUGAGACCGGAGGUGGAGGUAACGGGCUGACUAAUCCCAGGCGCCAGGGCAAAAUAUUUAGUCGCCAUGGCGCCUGGGAUUUGUCGAGCCUUGAUGUAUAGGAACACUGAAGUCACCCAGACCACUCAAUCUCAAUGGCUGUAUGUUUAUCCCGCCAUGAUCAUAGUAAUAGUCGGUACAAUGGAAGAACCUCUAGUGACUGAGUAAAACUUUGUCACAUGAAGCAGCAGCUCAUAAGAAAGCAUUGGAUUCAAUGAUUUCCUAUGAAAAGCAUUGGGUGCAUGCGCUCGCUAUGCAUGCAAGUCAGGCUUGAGAACAUUUGAGUGAUUUGACGAUUGCUGGAGGAUGCUAUGCCUCCUCGAUCUCGUGGAAGGAGGAGAGUUGAGCAGCACAGAGGGAAGAGGGAGACUUGGUGCUGGGAAAAGGUGAGUAAAAACAUUAAUUUAAUUGAAAAUAACUAGGGGGUUUAAAACUAGGGACAUGGGCACUAUAGAAUUAGGAAUAUGGUUUAUAUUACUAAUGCUACAGGAUUCCUAGAAUUCUUUCUGUCUAAUCUCCAAUACAGUUGGCCACAAAAUAAUGUUUUUGUGUUUUUGCCUAAGCCAGGUAUUGAAGUGGUUAAAUGUAUUUGCCAAUACUCUUGAAAAGUUAGAUUUGCUUAAAUGGAUUUUGUUCUGUGAAAUAUGACCCAUAUUAGGUCGCCACCAGUUAUUUGAUAUAUUUCUUAUUUUUCACUUAUCUAAUGAACCCAUUUUAGAGAUUUUAUUCCCUCAUAGGAGUACUUAUCAUGAAUGAGAAUAGUUAUACGUUUGCAAAUAAGUAUUAUAGCUCUGCUUUUUUCACUGUUAUCCAAAAGUCACAAAGCAAGUGGGUUUGAUUAAUUUUUAAAUUAUAUUUUUGCAAGAUCCCCGCUACUGACCUUGACAGACUCAUCGGCUCUUCUUAUGGUGCUCUCAGACCCAUUAUUGCGCCUGGUUGCCUUUUAAAUUUGUUGAUGAAUUCAGACAUUGUUGUCUGUUAUAACUGCAGAAUUCAGCAAUGCAAAGUCCACACAUGGCAUCAAUUUUAUUUUGCCAGCAAAUGUCUUUGCUUUCCCAUGUCCAUUGUCAUGGGGCUGUGUGUACAAUAUAAAAGGAUGUGCUUGGCCAGUAAUUGCAGAAGUGUAUCUUUACAGGAUCUUAUACUGUCUGUAGGGUUGUACAAAUUAAUUUCAAACUUAGGCAAUUACUUGUCAAAUAAAAUUCUGUAUUCACCAUCUACAUGGAACAAACAGAAACAAAUGAUCACACUGUUUCUUCUAUUUCACAGUAAUGGCUGGCAGCUUGAGAACAUUUUAUUGAAUAAGCUACUUUUUUAGUAAUGGAUAUUAAUCCUACCAUAAAUCUGUAAAACAAAAGAUGGGGCUUGUCUAGUGAUUAAUUUAGUCAUUUUCUUUUGUUUUCCCUGCAAUUUUGCUUAUUGAUUUUUAUUUUCUGUCUUAUUUGAUUUUACACUGAAAUUUCCUGUAUCACCCACCUGGACAAAUUGAAGAGUUAGAUAAUCUACUAGUUGAGGAAAUAGCUAAAAUGACAAUGAAGGGGGAAGUUAUCAUCAUGGGUGACUUUAAUCUUCCUGAUGUAAAUUGGAAAACAAAAUUAGCUACUUGUGCCAGGAGCACACAUAUUCUAAACUCCCUACUGGAGUUGUCUCUAAAGCAAGUUGUUGAGGAGCCAACUCGUAAAGAGGCCAUACUAGAUUUAGUGUUAACAAAUGGAGAUUUGGUAUCAGAUAUUACUGUAGGUGAAAGUUUAGGAUCCAGUGAUCAUCAGUCAGUGUGGUUUAAUAUAAGAACAGUGACUGAGUCACACCACACAAAAACAAAAGUUUUAGACUUUAGAAAAACAGACUUUUCUAAAAUUAGAAUAUGGGUAGAGGAGUCAUUAUCAGACUGGAGCAAUUUAAAUGGAGUCCAAGAAAAUGGGAUUAUUUAAAAGUUGCACUAUUGAAGGCAACAGAAAAUUGCAUUAGGCUUGUCAGUAAAGCAAAAAAUUCAAGAAACCACUGUGGUACUCCGCAGAUGUGGCCAAAAUAGUUAAAAACAAAAAGUUAGCAUUUAGGAAUUAUAAAAAAACCCAGAGUGAGGGAGACAAAAUGAUCUAUAAGAUUAGGCAGAAAGAGGCUAAGCAAGUUAUAAGAGCUUCCAAAUCACACACAGAAGAGAAAAUAGCACAGUCAGUAAAAAAGGGGAAUAAAACAUUUUUUAGAUACAUAAAUGAGAAAAGAAAAGUAAAACAAGGAUUAGUUAGAUUAAAAACAAAAGAAGGAAGGUAUGUAGAAGAGGAUAAAGGUCAGGCUGACUGCCUCAAUGAAUAUUUUGUUCUGUAUUUACAGUAGAAAAUGAAGGAAAGGGACCUCAGUUGAGAAAAAGGAUAAAUGAGUCAUUUAUUACACGUGAGUUUACAGAGGAAGAGGUUCUAUUUCAACUGUCAAAAGUAAAGACAAAUAAGUCAAUGGGACCUGAUGGAAUACACCCAAAAGCUAUUAAAAGAGCUUAGUGGUGUACUAGCAAAACCAUUAACAGAUUUAUUUAACCAAUCAUUGUUAACAGGAGUAGUCCCAGAAGAUUGGAAGUUAGCGAAUGUUGUGCCCAUUUACAAGAAAGGUAAUAGGGAGGAGUCGGGCAACUAUAGGCCAAUAAGCCUUACUUCAGUAGUGGGGAAAGUGAUGGAAACCAUGUUAAAGGAUAGGAUUGAUGAACAUCUAAAAACACAUGGAUUUCAAGAUCAGAGACAACAUGGGUUUACUUCAGGGAGAUCAUGCCAAACUAAUCUUAUUGAUUUUUGAUUGGGUAACUAAAAUUAUAGAUCAGGGUGGUGCUUACCUAGAUUUCAGUAAGGCUUUUGACACUGUUGCACAUAGAAGGCUUAUCAAUAAACUGCAAUCUUUAAGUUUGGAUUCCAAUAUUGUUGAAUGGGUAAGGCAGUGGCUGAAUAACAGGCAACAGAGGGUUGUAGUUAAUGGAAUAUAUUCGAAGCUUGGACUUGUCACCAGUGGGGUACCUCAGGGAUCUGUACUUGGACCCAUUCUCUUUAAUAUUUUUAUUAGUGAUAUUGCAGAAGGUCUUGAUAGUAAGGUAUGUCUUUUUGCUGAUGAUACUAAGAUAUGUAACAGGGUUGAUGUUCCAGGAGGGUAAGCCAAAUGACAAAUGAUUUAGGUAAACUAGAAAAAUGGUCAGAAUUGUGGCAACUGACAUUUAACGUGGAUAAGUGCAAGAUAAUGCAUCUUGGACGUAAAAACCCAAGGGCAGAGUACAGAAUAUUUGAUAGAGUCCUAACCUCAACAUAUGAGGAAAGGGAUUUAGGGGUGAUUAUUUAUGAUGACUUAAAGGUAGGCAAACAAUGUAAUAGAGCAGCAGGAAAUGCUAGCAGAAUGCUUGGUUGUAUAGGGAGAGGUAUUAGCAGUAGAAAGAGGGAAGUGCUCAUGCCAUUGUACAGAACACUGGUGAGACCUCACUUGGAGUAUUAUUGUACGUAGUACUGGAGACCGUAUCUUCAGAAGGAUAUUGAUACCUUAGAGAGGGGUUCAGAGAAGGGCUACUAAACUGGUUCAUGGAUUGCGGGAUAAAACUUACCAGGAAAGGUUAAAGGAUCUUAACAUGUAUAGCUUGGAGGAAAGACGAGACAGGGGGGAUAUGAUAGAAACAUUUAAAUACAUAAAGGGCAUCAACACAGUAAAGGAGGAGACUAUAUUUAAAAGAAGAAAAACUACCACAACAAGAGGACAUAGUCUUAAAUUAGAGGGACAAGGUUUAAAAAUAAUAUCAGGAAGUAUUACUUUACUGAGAGGGUAGUGGAUGCAUGGAAUAGCCUUCCAGCUGAAGUGGUAGAGGUUAACACAGUAAAAGAGUUUAAGCAUGCGUGGGAUAGGCAUAAGGCUAUCCUAACUAUAAGAUAAGACUAGGGACUAAUGAAAGUAUUUAGAAAAUUGGGCAGACUAGAUGGGCCGAAUGGUUCUUAUCUGCCGUCACAUUCUAUGUUUCUAUGUUUCUAUGCUUUCAGUCGGAGUAUUAAAGUGAGCGAGCGUACACUCCUGCUUUGUAACUAUUCAUGAAAAUGAAUAACAUGCUGCCUAACUCUCAUUAUGAUGAGGGGAAAGAACCAUGAGAACCACUCGAGUAACUCAAUGGAAGGUGCUGUAAGCAUCUAUUAAUUUCUGCAAGGAAUUUUCAUUUUUUAUUUCCACCCAAAUGGAUUGUUUGUCUGGAAGUCCCUUGUGUGAAAUGGCCCAUUCCUUCCUAAGCGAACUCUCUACUUGAAUUGAUGAGAUGUGCAGCUGAAUAAGUUCCACUUAGAGGCAGCAACACAUUUGUUUAUUUUGUAUAAUGUGAGAUGCAUGGCUGUAGCUUUGGUACAUCUUGUUCUUUUGAUACAAUUUGACUGUUUAAGCAUUAAUGGGUUACCCCAAGCACCAUAACCACUUCAUGGUUCCUGGAGUCUGUUUGAGCAGUGUUUAGUUUUGGAAAGCUGCACUUACGGCGUUUAACCACCCUGUCAGCAGCAUCAUACGGGCGACAUUAGUUAACCCAGAGUUUCUUGGUUUCCAAGCUGGCUAAAGUCAGUUCUGUUCAUCUUCCAGCACACAUCUGCAUUCUUUCCCUUGAAUGGCCUGCGGGAUCAACUUGCGUUGACCGGUGCCCGGUGCAGACCCAUCAACAGGAAACGGGGCCUUCAUAACCACUACUGCUUCAAGAAUUAUUGAGAACUCAUGACCCUUUUUCACUAAGCUCUAUUCAUUAGGCUAUAGAAGUUGUAUUACUUGGAGUAACCAUUUUACCCUUGGUUGGUAGAUGGUUGGUCAGAAUUACAUUAAAAUGAUAUUUCUUUUGGUGCAUUUGAAAAACAUGAUUUUACUCUAUUGCUCUCACAAACGGUCACUCACUCGCUAUAAAAUUAAUAUAUUAUUUUGUAAGCCAUGUGAAGUGGUUGUCCCUGGGCUUAUCAUUCUUUGAUGAACUGCUUUCCAUUACUUUUGUUUGAGUGGGUAUUGUCCAUUCUAUUUAUUUUGGCUUGUUGUUUUUGUGUCUUUAAAGGCUUACCUUGAAUUUUACAGGAUAAAAUGGUCUGUGGUUUGGAAAGAUAAUAUAGUAUUUUAGAUUGGUUAUCUGGUGAUGGCCAUUUGGCCCAGUGAUCUGAUGAUAAUCGGUGAUCUUUAUUCUUCCUAGCUGUUUGUGGAUAAGGAUUCUCUGUUUUUUAGUUUUUUACUUUAAUUUCUCGCUUAAAAAAUAAAUAAAAUUAUAUAUACAUUAAUGUUUUUAUUUUUUAUGUAGGUCCUCAAUCCCUAUUAAAUGAGCAGUGAGUGAUGAGAUGUAGGCAGUUGGACACUGGUACCAAUAGCAGUGCUUUGUAAGGGUAUGUGGGUAUUUUAAUAUCUAUUCCCUUUCUUUCAAUAUGCUCAAAGGAUUACUCUAACGUUAUACAGCCCACUGUAGUGGUUAUGUUGGUAGGAGUACCAUUAAGAGCUUUUUGGGCAUGGGCAGAAAAAUGCCACACCGUGCCAAUAACCCGGUCUCUCUGAGACCAUCUUUUUGAAGUAGCAAAAUUUACUAGACUAUUUCUACAUAAACUCUAGUAGCUGUCAGAUUCUUUUAAACCUGCAGAACGACAAAUGUUGUACAUUGCAGGGUUAAAACUAGAUAGACCUGGCACCCAGACCGCAUAAUUGAGAGUAAAAUCUUGCCUGUUGUUUUCCUAUAUUUUUCUUAUGUCUGAGAUGCAAUUAUAGAUUAUUCUGACUAACUCACCAUGAUCAAUAAUAUUAUGAUGAUUAUUUUUAAUAUAAUUAUUUUCUUUGAUUUUUUUUUUUUUUUUUAAAUUUGCUGACCCACUGGUACAGAUUAACUUGUGGUCUUUGCACCGAGCAGGUCUCCUCAUCACCUUCUGUGUGUAAUCAGGUCUACUGAGGUGUUGUUCUUCUGACUUUUUAUUUAUUUAAAAAAAUAAAUAAAUAAAAAUUGUGGUGUAAGCACCCAGACCACUAUGGCUCGUUGAAGUGGUCAGGGUGCUGUGUCCCUUUUGCACCUAGUGCUGCAAUAUAAAACAUUGCAGUUCCAGAGAACUGCAAUGUUUACAUUGCAGCUCUAAGUCUGCCCUCAGUUGCUGUCUACCAGACAGCCACUAGAGUGCUUCCGUAAUCCAAACGGACCUCUGGUCCGUUAUUUGACGCUGCGUGUCCUCCCACUCUGCAUGAGGACCUCCAGCGUCCGCUUUUUCCCCCUAGGAAAGCAUUGAUUCAAUGCUUUCCUAUGGAGAGCUCUAAUGCGAUCGUGGCAUUUGCUGCGCUUUCGACCACACUAGUCGCAGGAUGGAGGGUGCGGAGCGUCGCCCACACAGAGGGACAUCAGCGCUAGAGUAAGGUAAGUAAAGGGUUCUUAACCCUUUUAUUUACUGGGAAGGAGGGUUCACAAGGGAAGGGGGAGGCAGAGGGUUCGGUAGUGCCAGGAAUACAGCUUUGCAGAGACCAGUCUCUCUGAUUGUACAAAGUGUCAAAUAUGAUAUCCCCUGUCAUGUAGGACUGGCUAGCUACCUUUGCAUUGCCAGGCUCUGCAAACUUUUUUCAUGAUGCCAAACCAGAAUCUCAAUUGAAAAUCUUGUGCACCAGCAUCUGUAAUGUAGCAUCACACUCCUAAGUGUAGUCUAUUCUUAAACUGUGUUAGAUGCCUUUUAGCUCUAUACAUUACUACACCAAAAUGGUAGGAAGUUAUGCAAUUGGUCGCAGGGUGCUAAAAAUAAAACUUAAGUGCUUUAAGCUGCUCUCAGCUCUUCCACAUUCUAAGCCUUUCUAUUGAAAAUGGAUAAGCACUGUGCCAAUCUGUCCAUCCCUUAUAUGGGCAGACACUGUGACCCCAAUUAGACAGGAUCUUAAUACGUUCACUGCUUGACUAUUAGAACCCAGAAAGUCGUUUGUUUUUUGUUUUAUAGCCUCAAGUAAAAUGUAUUUUAUUAAAUUUAUCGAAAGUAGAAUUUUUAGUUACAUUUUUACAAUAGUUUCCUCCUCUCUCUGAAUAUGUUAAGCUUUUCUUAAUUUCUGAUCUUUUUUUUUUUUUUUUUCCCAUAAAAUACUUAAGACAAAGUAGGGACUACUUUGUCUUGUGUGUGUAUUUUUCCUAUGCUUAGCAAAUCUUGACAAAGGUCCAAUUCUCCGAUAAUACUCACUUGCCUAUUGCAUCCCUUGUCUCUAAUCUUUUGAUCUAUUACAGUGGUUCCCAACCCAGUCCUCAAGUACCCCCAAACAAUCCAGAAUUUAGGAAUUACCCAAUUGUGUCUAAAAAUAAAACUUUAGCCACAAUAUGGUAAUUUAUAAAUCCUGGACUGGUAGGGAAUACUUGAGGACUGGAUUGGGUACCCCUAAUCUAUUCUAUACUCAUUCUUCCCUGUACCUUGUGCAUGCCUUUGCGUUUGGCUUCCUGGACAGCAAAUACCUACCAUGACAGAAGCUUUAAAGGAAAUGUUUAUCAUUUAUAUUCGUAAUAAAUUAAAAUAUGGAAAAGCCAUACAUUUUUAAAUAAAGCAAAAAUGGUUUAUCUAAAGUUAUAUUUGCUGCAAUGUCCAAUGCAUUGCAAGUUUUACAGUAAGAUCUGCCUAGACAAGGAUGUGACACAGCCAGUUAUGAAGCUUUCUUAAAUGGACACUCUGCAAUGUAAUAACUGCAGUAAUUACGGUGCUUAAAGAGUUAGUUACACCCUCUCGUUUUUUUUUGUUUACAUUUUUAGAGUGUUUUCAACAAAAAAGGCAUUUCUGACACCUGGCUAGCUGGCUGCUUAGAUAAUGCAAAGGUUUCAUACAAACAAUUAAUUGUGGGAAUUUUUUUUAGAGUUCAUGAAUAUUUUUGUGUGUGUUCUGACUCAAGGGUUGAGCUCUAUAUUGUUAGUACAGAAAAGCAACCUAAACUAUAAACAUGAUUGCUGCAGUUGGUGCUUGCAAAUUUUAAGUCCUACAAUGUACUCUUGUCAAAUUUCAAGUCCUACAAUGUACUCUUGUAUUAGAAGAGAAGGUACACAGCAACAUUUUGACCCACACCAGGGACUUUGUCAAGCUUUACAAAGACCCAGGUGUGGGUCAAAACGUUGCUGUGCACCUUCUCUUCUAAUAAAUUUGCCUAAAAGAGUUGGUGGUGUCUGGACCUUUCUUCUAUGUUCUGGUAUCUACAAUUGAUGAGAUUGUGGUGGCCCAUGGUCCCGUUUUCCACCCGUGGCUUUUUGUAGAUUGAGUGCGGUUGAGCAGACCAACCAUUUGCAUUACAAUUACAAUAUUUGCCAACCAGAAUACUAUUAGCCAGAUUAUUAUUAAUUACAUGUAACUGCAAGUACAAAAUUAUACAGUAGUAAACUGCAGGUACAAAUAGUAACAUUGUUGUAGUAAAUUAAUAAUGUAGUAACUAAGAUAUAAUGUAGUAACUAAGAUGAAGAAAAUUCGGUAGAAUAGCUUAUGUUUCUCCGUCUGUACAUUUAAGCUGUAGUCUUCAAAUUAAAUGGGCUUCUUGCAGGGGUGGAAUUAAAACUCCCCUUAUUUCCAGUGCUGCGCAGGUCCGCCGGCACUAGCCCCACCCCCUUGGUGCCAUCACCAGAAUUGCAUAUUUUUAGCCAAUCCAAUGCUUUCCCUUGAGGAAAACAUUGAAUUGGCUAAAAUCGACAAAGGGGUUGGGCCAAACACAGUUUUGGCUAAUCAGCACCUCCUCAUAGAGAUGCAUUGAAUCAAUGCAUCUCUAUGAGGGAAAUUCAGACCUUGAACAGCAGUGCAGCACUGAUACAGGAAGCACCUUCAGUGACCAUCUGAGGAGUGGCCACUUGGAGGUAUCCCUAGGGGCAAUGUAAAAAAGGCAGUGUUUGCAUUAAAUUGCCUAAAGGCAAUGAUUAUACUCACCAGAACAACUACAUUAAGCUAUUGUUGACCCAGACCACUUAUCUCACCGAAGAGAUGCUUCCCCUGCAACAGAGACCCUUUAAUGCAUGUUAUAAGAAUCUUAAACUGCUAUUUUGUUCAAUGAUCUCUGCAGGCCCAGAACUAGUUUUAGGUCAUGAACUUUGCACCUUUACAUGAACCUUGGACCUUUCUUAUCUUUGCACCUUUAAAUGAACAUUAGUCCUUUCUUAUCUUCCCAUGCUAGCAGCAAUCCCCAUCCCAUUGUAAAUAACCAGUGUUGGAAAGGAGCACAGGAUCUGUCAGCAAGCUUGUAAACAGUGACUUCUGCUUGAUAUUGGCAAGUUUAUUCUUGACAAGAGUGCUCCCAUCCUCUGGCUGAGGACAGGAAGUAUGUUCUAUUAAAGUAGCAAGGAAGGCUAGGAAGCCUUUCUAAUACUGGGAAGGCACAGGACUGUUCUGGUUUUCACAAGGUGAACAUUUAACACUGUGGUUACUUUGUAUGCACAUAUUUUUAGGUGUUUUUUGUUUUUCUGCCUUAAAGUAAUUUGAAGUUUCCCCAAGUAUGAGCUAAGGACAAUGAAGUGUAAAAUCUUAUAAUAAAAAAGGAGCAUAAUGUCCGCUAUAUUUUAGUAGUGGUUAUUGAUAAAGUGCUCUGUAGCAAAAUGGUUCUGACCUUCCUAACUUGCACAUAAACCGUACCAUACGGUGUACAAAACACAGGAGGAAUAUGUUUGUAACAGGUCUCCUGAAUAUCUAGGAAAACGUUUAUUUCCUUAUUUUAACUAUACUGUGUGAACACUCAAGUAAUCAAAUGUACUGGGAGCAGUCAAUUUUAAUUUUCCUUUUGCCUGAAGUAAGAAAUUAAAAUGUUGCCUUGUAUGUUAAAUUGAAAUGUUCUGUUCUAUACUCUGGCUCUAGAUAGUAACUUAAAGCUGUGUAAGUACACUGAUAAAUACUUAUUUUUUUUUUUUUAUUCAGAAUGGAAUAGUUAAGGAGGAAGACCCAUGGUGCAUCAUUUUGCUAUUUUUAUUUAUUUAUCAAACGCAAAAAAAUACAAUAUAUUAAUGAGGCAAGAACCCAUCAAAUGUUGUGUUGGUGUCCAAUAUGUGCUUUUAAAGCACCCAUGUCAACUUCAAGCAUUCGUGCGAAUUUUGCAAAUACCCUCAAAUAUCACAUCUCUGAUCUGUAAAGAUGGGAUACAUACCUGAAAUUUACUCUCGCAGGUACUGACCUUUUCAUUCUUCAGCUCCUGGUACUGAUUCUGUCAAGAGCCCGCAUCACAAUUUAUGGAUCUUAUAAGGUCUAUAAUAAUACUUGAGUGAAGUAAGAGGUCAGAGUCAGAGAGGACAUCGAGGUAGCAAGCCUGCAGGGUAGGCUUAAUAGGAACACCAUUGACCUGAAGAGAUACUGAUAAGAGGAGGAGCACUUGAAAAAGAUGUAAGAUGCUCAAAGAAAAAGAUGCUCAAAGAGCAUUGGGAAAACUAGAGAAUCACAUAAACCAAGAUAAAUUGAGGAUGAGUUUAAGAAGUUGGUGCUUCUAUAUCCAUCUUUCUAAUAUCCUUUAGGCCCACAAUGACAAAGUAAGAUAUGUGGAGGGACAAGAAGACAAAAAAAAGUGAAGUUAUCCCCUCUAUAGCUAGCGAUGGUGAGCUAAGAAUAGAAAAUACCGGGUGGGAUUGCUAAGAUUUCUUGCCUGAUUUUGGAUAUACAAUUGUUAGUAACAAAAGGUCAGGAGCUGUAAGGUUGCAGCAAAGGGAAAAAGUAUCAUUUUAUUUUGGUAAUCAUUUUAAAGGACCACUAUAGGCACCCAGACCACUUCAGCUUAAUGAAGUGGUCUGGGUGCCAGGUCCAUCUAGGAUUAACCCUUUUUGCAGUAAACAUAGCAGUUUCAGAGAAAGAGGAGGAGGAGAGCUCCCCGCCUGGCGCUGGAGAAAGAGGUAAGUUUAACUCCUUCCUCUCCCCAGAGCCCGGCGGGAGGGGGUCCCUGAGGGUGUGGGCACCCUCAGGGCACUAUAGUGCAAGGAAAACGAGAGUGUACAGGUUUUAUGGUGUUUUCAAAAGUUACAGCGUCAAAUAUAAGGCUUGCGUUUCAUUUUUUUCACAUUAAAAUUCGCCAGAUUGGUUACGGUGCCUUUGAGACCCUAUGGUAGCCCAAGAAUGAAAAUUACCCCUAUGAUGGCAUACCAUUUGCAAUAGUAGACAACCCAAGGUAUUGCAAACGGGGUAUGUCCAGUCUUUUUUAGUAGCCACUUAGUCACAAACACUGGCCAAAAUUGGUGUUUUUUGCAUUUUUCACACAAACAAAUACUAACGCUAGCUUUGGCCAGUGUUUGUGACCAAAUGGCUACUAAAAAAGACUGGACAUACCCCAUUUGCAAUACCUUGGGUUGUCUACUAUUGCAAAUGGUAUGCCAUUGUGGGUGUAAAUUUCAUUCCUGGGCUACUAUAAAGUCCCAAAGGCAACGUAACCAAUCUGGCGAAUUUCAAUUUCAAAUGUAACGUGCUAUAUUUGACCCUGUAACUUCCCAAAACGCCAUAAAACCUGUACAUAGGGGGUACUGUUUUACACGUGAGACUUUGCUAAAUACAAAUAUGUGUAUUUUAUUGCAGUAAAAGCAAACAGUAUUAUGACAUUGACAGUUAAAAUGUCAUGUAGAACUAAAAAAAAAAAAAUCUUAUUUUCUCCCAUUUUUUUCAUAUUAAAUUAUGUUUCAUAGCUAAAUAUUUGAUAUUAAAUGAAAGCCCUGUUUCCCCUGAAUAAAAUGAUAUAUAAUAAGGGUGGGUGUAUUUACUAUGAAAGAGUUGAAUUACGGUUGGACAGACAUGUAGCGCAAAUGCCAGGUUUUGUUUACAUUUUGUUUCGUUCACAACGUGUACAUUUGGCUCCGUCCUUUAAGGGGUUAAAGGAACACUCCAGACUCAUAAAGCACUUUAGCUUGCUGAAAAGCUUUAUUUGUGAAGUGUCUUCUUUUUCAUUUUGCAGAAAGGGCAGAUUUUAACCCAUUAAGGACUGAGCCAAAUGUACAUGUUUUGAUCAAAAUAAAUCGUAAGUGCACCCACACUUAUUAUAUCAUUUUAAUCUGGAGAAAUAGGGCUUUCAUUUAACAUCAAAUAUUUAGAAAAAAGUGUGAUUAUUCUUUUUUUUUUUUUUUAGUUCUGCAUGACACUUUAACUGUCAUAAUACUGUGCUUUUACUGCAAUAAAAUACACAUAUUUGUAUUCAGUGAUGUCUUACAUGUAAAUCAGUACCCCCAUGUACAGGUUUUAUGGUGUUUUGGUAAGUUCCAGGGUCAAAUAUAGCAUGUUAAAUUUUUCAGUUUUUUCACAUUGAAAUUCACCAGAUUGGUUACGUUAAUAUUUGUUUGUGUGUGAAAAAUGCAAAAAAAACACAAACAAAUAUGGACGCCAAUUUUGGCCAGUGUUUGUGACCAAGUGGCUACUAAAAAAGACUGGACAUGCCCCAUUUGCAAUACCUUGGUUUGUCUACUAUUGCAAAUGGUAUGCCAUCAUGGGGGUAAUUUUUCAUUCUUGGGCUACCAUAAGGUCUGAAAGGCAACGUGACCAAUCUGGCGAGUUUCAUUGUGAAAAAACUGAAAAAUGUAACAUGCUAGAUUUGACCUUGUAACUUCCCAAAACAACACAAAACCUGUACAUAGGGGGUACUGUUUUACACGUGAGACAUCGCUGAAUACAAAUAUGUGUAUUUUAUUGCAGUAAAAACAAACAUUAUGACAUUUACAGUUAAAAUGUCAUGUAGAACUAAAUUUAUUUUAAAAAUUCUUAUUUUAUUAAAUUUUUAAAAAUAUUUUAUUCAUAUUAACCCCUUCAGGACCGUCAUCGGCAUUUUUGCGUUGCCGACCGAUGACGGUCCUGAACCGUCCUAACGGUCAGAGCUACUUACCUGAUCGCCGUCGUUCCCCCGGCGGCGAUCAGCGUGGCUCCGGUUGUGGGGAGACUGUCUGCAGCCCAGACAGUCUCCCCAUGGCAGAUUAGGACCCCUGUGGCCAUGUGAUCGCUUAACACAGCGAUCACAUGGUCACAAUAGGUGUCCUAGUGUCUGCCUGCAGGGGGGACUGUCUGUGCUGACUGCGCUGCUUUAACUAAUACAUCCCGGGUGAUGGCAAUAAUGUCUCUAGGGGCAUCUGCCAGGGUGAUCGAACCUUCCGGGUCCUGAAAGCCGCUGUUAUCGCCAUGUUUCGCUGUCUUAUAUUUUUUUAUUUAUUUUUUGCCCUAUGUUCGUUGCCACUCUAUUUGUGAACUCCAGCAAGGCUUCCGGGCCUACAUCUUCAGGGGUUCCACGGAUGCGCACGUUCUUCUUACGAUGGUGUUUCCAUCGUUGAGACAGUGAGGGUGAGUCUUUAGAGUUAGUGGGUCAGUGAUUCCACCUGCGUUCUGAUCUCUGAGUAAAGAGUCUCUGUCCCCUUCCCAGGUUUCUACUGCACUAAGGCGCGUCGUGAUGCCUAUCUCUGCCCGCACGCCACCCAGGUCGGACUUCCAUACUUCCCGCAGAUCCAGCAACAGCUUUUUAAUGUCGCCCUUUGUGGAGGGUGAGUCGUCAGUCUGAAUAUUCUGACAGGUACACUGUGGUGGUGGAGUGUGUGGUCGGGGGGCAUAGAUGCGUCUGAUUCACUGGUACUUUGAGGCCUACCAGGUGCCAUUUUAGGCUGUGGUGGCUGUUGCGGCCUUUUGAAGGAUUGCCUGAUUGGCAGGUAGGAGCCCUCCGGGCGUGUAAGUCUCUUGUUUUUACGCCCCAUCUCUCUGUGGGGGAUUUCAGCGCUGAUUGUAGCUUGGUUUUGAAGUCUUAGUGCUGUGAUUUCGUGGCAAUUUAGUAGGUUUUUAGGUGUUUUGAGCAGGAGCUCCACAUACACAUGUCUUGUUAGCUGCUCGGCUUGCCACGCCCCCAGUAUUUUUCAUUUUUAAAGUAUUUAUAUAUUAGUUUUAUUAUAUAUAUAUAUAUAUAUAUAUUUUAUCAUUCUACGUGUAUUUUGAUAAUAUAUAAUUAUAUAUUAAAAUAUACUUAGACUGUGUGUGUGUGUAUGUAUGUAUGUAUAUGUAUAUGUGUGUAUAUAUAUAUAUAUAUAUAUAUAUAUAUAUUAGUUUUAAAACUUUAUAGCACUUUAUUUCAGGCAGCAGGGGGGCUACCGGUCAUUCCAGGCACUCCCCCUGCUGGCACUACUAUGGACGACUAUUCCGUCCAUGUGAUUGUGAGGUUCUCACAAGGACUUCACGAUCACAUGGCCCAGUAGGGCCGGAUCAGCAGCAGGGGGACUACCUGGGAUGCCAGGUAAGUCUCCCCAUCGCAAUAGCCAGCAGGUAAGUCCCCUGGAUGGCGGGGAUGUACUGUGCCGCCCGCCGACGUUUAGAGCCAGGUCCCCAAGGAUGGGAUAGCACGCCUGCCGUCCUUAAGGGGUUAAUAGAAAUUGACAUUCUUAUAAUUUUUAGGUAAACCCCUGUGAAAAAAUGCAUAAUUAAAUGCAUGCAAACCUUCACUUGGGGUAUAUCUACUAAACAGUGAUUUUUGUUUUGGGCAGUGGAGUGUCCCUUUAAGCACAUUUCCAGUUGUAGAAUGACCAACCCUAAUGUUGUGCUAGACCAGUCAUGUAUACGUUUAGGUUUACAGCAGUUUCUCUCUCUACCAGCAUUUACCAAACUUUCCAAUCAAGGUUUCCAACACCUUGAUUAAAAUAAUUUAAAUGGGAAUUCACGUCUUAUUGAUCUUAAUUUGUUUUAUACCACUGUGACAAAGAUGUGAAAGAAACUUUUUUAACGAUAACAUGUAGUAAUGUGUUCAGCACACAUAUAGAUCCAACAUUAUGUAUGCAACCUCUCAGUGCCAUUCUGUGCAAGCAGUUUGGAGAAGGGAGGCACAGUGAAUAAAUGGAAUGUCGAUUAACUAGUCAUGUCAUGCUUUGUAACAGCCAAGGUUACAGAGAAUUCCUUUUAUGCUACAGCAGCAACUUGACUACAAACAUGCUUAUAACCUGCUAUAUUAGUUAUACCAUCAGUUAACCUCAGAUUUAGCUCCAACCAAAAACAAGUGUUUUCAUAAAACAUUCAUUUUGGCUAGAGUAUCCCUUUCAGAGCGGGGCAUGUCGCCAUUGGCGCAGCACUUCUUUGUGUCUUGAUUUUUCUACGUCUUUCUAAAGGAUAGAGAGGGAUCCCCUUUUUGAGUUGCUGCCUUCUUUUCCAUCUCUAUUUGUAGUGGUUAUUUAGCGCUGACCCACUUGUGUGUAUUUUUUUUUUAUCUCCAUUGGUUGUCUGUCUCCAGCAUGCUACGCAUUCUGGCGUCAGACACCAAUUCUGCACAGAAUUUAUAUUGUUCCAGGCUGUCUGAUUCCCAUUGAGUCUGCAAGAAGUGGAGUUACACGUUUUGGCAGCAAAGAAAUUGAUCUUUGUAUGUGCAGCGUUUCAUACUUUAAAUAAAUACAUUAUAUAAUAACGCUAUGACACAUUUUAAGCAACAAUCAACGUUUCCUGUAAAGAUUAUGUCAAAGGACAUGGUUUCAAUUCCAGUGGUAUUACCAAACCUAACCACAGCCAUCCCCCUUGUCAUGAAAAGAAACAAACACAUUCUUGCCGGUAGUUCUAUGUUGUAUACUCGCUAUGCAGAUUCUGACCUCCUCUAUAUUGUGAAUGAGCUGAAUCUGUACAGUCCGGUCUAGAUUUCCUUUUGCAAUAUGUUCUAAAGUCUAAAACAGGCGAAUUUGGUGUUUCAAAUGGAUUUGGCUACUAACAUUGCCUUUGUAACGAAUAGUAAUAGUAGCUAAUUGCCAGUUACAGAACCUCAGGGUUUCUCUCGUUCUUGGCUUUCUGGUCGGUGUGUCAGAUUCCUCUCACUGGCCUGGCCACCAGUAGGACAGCAAUGUUCCAUACACAGUUAAUUUAUUUAGAGAAUAAGAAAUGUUUAUUCUUGUGACACAGCUUCACCAACAUUUUAAAACAUAACUGUAUUAAAUCACACUCCUUGAAUGUUAGGUCCUGCAAAAACAAUGCAUCAAAUCCUAUUAAACUGUUGAGCAACAUGUUUAUCUGUUUAUUUAAUUGUUAAACGGAAAAACAUUGAAAUCUCUCACAGUGAUCUUUCCUAUAUGUCCUCUAACACUCACUCUGAACUUUAACACUUUUUGUGGGUGUUAACUAUGAGUUCUGCUGCCAACAUUUCGGUUGAUGCACAGAGUGGGAACGGUCACUUGGCAAGCCCGAAGGAAAACUAUCAUGAAAUAAUUCUUUUGUCUUUUGCAUAGUUUCUGUAUCUGGUGGUAUCAAGUAUGUUUAAUGUAGACUUAUGUGUAAUCUUUGCAUCAACAAAAUGUUGAAUUUCAGUAUUUUUUUUUUAAAUCAUGGAAACAUUUAGGGAGUGUGUCAACUUUGGGAUUUUUGUCUCCUUAACUUUAAAAUUAUACUCUAGGCUUGCGUGAGUACAACAGGAGUACUACAAUGCACUGUAGUGCUUACUGUGCGAGUAGGCUCUCGGCGCAGCCCAGCAGUAAAAUGUCAGUCCGAGUAUCUUACACACUUGUUUACUGCUAGUCAAAGAGAUGGAAAACAUGUAAUUUAUUAAUUUUGAGGAAAUAAAACAUAGAUGUUUCUGUAUUGUUGAGCUUUAGACCAUGCAUUGGCUUUUUUUUUUUUUCAACGGUAAAAAUGAUUUGUGAAAAUGGAGGCGUAGAUAAUGGGGUGGCGUUAUCCUGCAAAAAAGCAAAACUUUAGUUUUGUUUUUUAAAAAGAAAAAAAAGUGUGGAAAAUUCAGCAUGAAUUCAGAGACCAGCCAAUAAUUAAUGUACUCAACUGUUGGUGCUUAAUGUAUUUUUGUACCUAACCUUGAUUAAUUGUCAUUUUGGCCCUAUUCCAACCAAUCUUACAAGCAUAUUCCUGAUGCCUUUUACAUGUGCUUUCAAAACAUCUACCCAGUUUGUGCUCUACUGAUACCAAAUUUUUCUUUCAUGUGGCAGUUCUACUUAUGAAAUCUUUGAAAUGGUAUAAUACUUUUCCUUCCACUGUGAGUUUUGUGCUUAACAGUAAAUACAUAUGUAAUGGAUAAUGGCACAGGCAGAUUUCCACUUAAACCUUUGGAUGGGAGUGAUUUACUAACUAGAUGAAGUCAUCAUUGGCUCAUCAUUAACUCCACGUUUAGUCCCAGUGGAGGAUGAAUUUGCAGGGUCUGCAACAGACACCAUGAGUAAAGUUUACUUGGAAAUGUGUUCGGUCACUGACCAGACUUUUUAUUUAUUUAUUCAUUUAUUAUUUUAAGGUUAAUUUUAUUUAUGUGAAUUCUGCUUUAAACUCCCCUGGUCACCCUUUCCAUUUUGGCUGUAGAUCAAACGUAAUUUUGGCUUGGUCAUAAAGCCUUUUUAGAACCGCUUGCAAGAUGCAGAGAGUAAAAUAAACUUUUUAUUACCAAUUACCAAAACGCUGGAAGGAAAAAGUGGCUGUUUGUAAUGAACUGUUUUGUAUAAAACUAUUUGGUGAUGAUUUAACACAAGUUGGCCAUUAACAAUGAGAAUUUGCUAAACUUUCCUUUUUUUCCUAGAUGUGGAAGGAGAAAUAAUGUAUACUUGGUAUAUGAUAGACCAGGUGCUGACUGCAGUAUAGCUGUUUAGCUGCCUUCAUAACAGAUGGCAUUUAUAGAUGGUAUGAAAGAUGUUUGGAGUUCACAGGCAUCCUGUGAACUGUGAGCCUCUCCUCAGUUUGUUGUUUUAAAUGAACUUUGUUCCAGUGAAAUAGCAUGCCAUCUCAAAACCAAUUUAGGUGUUUAAACUGGGUUUGAAUAAAACAUAACUUGUUUCAAAAAGUAUAUCCGAAUAAACACAUCCCCAGGAAGAGGAGGGGGAUAGAUAAAAGCGAGAUGUGUUUGCGUGGCUAACAGUACUUAAUCACUGUUACAUGUAUGUCUUUGUAUGUACACUGUACAGUGAUAAUAAGGUUGAAUCUAAAUAGCUUAGUUGAGUAAAGAAGCAAGUAAUGUCACAUUUGGAAUAUUUUGCAUUGCUCGCUGCUGUAGAGAAUUUUCCUGUUCAACUAUUUCUCAAAGAUUUUUCAUAAUUAUAGAAUUAAUGGAAUUCCCCUGAAUACAAUGCUACAUCAUAAUGACAAAUUUAAUCUGAGCAAUUACAAUGCACACAGAAAAAUAAUCACACUGUAUGUAGUACUAUAUCACAUUCUACAUGGCUCUUGUCCUAAUGGACAAUAUAAGCUCUGCAGUGUUCAUUAUAGAAACACUAUAAAGCCAGGAACACAAUCCCUAUAGUAAUAAAAUCACUACCUGGCCCCUCCUUGCCCUCCUAAAUAUAGUAAAAUCGUACCCCGUCCCGAUUCGUCUCCUUUGUUGACAUCAGAAGUGAUGAUCUCUCCCAUAAGAAAACAUUGGAUUGGCUGAGAUGGCAAUUCUAAUUAUCUCAGCUAAGGAGGUGGGCCGCAGGGUGGAGCCAAACACAGCUCUGGCCAAUGGGCAUCUCCUCAAAGAGAUGCAUUGAAUCUGUGCAUCUCUCUGCAGAAAGUUCACUAUCUCCAUGCAGAGCGUGGAGACACUGAAUGUCCGUGAUGUCACUGUGCAACACUGCUCCAGGAAGCACAUCUAGCAGCUAUGCAUUUGUAUAGGGUUGGUUUGCCAAUAUGAAUGCAGAUGAUUUACAUGUUGAUCUUGUACAACAUUUUCAGACAUAUGGAAAAAUGCUGUAGCGUAAGAAUAAUUUCCAAAAUUUAAAUACACAAAUCGGUUGAAAGUGCAAAAAGUACUGCAAGGGAUGGUAACAUUUAAAAAAAACGAAAUGGGAAGGGAAUACAGAAGGGCGGUCAGCUUUUUUAUGAAAACCUUCUGAACAUAAUAAUGCAAAUGUAGAUUUUAAGGCUGUUAUACAAAAAAAUAAAAACUAUUAGCAUUUCUAUUUUUGAAAAUGUCGAUUUUAAGGCUGCGCAAAUGGAGAAAACCAAAUGUAGAAUUUGCGCAGCCUUAAAAUCUAUAUUUUCAAAAAUAGAAAUGUUAGUAGUUUUUUUUUUUGUUGUUGUUUUUAUAUCAGUUAACAAAAUGCAAGGUGAGUGAACAGAAGCAAAAUAUAAAUAAAAUCUGUGUGUAUAUAUAAAACCUCUUUAUAUGCAAAUAAUCACUCCUUUGUUGUCUUCUGCACAUAUCUAAAAGUUCUGCCUGUAUUUUCUAUAAUGAAAAACCAAACAUGGUUAGUAGUGUUUGUACAGCAAUAUGCUCACUGCUGUCUGUUUCAUACCAAAGUGGAGUAGUGAAUAUUUCUAUUCCUAUCCAUAUAACUUAAGGGACACCAAAGUUAUCUCAAUGAAGUGGUCUGCAAAUAGUGCCCUGUCCUUUUAACCCUGCAGGUAAAACAUGGCAGUGUUGUAGAACCGGCAAUGUUUUCCAUUGCAGGGUUGGGCACCUCUAGUGGCUGUCUUCUCAACAGCUACUAGAGGUGCUUCUGCUGAGAGCUCAGUCAGGCUCUGUAUUCACUCAAAUGCUGCUCAUGGAGAGCGUUCAGUUCGGAGCAGUGCAUUGUUUUGCAAUGCAUUUGUCUCCCAAUGCUUUCCUAUGGUGGAAAUCUUAAAUGAUCUCAGUCAGGGAGGCAGGGCAGCAGCACAGAGAGGCUCGAAAAGUAAGUUACGCUAUUUUUUCCCCCUUUUCGACGGGUAAGGGUGGAUAUAAACAUAAGAUUCUAUAGAGUUCAUAAUAACCUAUUGUAUUUCUAACGUAAUCGUUUUUCCUUUUAAAUAAACACCCAAAUGUCCAUUUAGUACAAUCUGUAUCUGCAUACUACACAUCUGUUACUUUUUUAUGGCUCUUUUUAUAAACUCAGUAUAGCAGAUGCAAGGAAUAAACAUUAUUUAAACAGAUGAAAACACUGUAUGUAGCCCAACAAGUAAUAGGUGUAUUGUGUUGCAUCCUUUUACUGCUGAUCAUGCAUUACAUCGCAGGAUUCCAAAAUCCCUUUCCAUUGCUAGAUUUGUCUGUUAUUAACAUGUUCUUAAUGUCCAUGUACCUGUGACAGUCCUUCUGAAGACUUCUCUCAUGGAUGUUUUUCAGAAGGCAAAGCCAUAUACACAGAGAGGUGCUUAGUGCAUGUAUCUAAAUGGCAGUUGUUAAAGGUGCUGAUUAUUCUUUGCUUGAUAAAGACCUGGGUACAGGUCGAAACGUUGCUGUGUCCAUUAAAGCUGUUUAACUUAUCACAGUGAGUGCCUGAGAUUUUUUCCUUGAUAAAUGUUCUAUGGGGUAUGCUGACCCAUACUUAGCACCCUGUGAUUUUUAUCAUUUUUAUCAUCACCCAUAUCAUUACAAUGGACCCUAUCAAGGGGUGGGAUAUAUGAGGCAGCAUGUGAACAGUUCACGAAUUUCAUGUGUUUGAGAAGUGGGCAAGUGAAAAGAUCUGAGUGACUUGACAAGGGCCAUAUAGUGAUGGUUAGGCGAUUUGGUCAAAGCAUCUCCAAAACGGCAACUGUCUUGUGGGGUGUUGCCUGUAUGCAGUGGUUAAUACCUACCAAAAGUGGUGCAUGUAAUAAUAACUGGUGAACAGGUGAUACACUUGGGGAGAUUAGGCUGGCCCAUCUCAUCUGAUCACACAGAAGAGCUAAUGUAGAUCAAAUUGCUGAAAAACUGUAUGAGUCACAUUCUAUUUUAGAUCAGGUCAACGGCUGGGUGCUUGUGCUUUGUUUUCCUGGUGAAGAGAUGGCAGCAGGAUGUACUAUGGGGAAAAGGGUAAUGUUCUGCUGGGAAACCUUGGAUUCUGGCUUUCAUGUGGAUGUUACUUUGAGGAAUAUGAGUUCAAGGUGUUGCCUUAACCUCCAAGUUCCCAACACUAUAUUAGGCAGGUGGUUGUGUGUGUGUGUGGGGGGGUGGUAGGAAGGAUUGUGCGCGUGUGUAUGUAAAAAAAGUAAAAAAUUUUUUGAAAAAUCCUUGCUUUCUACAGUAUAGAAUACAUAUUUUUUAUUAAUAUAAACUUUUAUUCUUUGCUCACUUUUCUGUAUUUUAGAUUUGUUCUUAAAUCUACAUAAUUUGUGUUUGUUCUAUUGUUUUUUUACUAGGCCUGCAUUGAUGAAAAUUUAGAGGUGGUAGAAUUCCUUGUAAAUCACGGAGCCAAUGUGAACCAAGCAGACAAUGAAGGGUGGACGCCUCUACACGUUGCAGCCUCAUGUGGCUAUAUGGAGAUAGCAGAGUGAGUAAAUGGGUGUGAUGCAUGAAAAAUUUAUGUCUCAGCUACUCAAUUUAGCUGUGGGAAUUUCCAUUUUUUUUACAGACAAUCUUACAAAUAAUUGGUUGUUAGAAAAUGUAAAUGUUUUAUAAAGAUGAAUAUCAAUGAAAAUGUGGCUUUCCUCUAGAUCAGAGAUCAGAUCAGGCGACUUUCGGCACUCCAGAUGUUGUAAACUACAUCUCCCCUGAUGCUUUGCCAGCAUUGUGGCUGUUAGAGUAUUAUAGGAAAUGUAGUCCACAAUAUCUGGAGUGCCGAAGAUUGCCUAACCCUGCGCUAGCUUAUGAAAGGCCAUUAAAUUUGAUAUAAGAUGGAUUUCUUUAACUUUCACUUACAAUACUUGAUGCGCCAUAGACUUACAUAUGUUAAAAACUUUUUAGUUACAGGAAUUCUGGUGAUUCAGUCUUGUUUUUGAGUGAUCACUCCUCUGCCUAUUCUUGGUUAAAUAUCCACAAGCUUCAAUUAACUGUGACCUAGAGGUUUUUGGCAUAGUAUGUGAUAGAAUUUUAAAAAGCUUACAUGAAAAUACAGUUUACAUACAUAAAGUAUUUUAAAUAUGUGAAUAAUACUUUUUCAACAUCAGAUUGAAAUCCACAAAGUGUUCCACCAGAACAGUCCAAAUAUGCUUAAAGGUUAAUUGGCCUAUCCAGUUGCCUUAGGUCAGUUUUAGGUCUAUAGGCACAUUUAUUAGGAACAAGGUGAACACUGCAAUGUUUUGAUCUUACAUUGAGCCUCUGUCUGGCUUAACAAAGACCCGAUGUAGGGUGGAAAUAUUGCGUUGUUCACCUUGUUCUAAUAAAUGUACCUAUAAAACAUUGGUAUACCUGGACCUACUCUUUCUUUGGUAUAUUUACUACUAGGGGUUAAUGCUAGCCCAUUGUCUGGAUGCACCCAUCUUUGGCUCUAGUGAAUUGAGGGAUGAUGAAUACGAAAACGUUCUAAUUUGUUUGUAGAGGUUUUUUUUGCUUAGUUUUUUUCAGAGUUUUGGUAUAUAUUAAAUUACAAUUGUUCAGCGAGUUUCCUUUGCUAAAAAUAGUGCGGAAGAAUAGGUUGUCAUUUUAAUUCCGUGUACAUCAUUUGGUAUAUAUAUUUUAAAAUAUGAACCAGCAACAUAUUCUGGAACUCAGUACAGUAACAAUAUUAUACAUUGAUUUAGAACAAAAUGGAGAACACUGUCUUUCUAGUUCACUGUUGAUGUCCCCAGCCCAUUCUUUACACUAAUCAUCCUCAACCACCCCCACUCUCGUUCUGCCAAAACAGCUCUGAUUUAUCGAGGCAUUGACUCCACAAGACCUCUGAACCUGUCCUCUGUAUCUGGCACCAAGACAUUUGCAGGAAAUCCUUGAAGUCCUGUAAGGUGUGAGGUGGGGCCUCCAUGGAUUGGAUUUGUUAUUCCAGGUGAUCCCACAAAUCAAUCUGAUUGAGAUCUGGGGAAUUUAGAGGCCAAGGCAAGAACUUUGUCAUGUUCCUCAAACUAUUUCUGAACAAUGCUUGCAGGGUGCAUUAUACUGCUGAAAGAGGCCACUGCCAUCAGGAAACACCAUUGCCAUGAAGGGGUGUACGUGGUCUGCAACAAUCUAUGUAGGGGGUAAAUGUUAAAGUAACAUUUACAUGUAGGCCAGGAUCCAAACUUUCUUAGCAGAACAUUGCCCAGAGCAUAACUCUGCCUCGUCCAGCGUGCCUUUUACCCAUAGUGUAUUCUGCUGCCAUCUCUUUCCCAGGCAAUGCAGGAAAGGAAAUACGCACCUGGCAAUUCACCUGAUAUAAAAUAAAAUGUGGUUAAUCAGACCAACCUUCACACAUUGCUCCGUGGUCCAGUUCUGACACUCACGUCCCCAACACUUGCCGUGUUGGAGAUCCUCUGACCCAGUUGUCUAGUCAUCACUAUUUGGCCCUUGUCAAAGUCACUUGAAUCUUUUCGCAUGCCCAAUUUUCCUGCUUCAAACACAUGAAAUACGAAUUCUUCACUUGCUGCCGAAUAUAGCACCUUUGACAGGUUCCAGUGUAACUAUAUAAUCAAUGUUAUUAACUUGAACUGUCAGUGGUUUUAAUGUUGGUGCUGAUCAGUGUGUGUAUUUUACUUUUUUUUUUUUCCUUGACUUUACUCUGCGACUGUUUCUUUCCCAGUUAAAGGUACACUCUAAGCACCAUAACAACUUAAUUGAAAUGACGUUAUGGUGCUAGGAGGACUAUGAUGCUGGCUCACUAAAUGGGUUAAACUGUUUUGGAAUGGUUUAACACCAAGUCUGUGUACCAACACUGAAUCUCCCUGCCUCUCUGUCCUUUGUGUAACGUUAAUACCCAAUACACAGCGUGAAAAUCACCAAGAUAAUAGAGACAGGUAGGAAGUCCCUAAACCGGUCCUUAGAAUGGCCGGAAUAAUAGAAACUACUAGAAAUACCAGAAACAAGCCAAGGUCAAAGGAAGCUAGAAAUACACAAUAGCGAGGAACGUAGCCGAGUCAGGGAAACUAGAAAUCAGAAUAGUCAAGAGCAAGCCGGGUCAAACGCACAAAGAACAAUCAAAAUAAUACAGGAACGCGCUGAGGGGACACUAGGAACACAAGGCACACUAAGAACCACAGCAGGGCAUUGAUGUGGAGGCAGACUGGGCUUUUAUAUGAUUUGGGGGCGUGAUUUACAUAACUACGCCCCCAAAAGGUACGUGUACGUUGAGCUCUCUUGUUUAAAUCUCUUCUGACCACUGGGGGUUGGUACGCAUGUGCUGCCUCUUUAAAAGGGGGAGCGCGCAUGGCGUCAGGCGUCCCUGAUGCUUAAUGCAUCCUUUCCCGGGGUGGAAGCGGCGGUCCGACCGAUCCCGAUGUCGGCAGAUCGACGGACCAACAAGGUAAGUGACUGGCAGCUCACACUUUGUUUCUCAAAAUCAGAAACCUGGAAGACCUUGCAGAGUUGAGCAGCGGCACCGCUGAUUCGCUGAGAGCAGUUACUUGACACUCUUAGCCAAUCAGUGACUCCGCAUUCAUAAAAUCUACGUACAUUUUUCAAGCCAUGUCAGCUUACCAGUCUCAGCCAAUUGGCUGUGUUUCUACCAUGAUUUUGCAAGAGUCUUCCAGUUUCCUGGUUUUGUGAAAAUGGAAGGACAGAGAGUCAGGGAGAUUUGACUCUGGAACACAGACUUUGAGGAAAAAAAAAUGUUUGCGAAUGGUUUAACCCCUUAAGGUGAUCCAAUGCUAUGGACCUUCUUGCACUUAACUUCAUUUCAGUAAAGUUUUCAUGGUGCCCAAACUGGUCCUCUAAGUGCAUAGAACCAUGGCAGUUUGGCUACGUGCUUCUGUGGCCUAUCAUAUUCUUUGUAUGAUAUUCUUUCUUCGUCCACUAACUCACUUUCUCUGGUGUAGUGCUCAGCUAUUCUGACUGUGACAGUGUUUAAAUGCUGACAUCAGAGAGUUUGUCUUAUUAAUUUUAAUUUGAUUUGUAAGGCCCUGUAUCUGUUUAUUAUCAGGAAUUGCCUGUUAAUUGUAGUAGUUUUCCUCUUUUCCCCAUGAAACGUGGUUAUGCUGCGUGAUAUUAUAAUAAAUUAUUGUUCUUCUAUCCCUUUAAACUGUUUAAGAAUGUACACAUACCCACUUUGUUUCUUUUCUAUCUGACUUUAUAUAAAUAAUUGAUUUACAUUUGCAGACAUAACCAUACUAAGUGAAAUUGAAUCGACUUUUCUUUAGUGAUGUUGCUUUUUGUUUGUUCUAGGUAUCUCCUGAAACAUUCGGCAAACAUAGCUGCUGUGAAUAGUGAUGGGGAUGUACCACUUGACAUUGCAGAAGAUGACUGCAUGGAGACUUUGCUCCGUGCUGAAAUUUCAAAGCGAGGUAAGGCUCUUGGCACGUUUACAUUUCCCUUUAUUAAGCGACUGUUAAUCCAUAACAGGAAAACUACUUCAUACUGGAAAAAGUGCAUUGCGAUUGGCUUUACUGGAAAGCCUUUCCAUGCAGGCAGUUCUAAGAUCACUUUGUUCCAAGAGGUCAGUAUUGGGUAGGACAAAAAGGAGAGGUCUGGAAUUCACCAUUAUUAUAAUAUAAUAGCUGAAAAGGGAAGCCGUACACAAGAAGCAGACAUUGCUAUUCUUUUUAGAGUGUCUUGUUAAUCAACAAAUAUAUCCUUGCUUUCCAUCAUCCCUCUUUUCUCAAAGAAGAUGGUAUAUGCAGUCUUUUCUCACACCAAAGAACUUGCCCCUUGACUCUAACGUUUGUGUUUUCAUGUUCAGGAUGCAUGCCAAGGAAUGCUUACAUUGCUGAAAUUGUUUUGUUUUAAAAUAUUAGCUAGUACAUUGUAAUGGCAAUAAAAAAUUAAAUAAUGGCUCUCUGAGACCAGCAGGGGAAUUCUGCUUUGAAAUAAAAUAUGGAUAUGGCUUUGUGUUCCCUUGGCAUUACCUGUGUAAACAUGAUCGAGAAUUGAGGUGCUCCUCUAUUGUUUUUUGUUACAUUUAUAUUCUAGUGAUCCUAGUUCAUGUGACCAUCAGAUGUCCUGAGCACUUUUUUUUUGCCACACAAUAUAUUAUGAAAUGAUUGGAAGGUAUCAGUCAUACUUAUUUAAAUACCUCACCAGUAAUAGCAGCCAGAAAGUGAUAUCUAAAAGGUUUUGUAGCUAAUAUUCAUAGUUCAGUGUAGUAACAUUUUCAGAAGUUUAGGCUUCUGGCUCAGCUUUUUUUCAAGCAUUGCUCCGUCAACUGUUUAUCUUCAUCAGAAAACCACGGCUGAAUCUUUUUGUAGCAACCUUUUUGAAAGUACCAAGUGCUUCUAUAACUGUAGGCUCAAAGAUGUGGAAUCUAUAACUCUGAUGCCCGGGUCAUGCAGUUCCAGGCGCCCGGCAGAAGUGUACCGGGUACCUUAGGGGCAAUUGUGGCCAGGCAGCGUUACCAGGACGCUGUAACCGGGCCUGGCUGCAACUCACGGGGUGGUGCGAGGAGCGUUAGCAUCCAACCACUCCUCACAAAGCUCAGGACGUUGUAUCUCCUCGGCCAACACUCUGUAAAUAGCAGAGUGAGCGUGGGACAGGCUGCUGCUGGUAAUCUGUGCUGUGAGUGUCAGAUAAUGUGUUUGUGUGUGCAUAGGUCAGUGUGCUGUGUGUUGUCAUAUGGAUCAAUGUGUAGUGCAUUUGCUUAUGGAUCAAUGUGAGUGUCAGUGUACAGUGUGUUUGUGCAUGGAUCUGUGUGUGUUUAUGGAUCAGUGUUUGUGUAUGGGUCUGUCUGUUGAUGGAUCAGUUUGUUUGCGUAUGGUUCUGUGUUUAUGGAUCAGUGUGUAUCAGUGUGCAGUGUAUUUGUGCAUGGGUCUGUGUGUGUGUGUUUUGUGCAUGUGUCUUUGUUAGUGAAUGGCAGUAUGUUUGUGUAUGAGUCAGUGUUUGAAUGUAUCAGUGUAUCCCAACCACACGCAGACAUCGCACACACAUAAAAUACAGCCAGGGCAUACCGCACAUACGUCACAUACAGCCAGGAUACACCACACACGGCAUGCAGCCAGCAUAUACCACACUUGUACCAAGCACAAUCAGUACUCUCUGAUUUAAAAAAAUAAAUAAAAUAAUAAAAUAAAAUAUCCACAUCCCUAAGGUUAGAAAAACAUCUUACACAAUUCUUGGUAGGUCAAACUGUGGACCUUAUAUGUAUAAAGAUCUCCAACAUAUUAAACAGAACAACCAGGUUCACUUAUGCUUACUGGAACUUUUAAAUGUUGGGCAGGCCCUUGAUCAUAGACUGUGGGAAAAGAUUUUUAAAAUAUUUUUCAAAAGAAUGUCCUUCCUUGUAAUGCUGCACAAGAAAAUGGGGUGAGUUUGUGUGGAGAUGUAUGUAUUCCAAGCAAAGGGACAUUUUUUAUUUUUUUUUGUGUUCCAAUUAAACUGUUGAAUUUUACAACCUUUUAUGUUUUUGCACAUUUUCUUGACAUUACAAGUCUAAUCUGUAAAGAGAACCCUAAAGCAAUUUAGCUUACUGAAAUGCUUUGUAUGAAGAGUGCGUUGUCUUUUUAUUAUUUUUUUAAUUUUUUUUAUCUUGAAAUAAAUUGAAAUUGGCAGUUCUAUAAAAUAACCUUGUUACACCUCCCUGCCAAUUUUGUUACUUACUGGUUGUUUAGCUCAGUAUAGCCAUAUUCGAUUACCUGCUUUUAAAAGAAUUCUCAUUGAGCUGCAUUGGAAAGUCUCUGAUUUGACAGCUACAGAAAGUUUUGGCUGGGGAAGAGAUCUUCAACUUUUGCAAGCUGUGUACAGAUUCACUCCCAGUGGGGAAAAAUGCAUAGUUAAAUGCAUGCAUGAUUUCAUUGGAGGCAUAUCUGAUAAACAUUGUUUUAUGUAUUUGCAAAUUUGGGCGGUGAAAUGUUCCUUUAAUGCAGUGCUCCACAAAACCACCACUCUGUGUUGCUGUGAAACAGAAAUGGAACCAGGCACUGAAAAUAUCAUUUUUGCUGGCCAGUCGCAGUGAAAAGAUCUCUGCAUGAUUUAUAGUCAGAGACCACAUCAGCACUAUCCUUGCACACUCACGUGGCAUCCAAACUCACAUGGUUGUUACUAGUGUUGCAUUUAACUUAUAUGUGGUGCUGAAUCAAGAUGCCACAUGGAAGAACAAGGGGGGGAGAAACCCUGAAAUCCUUACAUUAUUACGGUCACCCAUAAACAUGCACACAUUUCUUGCCAGAUUGCUUUAAUUUGGAGUGUGAUAGUGUAUGGCUAGUUUUAUUAUGAGUAUAUUUGUAAUUGUGUUGGGUAUGUGUAAGAGAAUGGCUAAAAUAAAGGUGGGUGUCUUGCUUUUUAACCCUUUCCAUUGUGUAAAGACCUGCCUUAUUAAAAGACCUUGCAUUUACCAGUGAGAAACCAUGUUUGAUGUAUAAAACUCUGAAUCCUACUUUUCCUCACUGACAUGGAACCAGUAGCACCUAGUUAUUGGUACACUUUCAAAUGACUGAAGAGAUAUGCCUGUAUUUUCCAGGUAUUGACAUUGAAGCAGCCAAAAGGGAAGAGGAGCAAGUAAUGCUGCAAGAUGCACGUCAGUGGUUGAAUGCAAGUAAAAUUGAAGACAUUAGGCAUGCGAAGACUGGUGCAAGUGCACUACAUGUUGCUGCCGCUAAAGGCUACAUUGAAGUCAUGAGGUAAUGUACUUCUUACAAAUAGUUUUAGUUUCGCAUUGUGUGCAGCAUUUUAUUAAGUGCUUGUCUCCAUUAUGUUCCCAGGCUCUUGCUCCAGGCUGGCUUUGAUCCAAAUGUCCGUGAUAAAGAUGGAUGGACUCCCCUUCAUGCGGCAGCUCACUGGGGUGUGGAAGAGGCGUGCAGAUUGCUUGUGGAACAUUUCUGUGACAUGAAUGCAACCAAUCAUGUGGUACUAUCUUCUUUUAAGAGUUACAUUGAUAUUCCUGUUUGGUCACUGAAGACAUUUUGCUCUUCAGCUAGGUGUAUGGUGUAGUUGACAUAAAGCUAACUGGAUGAAAUAACAAGAUAAUUCCGACACCACAUCAGUCGUAUUAAAAAGGGACUCUUCACUGAAACCUUCAUGCAAUACAAAGUUGGGAAGUGCAAAUUAUAAUCACAUGGCAUUGCAAGUCAUUUUACUAAGAUUAGAAUACUGCUACAAAGCGCACAGAUGUUUAGUAGAGUUAAACUAAAAAAACAUUCAGUGCUCAACCAAGAAUAUGCCGUGUUCAUGAACGAAUUCUGUGCCUAUAGAAAGAGGAAGAACUUGGUCUAACUAUACACAAAGUGGGAAUCCACAGAGUAAAAGAGAUCUCACUACAAAAGAGGCUAGAUACACACACUGGUAUUGGUUAAUUUACGAUUUAUUGGCUGAUAAUUAUUCAGUCUUAACAGUCUAUAGCUGGUGUUUUGACUAUAGGGUUUGUAUUAUGUUGGGCAUCAUUCUUUUCUGACUAGAGAAGUUGGAUAAAUAACUACCUAUUGUUUCCCCACUGCAAAAAUACCCCACUCCCUCAGGUGACUAGGGGUCCCCAAGCCCAUUGUCACCCCCCUCACCCUAAAAAUAGUGAGGGGGGAACAAUUAAACAAAAUAUAUGUAAAGAUUUAAAAAAAACUAAAAAAAACUUACCAUUUGACGUCUUCUUUUUUCUAAAACCUUAUUUUUUCAGUCCCCCCAGAAAAGCAGAAUUAAAAUCCAUUAAGCCUGUCGAGCUUAUAAAAUAAAAAAUGACAGAGUGCAAAAAAAAAAAACCCUGCAAAACACCCUGCAAUUUGAGCCAACCAAGAAGAGUGCUCUGAUAGGAAUAUAGUGAGCGUUUCCUUAGUAUUAGUAACGUUGGCUGAAAGGCCAAUCCCGGUCGUUCGGCUUUUUGGUAGAUAGCUUCCUAAUUCUCAUGGUAACAGGGAGCUAUCUUCUAAGCAGCUGCAAAAUGCAGCCGCAGCACGGAUUGGAAUUUCAUUCAUAUGAAUAAAAUUUCAAACCGACCUAAAAGUACCGAAUGUCGUCCUAACAUGAAUGAACAAUCUGUUCUCAUUCUGUAAGGACGAAAUUCGGUAGUUUCGCCGCCGUUCUGUCUAAAUGAAUACUGAAAGCCGGUAUCGUGAGAUCAGCGAGGAAAUGGUGUGUAUUGUGGGAAAAUUUCUCUUGACCCACAGAAAGUAGGUCAGAGCUGGUCAAGUGUAGGGAAUAUACAUAAGACAAAGUAGGUACUACUGUGUCUUAUGUUUUAAAGAAAAAUAGAUUAGAUAGGAAGAAACGGAUAACAGAUCCCGAGAAGAGUAAGUGAUUGGGGAAAGGUAGGUUCGGCAUGACCGUGCUGCUUUAAGUAACCAGUUUGGAAAAAUCUGCCAAUUCGGCUAUUUUGCCUAAAACAUGAAAUACUCUUCUUCAGUCCUCGACAAUUGCUGCUUUUGUGAAUAAUCAUGUGUUUAAAAAUAAGAACUCUUGUCAAGUCCUAAUGCUGAAUACUUACCAUUCUACAGCAGCUGUUUGUUGUUUUGUAACACUCUGCUGUGAGUUCCCAUUAGGGAUCGACCGAUUAUCGGUCUGGCCGAUAUUAUCGGCCGAUAUUUGGUAUUUUCGGCAAUAUCGGUAUCGGCCAAUUCAGAUACCGAUAUUGCCGAUAAUAUAUAACAGGACCGCCGGGCCCAUUACAAGCCCGGCGGUCCUGUGGGGCCAGCAGCAAGCGCUGACUUACCUUGCAUGCAGCUCCCUGUGUAAAUCUCGCGAGACCCGCGGCCGCAGAGCGUUGCCACGGGUUACCAUGGCAACGCUCCGCGCGGCACUAAGAGCCGCGAGAUUUACACAGGGAGCUGUAGGAGCUGCUUGCAAGGUAAGUCAGCGCUUGCUGCUGCUGAGCCACCACUGUACUUAACAAGCCACUGGACCACCAGGGAAUACUAUAUCCCCCUCCCUGGUAAGAAGCAGGGAGGGGGGACUAAACAAAAAAAAAAAAAACAUUUAAAUAUUAAAAAAAAUAUUAAAAUAAAAAAUUACACAAAUUACAUCACUACACAAACACACACACACACUACACAAAAACACACUGCACACAUACUGCAUUACAUACACACACACUGCAUUACAUACACACUACACAGGCACACACACUGCAUUACAUACACACACUACACAGACAGACACACUACACACACACCACAAACACAUACUGCAUUACAGACACACACUACACUGCACACACACUGCAUUACAUACACUACACAAACACAGUACACAUACUGCAUUACAUACACACACACUGCAUUACAUGCACACUACACAUACACACACACUGCAUUACAUACACACUACACAAACACACACUGCAUUACAUACAUACACACUACACAAACACACACACACUGCAUUACAUACACACACAAAAACACACUGCAUUAUACACACACUACAUAAACACACUGCAUUAUAUACACACUACACACACUGCAUUAUAUACACACUACAUUCAUUAUACACACUACACAAACACACACCCACACACACUACACAAACACACACAGUUCCCCUGUCUAAACACACUUCAUCCACUACAUGUGGCAUGUAUAUUUUGUGCAUUUACCUUUCGAAUUAGUUUAUUUAUUCAAAAUAGUAAAUGUACAGAAUAUCGGCAAGAUAUCGGCUAUCGGCCUGAAAGUUCGCAUAUUAUCUGUAUCGGUAUCGGCUCUAAAAAAUCAAUAUCGGUCGAUCCCUAGUUCCCAUUUUAAAAUGUUUCGAGGUAGUGAUUUUCUAAUUAGUUUUUUCCCCAUUCAGGGUCAGAGGGCUUAUGAUGUUGCUGAUGAAGACGUAGUUAGUCUUCUAGAAGAGCUUCAGAAAAAGCAGGAAGAUGUAAGUAUUGUACUGAAUAGAGUUUUGUUUUAUUUCCUCCCCCCACAUUUCAUGUAUUUGUGUCUUAAAUGCAUUGUUUGUUGAUUAGAAAGAUUUGUGGUAUAUCUGAGCUCCUGCAUUUUACUGCAAGCAAUGAUACCAAGAUGCAUACAUAAACUCGUUUUUGAUGCACGUAGAAUAGAAUGUUUAUUUGCCAUUAUAUAAAAGGAUAUAAAUUGAUUUCAUUAAAAAAAAGUGUGAGAUUGUCAACGUGUAGGCUGUUAUGUGGGUUACAUCCUGUUCUUGUAAUGUCUAAAAUGUUUACAUCUUUGCAUCCAUUUCUCAUCUACUCAUAGUUACGAAGUGAAAAAGAGGCAAAUUUAAAGCGAGCGGUGAUCGACACUGGAUUGGAACAGCAGCCAUUGUACACCAAUAAACACAGAAGGUGAGUGUUCGCAGUAUGUUCUAUAAGUCUUUCCAUUGGAAUAGCAUGCCAACCGCCAUCAGUCUCCCCCAGUCUCCAAUGUUCAAGAAGUGCUUUAAAACCCAUCUCUUCAGGAAAGCUUAUGGCAUAUGAACUAAUUUAAUAAACAAGCAGAUUAUUUGAACCAAGUAUUCUAUUAGCCUAACUGUGUGAUGCUGAUCAUGUUUUACAUCCUUCAAAUUUGAUGGCAGUUGUGGAGUUCAGAAUCAAAGUAGCUGCUACACCUUCAAUUCCAGGUCUUCUCCGUUUGCUAUAGCCAGGAGACUAACUGAUCAUUAGUUUAACCCAUGGCUGACCUGCAUGCUAUAUGCAGCUGGUUUAAAUACUACAUGCUAACAGCACAGUGUUGUUCAUUAAAAUGAACCGUUCGUAAUUCAAAGUGAAUUUCAAGCUUUGAGUCCAAUAUAGCCACACUGAAAACAUUUGGUUUUAGGAAACUCUCAAUUACCCAUAACCAAAUUAACAAAUUAUGUGCACUUUUAUUAUAGCAUAAGCAAGUUUAUCCAUGACCGAUACAAUUUUAAUACUUGGCACAGGAUUUGUAUUGAUGUCACGCUUCAGCGAAUGGCAUGGCAACCUUCUAUAUAAUAAAAUCACAAAUUUCACAUUCAUUUUUAACUUAGAACAAAAUCAUUCAUUUCAGCAAAUUUAACCAUAUUUUUUUUAUGUACUCAGAAGAACUAUAUAUAGUUUUAGAAUAUAUAUAUCUAUAAUACAGGGAACAUGGUCCUCUAUGAGUUCAAGUUGAACUCUUUGAGUUGAGAUUCCAUUGAACUACCCUCCACUCCUCUUUACUUUUAAUCAGCUAUAUUAGUGCCUAAUUCUCUGAAAGUGUCAAGUUCUGUUGUCAAUAAGUUUAUCUGUCAGUACUAUGUGUUGAAUAUUUUUUUUAAGACCAGUGUGCAUGCGUUAUUCUAUACAAUACCAUAGGUUGUUAAUGUGACAUUUGUUCACUAUAGGCACCCAGACCACUUCAGCUCAAUGAAGUGGUCUGGGUGCCAGGUCCCUCUUGUUUUAACCCUGCAGCUGAAAACAUAGCAGUUUCAGAGAAACUGAUAUGUUUACACUGAGGGUUAAUCCAGCCUCUCACUGACAGCCACUAGAGGCCGCUUCCGCAAUUCUCACUGUGAAAAUCACAGUGAGAAGAUGCUGACAUCCAUAGGAAAGCAUGGAGUAAUGCUUUCCUUUGGGUGGUUUGAAUGCGAGCAUGCGACGUCGGCAGGAGGAGGGGGGGUGGGGGGGACCUAAGGACUACAUAGUGGCAGGAAAGAGUUUGUUUUCCUGGCACUAUAGUGCUUCUUUAACCCCUUAAGGACCGAGGACGGUUCAGGACCGUCAUCGGCAUUUUUGCCUUGCCGACCGAUGACGGUCCUGAACCGUCUAAACGGUCUGGGGCUACUUACCUGAUCGCCGUCUUCCCCCGGCGGCGAUCAGUGUUCCUCCGGUUGUGGGGAGACUGCCUGCAGCCCAGACAGUCUCCCCACGGCAGAUUAGGACCCCUGUGGCCAUGUGAUCGCUUAACACAGCGAUCACAUGGUCACAAUAGGUGUCCAUAGUGCUGCCUGCAGGGGGACUGUCUGUGCUGACAGGCAGUCUCCCUGCAACUGUAAAAUCAAUUAAAAAAAUAAAGUUAAUGGUAAUAAAAAAAUAAUAAUAAUUAUAUAUGUAUAAAUAUGAUAUAUAGACAUAUAUUAUAUCUAUAUAAUAUAUGCCUAUAUAUCAUAUAUAUAUAAUGUCAUACUAAGUGUAUUUUUAUAUUAAUAUGUACUUAUAUUAAUAUAAAAAUACACUUAUAAUUAAAUUACACACGUAUAUAUAUAAUAUAUAUAAUAACUAUAUAUAUUGUAUAUAUAUAUUAUUAUAAAAUAUAAAUAAUAAGUAAUUUAAAUUAAAUAAAAAAUUUUUAAAAUAAUAAUAAAAAAUUUAAAAAAUUAUAUAUCUAUAAGAAAUUUUAUUCUAACUGUAUUUUAAAAUUAAUAUAUAUAUAUUUAUAUCAAAAUACACUUAGAAUGAAUUUGUAUAUAUAUCUAUGUAUAUAAAAAUAAAUAAAAAUAAUAAGAAAUAUACAUACGUCCAUAUACAAAAUUACAUAAUUAUAUAAAUAUACACGUAGACUUCAAAUAUAUAAAUAUGCAUAUAUAUUUAAAUUCUACGUGCGUAUUUAUGUAAUAUUUUUACAUAAUUCAGUAAUUUUAUUGAUUGCAAUUUGAGGGACCUGCCUGCCAACCCAGGCCGAAAUUCCAGAGAAUUUAAUUUGUUAGCACUGUAUUUUACCCUGUAACGUUCUACGACACCCUAAAACCUGUACAUGGGGGGUACUGUUUUACUCAGGAGACUUCGCUGAACACAAAUAUUAGUGAUUCACAACAGUAAAACAUAUCACAGCGAUGAUAUUGUCAGUGAAAGUUACUUUUUUGCAUUUUUCACACACAAACAGCACUUUUACUGAUGAUAUAAUUGUUGUGAUACGUUUUCCAGUUUUUAAACACUAAUAUUUGUGUUCAGCGAUGUCUCCCGAGUAAAACAGUACCCCCCAUGUACAGGUUUUAUAGCAUUUUUGAAAGUUACAGGGUCAAAUAUAUGGGUCAAAUAUUUUUACAUUGAAAAUGGCUAGGUUGGUUACGUUGCCUUUGAGAGCGUAUGGUAGCCCAGGAAUGAGAAUUACCCCCAUGAUGGCAUACCAUUUGCAAAAGAAGACAACCCAAGGUAUUGCAAAUGGGGUAUGUCCAGUCUUUUUUAGUAGCCACUUAGUCACAAACACUGGCCAAAAUUAGCGUUCAAUUUAGUUUUUACUUUUUUCACACACAAACAAAUAUGAAUGCUUACUUUGGCCAGUGUUUUCGACUAAGUGGCUACUAAAAAAGACUGGACAUACCCCAUAUUGAAUACCCUGGGUUGUCUACUUUAAAAAAAAUAUGUACAUGUGGGUGUUAUUCAGAGAUUUAUGACAGAUAAUAGUGUUACAAUGUCACUAUUGAUAAAUUUUUAAAAUGUAUGUUUUUAAACCGCAAUAUCCUACUUGUACCUAUAGCCCUAUAACAUGCAAAAAAAAGCAAAAAAGCACGUAAACACUAGGUAUUUUUAAACUCAGGACAAAAUUUUGAAUCUAUUUAGCAGUUUUUUCAUUCGCUUUUGUAGAUGAGUAAAAGAUUUUUCAAGUAAAAGUCAAAAAACAUGUAUUUUUUUCAAUUUUUCAUCAGAUUUUUGUAUUUUUUUAAAAUUAAAAUACAUGAGAUUAUAUAAAUAAUGGUAUGUAAAGAAAGCCCAUUUUGUCCUGAAAAAAACAAUAUAUAAUUUGUAUGGGAACAGUAAAUGAGAAAGCGGAAAAUUACAGCCAAACACAAACACCACAAAAGUGUAAAAAUAUUCCUGGUCUCAAAUGUACAACAUCGCAAAAACAGUCCAGUCCUUAAGGGGUUAAUUAUAGUUUUUAAGCAUGUUUUGUACCAUCCACAUGCAUUUUUGAUUUUGUCUUUUCUUUUCAAGAUAAAAAACUAAACUUGAUCUACACCAAUUUGUACAUUUCACUAUUGAAAACAUUAUUUUUAAACGGUACCUGUCAUGUCAAAUGCAACUCUUUCUUAAUUGAUUGAGAGUCAAAUUCCAUCUAUAUAUAGUGCUAGCAGAAGUGUUAGCAAAUGUCUUGAUUUCUCUUAAAUCAGAAGUUGAAGAACAGACCUUAACCCCUACUCUGUCAGUUCAGUCUGUUCGAACCUGUGCCGAUCAGCACAGAUAUAAGAAAGCUCUGUGCAUGACUAUUACCAGGUAUUCAUCUUAAAGGGAAACUCCAGUGCCAGGAAAACAAUCCAUUUUCCUGGCACUGCAGGUCCACUCUCCCUCCCACCUCCUUAUCCCUGGUUGCUGAAGGGGUAAAAAACCUUUCAGUCACUUACCAGAGACAGCGACAUGUCCCACGUCGCUACUUCUUCCGCCGCCACUCCUCCUCUGCAUUACGUCGGCCGGUGGGCGAGACUGAUCCUGCCGGCCGGGGAUACCUAAUGCACCGCGCAUGCGCAUUAGAGCUCCCCAUAGGAAAGCACUGAAAAUUCUUUUCAAUGCUUUCCUAUGGGGAAUUGAGCGACGCUGGAGGUCCUCACACAGCGUGAGGACGUCCAGCGACUCUCUAGCACUGAAAAUCUGUGCUAGAGACACGGAAGUGCCCUCUAGUGGCUGUCUAAUAGACAGCCAGUAGAGGUGGAGUUAACCCUGCAAGGUAAUUAUUGCAGUUUAUAAAAAAAAAAGGGAUAAUUACACUUGCAGGGUUAAGGGUGGUGGGAGUUAGCACCCAGACCACUCCAAUAGGCAGAGGUGGUCUGGGUGCCUGGAGUAUCCCUUUAAGGAUUUAAGACAUUUAGGGGACUAGUGCAUGAUUCAAGGCAUAUAUGGCAUGCUCAUCAUGAAAGUUCAGGUGUCUUUUAUCACCUUGUUCAUAUCUCCGAUACAGAAGUUCCGUGUGUCGAAUGAGCAGCAAAGAAAAAAUUUCUGUGCAAGAUCAGUCAAAGGAGAGGACAACAUUAGGGACCAUAACAGUUGGUGAAGAAGACAGUACAUCUAGUUCAGAAGAAGAAACUGAAACCACAAAUGGUAAGUGUGACUGGUAAAUAUUUAAUCUUGGGUUAUAUUAUUGAACAUAGAUGGGACACAUUUCAUAAUAUAGGAUUUACAGUGCCUAGUGAGCUAUAUACACUAUGCUACACAGUACUACCAACCAAUCUGGGCUUGCUGUAGGUGUUAUUGGAAAUAAGGGAUUGGAGGCUUAGUCAGAACUUGUAUUUCUUAUAGGGAUACUGUAGUGCUAGGUAUACAAAGUUGUGUGCAUGCGGAGCUGCAAUGUCUUCUAUGUGGAUUCUUCUGACUAUGGAUGUCCUCUUGUAGAACAUGAGGGCCUCAGGCGACCAAAAGUCGCCUAACAAGCAGGAAGUGCCUCUAGUGGCUGUCUUAGUCCUGCAAUAUAAUUAUUGCAGGUUCUGUGGAGGUGCAAUGAUUAACAUUGCAGGUCUAAGGGGCACUGGGACAUUGCACCCAGACCACUUUAAUGAGCUGAAGUGGUCUGGGUGCCCCUACAGUGUCCAUUUAAUAGUGGUGAUGCUUUAAAGAAAAAAAAUAUAUGCAUAAUACACAUUAGGAAACAGUGCACAGAGAUUUUGUUUUAAAUCUUACAAGGCUGCUUAAAAUUGCAUAUCUUAUGAAAUAAAUAUUAGCAUUUAAUCCCACCAUAUGGCCAUACCUUGUUUAAUGUAAUCAAUGAUUUAAAAAAAACCAAUGUUUUUUAAAAUAUAUAUAUAUAUAUAUAUAUAUAUAUAUAUAUAUAUAUAUAUAUAUAUAUAUAUAUAUAUAUAUAUAUAUAUAUAUAUAUAUAUAUAAAAAAUUUUUGGGGCUUUACAGGCCCAUCAUUAUUAGAGGGACACUCCCCUACAAAAACCAUUUAGUAAUUAUACACCAGUGAAAACAGGCAUGCAUUGAACUAUGCCAUCUCAUCUCUAAGGACUCUGUUAUCCAUUGGACAAAUGAAUGGCCAUGUCAGUUUGAGGUAGAUAUGUACAUUUAAUCUAUACAGUGUCCUGAUAACCACCAGCAAAUGUAUAGGUUUUAAAAAAAAUUCUUACCUUACUUGAAUUCACAAUAAUUUCCAUGAAUCAUCGAUGCUUUAUAUGGCAGAAAGCCACUAGCAGCACUAUUUCAGACUUUAUUUUUCAGCCCCUUGCUGCCCUCUUAAAUUAGAAGUGACUUAGUUAAAGUCCAUCGUUUGUUGAAGCCUCCCCCCUCCCCCGAAGGUAGCGCCACAUUUGAGUAUUCUAAUUUUACCAGUUUGCCUUUUUUGGAGCAUAAUAUUACACUUUAACGACUGCUACAGUAAAAUCUUGUAUUCCCCAUACACUAAUAACAUGAAUAUAGGUGGGUAUGAGAAUUGUUUUGUUUUUUCUUCUGUCUUACCAUUGUUCAACCUAUAAUAAGCUAUUUGCUACAUAACCAUGCACUGCUGCCAUCUAUUGGUGAGUCACAGUUAAUGCAUCUCUUUACACCAUUCUCAUAGUUUUCCCUGUGUUGCUUUGUUUGAAUACAAGUUAAGACUUGCCCAUCUCCAUAUUUUAUUCCUUUUUCUAUUACCUAUAAAUAGUAUCUGUCUUAUAAUCAGACCACAUAUUGGACUACAACUCUUGUUUUGGACUGCCUUUAAGCAGACUGUGUGGGAGAAAGUAAAUGAAAGCUCAAUUCAGAAUUUAGUUUGUUGCUUAUUUCCCCACCAGAUGUUAAGAACACUGUAAUUGUAAAUGAAAAUGGACUGUUACCUCAACCACAAAACAGCACUGUGAGCACAUCUCCAUCGGAUGAAAAGGCAAAGGUAAGGAAACAUUAAAUAUAUAUUUUUGUUUCCUAUAACCAUUUACUGUCAAAUUCAUUGUUCAUAAAUUCAAUUAUUACAGAUGAUUUCAAUAUAUUUUAGGUUUACAUAAAUUAGCAUUUUGUUCUUUUCUUCUUGAAUGGACACAUACUAGUAGUUGAGCUGAAAACAAAUCUUAAAUGUAAAAAAUAUAUAUAUCUAAAUAUAUAUUUAGUGCAUAGCACUAUAGUUACUGAUUUAAAUAUAUAUACAUGCAUAAAAAAUAAUAUUCCUAACAACGAGAAUUUGAGGAAGAAAGUAUAACUAAUAGCAGCUGUUUAAUUAUCUGGAGUGUAGGUUCUUCCUCCCCCUUCCACCACCAACACAAGGAUCAGCUUUGCCUUUAUCCUUCUCAGGUUGCUGAACUAUUAGGUUGUUUGGCUAUUUAUAUUUGCAACUAAUUUGGUUAUACCUGAGAAAAUGCAGUAUCAAAAAGAAAGAGGAAACUGCACUCUUAUUAUGGUCUUUGUGCUGCCAGACCUUUGGCUGGCUAGCCCCACUCCAAUAAUAAAACAAAAUUAUGGUCCAGGCACACAAGUGAACAUGCAGUGGCACUAGACAUUCUUUGGAGAGAUUUAAAAGAAAAAAAAUUCCUCUUAAGCCCUUCUUAAAUGUUUCCACAGUACCAUAGUUUCAUAUUGGAACCUUUUUAAAAUGAACCUAGAACAAUGGAUGGAAAAACUAAAGGCAAAUUCGCUCACUUCAAUGAAGCCAUUAAACCAGUAAUCAUUGAUCUCAUCAAAUAACACAAUUAAUGCGAAUCCUAAAAAUUGGUACCGAUGUAUAUCAAAGGUCCUCUAGUGACAUCACUAUGAAACAAGAGCUUAUAUAUUUCACUUUGAAUUAUUAAACUAAUGUACCGUAGACGUGGCUCAAAAGGUUCUCUCGCCAUUGGUGAGUGAAACUUGUAGCCCUUUUCAGUAUGCUAUGGUUUCUACAUAAGCUAUGCCUUUGAUCUACAUAUGCUCCUAAUUCUGUCAUUAUCUGAAUUAAGAGGAUUGUGCAGUUAUUUUUUAUGUAUAUCUGUUUGUGUUAUUGCAUUGUUUGUUUUUUAAACAAAACCAUGUAAUGUUAGUCUACUUGAUAUGAAUGCUACUUGGGGAAAGGACAUUUCUCCAUAUAUUGCAAAUUAGGAUCUGUAAUAGUUCUAAAUAAGUCUAACCAUUGUCACGUUCUAACCAUUGUCACGUUCUUUUAAAGGGGUAUACCACUCGUUUAGCCAUUGCUUUGGCAUUUACAUGCAUCAGACAUUGACCACUUUGAAUAGAUUUUCUGAAGGAAUGUAAAUUACCCUUUUAGAAGGUUGAACACUUAACUUAAAGCGGCACUGUCAUGCCGAACUAACCUUUCCCCAAUCGAUUCCUCUUCUCUCCCUCUCUCAGUACGUACUUCAUUUCUUCCUGUCUGCUCUAGUUUUCUUUAAACAUAAGACAAAGUAGGGACUACUUUGUCUCAUGGAGGUUUCCUACUGCUGACCAGUUUUGACCAGCAGAGGAGCAAAGUGUGAUCAAAGCAAUUUUCCCACAAGUUCCCAUUUUCCCACAAUGCUCACCUUUGAUCCGUGAUCUUGCGAUGCUUCCUGUCAGUAUUACCUAACAUUCUGUCUCUUAGACAGAACGCUGGCAUAACUACCUAAUUUUGUCCUAAAAGAAUAAGAACAGUUCAUUCGUUCAUGUUAGGACGCAUUUCGAGACUAUGUUCGUAUCGGAGUUUCAUUCAUAUGAAUGCAUUUCCGAUCCUAUUCGUGCCGCGAGUAGGGGCAUGUCUAGUAAACAGUGAGCAGCCUGUGGCCAAAAAAAGUGUCCCGAGCCCCUACCCGUGCUGCGCUAGUGGGGGCUAUUACACUGAACGGGGGGACCUAUUGCCUCACCCCUACCCCUGAGCGGCGGGUGGGGACCCUAAAUGACCCCUACCCAUGAGCAGCAGGUGUGGGUCCUAAAUGGGGGGUGAGGGGGGCACCUAUUGUCCUCCCAGCCGGUCCCCACAUAUGAGCGGUGGUGGGGGGGCCCUAUUGUCCUCACCCCCGGCUCCCACCCUUGAGUGGUGGGUGGGGGCCCUAAAUGAGAUAAAAACCCAACGCUAAAAGAGCACUGUGCAGACUGAGCUCCGCAGGGCGGGGAAAAUCUUAUAAAGGCCCCCCCCUCCUCCCUAUUGUUAUUUACGGCUUAGGGGUGGGGGGGGGGUGGGACAAUAGGCUCCCCCCCUUAUUAUAAUAUAGGGCCCCCACCCACCGUUCAGUGUAAUAGCCCCCACUCGAGCGGCACAGAUCGGGAGGGGGACACUUUUUUUUUUUUUUUUUUGCUGGGGGUUUUAACAAUGAGCAGCUGUUUACUAGACAUGCCCCUACUCGCGCUAUAGCGCCCGGAUACCGUGGGAAUUAGGGAGUUAUCUAAUAUGUGGCUGCAAGAUGCACCCGGGGCACGAAUAGGAUCAGAGUUUCAUUCAUAUGGAUGAAAUUCCGAUAUGAACGAAGUCCCGAAAUGCGUCCUAACAUGAACGAACAAACUGUUCUCAUUCAUUUAGGACGGAAUUCUGUAGUUUUGCCGGCGUUCUGUCUAAGUGACAGAACGUUAGGUAAUAGUGACAGGAAGCUUUGCGAGAUCACGGAUCAAAGAUGAGCAUUGUAGGGAAAAUUGCUUUGAUUACCGGAAACUAAGCACACUUUGCUCCUCUGCUGGUCAAAGCUGGUCAGGCGUAGGAAAUCUCCAUAAGACAAAGUAGUCCCUACUUUGUCUUGUAUUUUAAAGAAAACUAGAGCAGACAGGAAGAAAUUAAAUAUGUCCUGAGAGAGGGACAGAAGAGGAAUCGAUUGGGGAAAGGUACGUUCCGCAUUACAGUGCCGCUUUAAGAACCUCUACAUUUUAAUGGAUUUUCUUUUAACAUUCUAUGCUGUUUCCAACGUUGCAUCAGAUGAUAUUGCUAGUUCUGGACCGAUUUUCUUUUCUGUCUUUUUGUCUUUCCUUUUCUGUCUCUAAUCACUUUUCAUUAUUCCUUCUCUUGCUGCCUUGUCCCUUCCAUCUGAGGUGAUUGGUCUUUGUUUUGUUUUUUUUGUCUUUUUGCUUCCGCUUGAGUUCAUCUUUUUGUUUGUUUUUGGUUUUCAAAAUCCACCUCCCUCUCCAUCCAUAUAUAUAUUAUUUAUUUUUGUUUUGUUUGCGUGAUCACAUAUGGGUGUCUGCUUGUGGUUCUCCUUCCAUCUCGUCAGCCCCUUCUUACCUUUGUCACUCCCAUCUUGAUCCUUGCUGGACCACCAGGUCCCUCCAUGUGGCGUCAGAGCUUACGCAAAACCGGCAUCAUUCUGGUGCCCCAGAGAGGCCAAAAAGCUGCGGUGAGCAUCAUUUGCCUUGUUUGUUGUGUAUGCUUGUGUGUCCCAUUUUGUUUUUUGUUUCUUGUAUUACUUUCUCCCUUCCUUUUCUUCUUCUUCGUUACCUUUUUUUAAGUUACAAAAAUAUCUGCCAUUUCCCUUAUUUGUGAUUAGUGAUAAUCAGAUGAGGAAUGUAUUUGCUUUUCCACCUGGUUAUUAACUAUUUCAGUGUUAGUGUUUCUUCUGUCACCUUGGUAGUUUUUCCCCAUUUAACAGUUGAAUGGAUCCACCAUCCUUGUGAAAUGUGUAUGUGAAGCAUGCAUUGCAUCUUUCUGAGCAACGCAUACUUGACGGCUAUAUUUAUAUCGUAUAACAUUAGCUGCAUUGCUGUACAAUUCAUAAUUUGCGUGAAAAUAAUUGGUGCUCAAAACUUUAAAAUGGCCCUUGCCAUAUUAUUUUACUUUUUUUUAGCCCAAUAACCAUAUUUUUCAAUAUCUGGCGAUUGUUUUUGUUUUUUCAAAAUGUGUUUAGGUUAUCAAUAACUAAAACUAAAGUAGGGACUAUUUUACGCUCUGGGUAUUCUUUCUAAAGGUUGUCAAAAGCAGUCAGAAUGUUGGCAUCCACUGCAUGUUUAGCACAGUUAAGUCAAAUGAGAUGGUCAGUUAAAGCGGCACGGUCAUGGCCGAAUCCCGGGGUUUUUUUGUGUUUUUUUUUUGUUUUGUUUUUUAAACCCUCCUCCCUACUCCACUAUGUCUAAUUGUCCCUCUAGUCACCCACAAAUAUUUUUAAAUCUUUAUAUUUUCUGCCCGGACUUAAAUCCUGGGCGCCGCCAUCUUUGUGCGACACGUCAUCUGCCCACACUAGGUAGCGCUGUGAAAUUCCUGCGCAUGCCCAGGUAAACACUUGGGCAUUCAAACGGGAAUUUCAUCUAUUCAUUCAUUUGUCAGACAAAUUAAUUAAUAGAAAUGUCAGACGAAUAAACAAACACUGAAUAUCAGUGUUUGUUCGUUUAGUUUAUUACAAGGAAGGAGCUCCCUCCUUGUAAUAUGUAAAAAUAGAAGUGUCACGAAGCAGUGCUCCCAGCGACUUCCUAAGCCCCCCAUGACCUCCCUCACUCUAUAGGGGUCAAUAUGACCCCCAUAAUAGCAUAAGGGAGAUUAAAAUCUCCCAAAUGCCCCUACUUGCCAUGCCACGAGUAAAAAUAACCCCCCUCAAACAAAUGGCGCCAUGGUGGGGCAUCUAUUAACUAGCGGGGGGGGAACAUAGAGUCCCCCCAAGCCCCUACCCGUGGCCAGCGAGUGGGGGCUAUUCAACUAAAUGGGGGACAUAAGGUCCCCCUUGGCCCCCACCGGCCGCUCAAUGAAAAUGAGGGGGGUCUAAUCUCCUCCCCGGCCAGAGCCCAUGAGCAGCGGGUGGAGGGCCCAAAUGAAAAUGGGUGGGAGGGGGGGGACACCUAUUGGGGGAUGGGGGGAAGGACAAUAGGUCUCCCCUUCAGUUUAAUAGCCCCCACUCGCACGGCUCGGGAGGGGGUAUACGAAGAUUUGUUUUUUUGUUUUUAUUAAAAGUGAGCAACAACUGGCUGCUCACUGUUUAGUAGACAUGCACCUACUCGCGAUAUAGCAAGUAGGGGCAGAAUUUACUAAUACCAAGUAAUCUCUACUUAGUAUUAGUAAAUUGGGCUGAAAGCUCCCUGAUACCGUGGGAUUUAGGGAGUUAUGUACUAAGCGGCUGCAAAAUGCAACUGCGGCACGAAUAGGAUCAGCGUUUCAUUCAUUUGAAUGAAAAUCCAAUCUGAACAAAAUCCCAAAUUGCGUCCUAACACGAAUGGAGAAACUGUUCUCAUUCUGUUAGGACGAAAUUCGGUAGUUUCACUGGCGUUCUGUCUAAAUGACAGGACGUUUGGGAAUACUGACAGGAAGCAUCGCGAGAUUACGGAGAAUUGUGGGAAAAAUUCUCUGGCCACAGGAAACGGAGCACAUUUUGCUCCUCUGCUGGUCAGGCGUAGGAAACCUCAAGACAAAGUAGCCCCUACUUUGUCUGAUGUUUUAAAGAAAACUAGAGCAGACAGGAAAAAAUGAAGUACGUCCUGAAAGAGGGAGAGAAGAAAGAAAGUGUUUAAAGAAAGGAAAGUUCGACAUGACAGUGUCGUGGUAUCGGCAUGUGAUUUGCAAUAGUUCCCAUAUUUACAUAGCAAUAGCGAUAAGUCUAAAUACAUUUUGAAGACAAAAAAAAACCCUUUUUUUUUUUUUACACUUUGUCAUGUACAAAAACUUUACCGAACUACUUCAAUAAUUUAAAUAUAUUCAGUGAAAUUACAAAAAAGUGUGUUUAAUGGGUGUACGCUUUUUGAAGGAUGUUAUAGGAGUUGAGUUUUAAGUGGACCUGUCACCUUUACAUUAAUGAGUUCCAUUAAAAAUAGCAACUAUACCUAUUAAUUACAAAAUCAGAAAGCCUGAUUAUACCUUUUUAAUCGUAUGCAAAUAUUAUAACCUCUUGAGAUCGGCACAGUCCUGGGCCACAAAGUGAGUGAUCAUCAAACUAUUUUUAUUUCACCACGUUAAGAACCCAGUGACCAUCAUAACUGUAAUUUCUUGUAAUUAUUUUUGUCUUAAUUCUCAGAAACCCAUUUUGGUUUCACAUUGAGCUCUCCAUUUCAGAGCGUGCCCAUCUAAGAUCUUACUUUGUUCUAUGUAAAUAGUCAGUUUAGCAUUUUGUUAAAGUAAAUUUUUUUGGCAGUGAAGGUCACAGGGUCACUCUAUGCAGUUAGUGGCAAUCUGGGGGUUCAGUUUUAUUGUGUACCAAUAGCCAUUUUAUUUUACAUCCUUUUUCUUGAGUGCUGUACCUGAUGUUUGCAGGCAAGUGUUUUGAUUUGUUACUAGCAAUCUACACACCUGCAUAAGCUUCUUUCUUCUAUUUGCUUCUACUUCUCCCGCUUCGAAAAAACAACAAGAAAGUAAGAGAAUAAAGUGUGUGUAUAUAUAUUCUAUUUUGCUUUCCUGCCUUCACUUCAGUAAUUGAAUUGUGUAGCUAAUGCUGUUUGUUAUAAUAUGAAUUUACUGUGUAUUUGUGCUUUAAUUUUUAGUACCUUCUUCUAUAAUUCCUCUCUAGUUUUCUUCCUAUCUGCUAUUAGUUUGUAGAUAUUUAGAAAUCCACCUGUUUAUCAAUGUAUUGUAGAACACAAAUUAUAAAUGUGUCAUUGUCUAUUAUAGUUUGUAUAGGUGUGGCUCACAUGAUAAAUUGUUGUGUUUCCUCUUUUGGACAGCUAAAGAUAUUAUGACUACUCUUAACACACUCCUCUAUAAAUUGUAUAGCCUACCAUAGUGCUGCAUCUCCAAUCGGCAGAAACAAAUCCUCUUUUUGCUAUAGAGUGGAAGCAGAUCCCCUUGAACACUGAAAAUUGUUUCAAAUAAGUGUGUAAUUGAUCCCCAUUUCCAUUUUAUUCUGCCCAAAGUCAUUGUUUUCACCUGCAGCGUUGCACAUAUACAACAGAGCACAAAUUGUAUUUUUCUUUCCCAUGGUGCACUUCUUCACAUCUGAAAUUUCUCGCUACCAUUUUAAGGCAUGCUUUGUACAUAAUCAUGACUUAUAUUUUCAGUGACUGAAGUCAAGCCUUUACCUUAAAGGACCACUCUAGGCACCCAGACCACUUCAGCUUAAUGAAGUGGUCUGGGUGCCUGGUCCAGCUAGGGUUAACCCAUUUUUUUUUAAUAAACAUAGCAGUUUCAGAGAAACUGCUAUGUUUAUGAAUGGGUUAAGCCUUCCCGAGUAUGUUUUCCUGGCACUAUAGUGGUCCUUUAAGUCAUGCUUACUUUUUAUGUCUUUAGUAAUAUAUAUAUAUAAUUUGUGGAUGUUCAUAAUUGCUGAAUAAUCGUUUAUAAAGUUUUAUAUAUUAAAAAGAUUUAUUUAUAUUAUAUUUUUGGACUGUUUCUUGCAUAUUGCAGUUAAUUAUCGAUGUGUUAGCUUUUGUAUAGCAUAUGAUUGUGUGGCAAAUGGUAUUCAACACUAGAUAUGCUUAGAGAAAAUUCCCAAAAUAUCCUCCUCCUUUUAUGUCUUUAGUUCACUGAGGCACCAAGCGGCAUCACAGAUAAAGGUGAGCAAUCCCUGUACAACUUGAGAGCAGGCUUACGGAAAACUGGCAGUUUUGGAGUCCUGCAAGACGCCAAGCUAGAGGACAGUAACACCAAAGAGCAUGGAAUCAAGCGUUCUGCUUCCAGCCCUCGACUCGACACCCAAGAGAGGGUGAGCAGUUCAUUCUGAUUAUGUUGAUUGUAUAGAGAUGGAAACAUGGUAACUGCAUUUACAGCUUGUUGCCUUUUAUCUUUAAAUAGCUUUGUAACACAUAGCUGGUUAAGAAAGCACUUGUGUUUCGAAGAUGUUUAUGAGAAUAUUGCAUGUCUCAUAAAGACUGAGAACACUUACAAUGUAAAAAGGAAAGAAAUUAAAGCAUUUACUUUGAACAGUCAUUACCUUGAAAAUGGCUUCCUAUAGAAUUCUAUAACUAUUAAAUGUCGUCCCAUUCUGGGUGGGCAUGGAGCCAUGUUGGAUAGUGAAGCCAAGUUAUUGCUCGUGUUCAUAAAACCUCAUCCUAAAACCAAAAAUGUUGAAGUGCUUCUGGACAUUUUUGUGAUCAUUUUCUUUGGGGCGCUUGUCUAUCUUCGGCAGUUUCAUAUGCGAACAAUGGUAAACAGUACAAAUUGUUUUAAUGGACAGGCUCGUCAUUAGACUUUAGUCUCUUGUGUAAACAUGCAUCAAGGGAAUGUAAAUAUAAGGUAACCGCCUCCUAAAGUGGAUCCUGUCAAGAGUCCUACUUUUUUUUUUUUCUACUAGAGUUUAGGGAACAUGGCUAAUUAUGCCAAAAUAACCUUAUCUACACUACGCUAAGGUAUUUAUGUAAUUUGGAAAUUUUAAAACUGCAUACUUGGCAGCCUCCCAACUUCUCAAUUUUCCCUAAAGUGCAUCCACUCUCAGUAGUGGGGCUGCCCUCCGUCCAAUCAGCAGUUCCCCCUUAUUAUUUGAUGUUUGAAACUGGGGAUAAACUACUUUUCCCAGACACUCGUGCUGAACAGAAAUGUGUGUGAUAGGAGCAGAUGCUAUAGACCAACAUUGAUUUGUUGAGCUUGUUUCUGGUAAGCUACCUUUAGCUUGUAUAUUGUGUUUUAUGCAUUAGAGCAUUGACUGUCAACCUUGAUCUUCCUUUGUUGACCUCAUCUCUAGGAAAUAUGUAUAAAAAAUGUCAAGUCUAUUAAUCUGACCAUAUAAGCAAUCACUAUACAUAACUUUUAUUUAAUCUUUUCUUUCUCCUAGACUAAGGAGCCCCUCUUGGCAAGGGUUCAGCCAACUCCAUCCAGAAGAUUUUUCACCCUUCCCGAAACUGCCCCUGUGCCAGAACCCAAGAGAGAGUGAGUAUUGCCACAAAGCCCGUCCAUCUCAAUCACUGAUAAUACCUCAUGGUCACAUUUAUUACAUCCACCGAGCCCUUAACAUCUACUGUCCUUUUGACUUUAUUCUGUUUUUCUGUAGACCUUUUCCACAAACUCACUCAAAACCAUAUCAUUUUUUCAACCUGUGCUAACUUCUUUAAAAAAAAAAAGAAAAAGGAAGCAGGAAAAAAAGUUUUAGGAAUAAAAAAAUAAUAAUGGAUUGUAAAGUCUGAAGUGAAUACUUUCCUUCCAACGCAAAAAAAACAAUCCAUACAAACUUUAUUUCGGUCAUUCUGUUAGAGGCAUAGAAGGUGGACUACAGAUGAGACUUGACAUGGUUCCCACCACACAAUUGCACACAAACACCUUCUCCAGCAUGACUGCCACUUCCUCCACCUCGUCCUCCAGUACGAGCGGCAGCACUGACCCCAAAGACAAACGAAGGUAAGGCUCUUCUCACAUGCAUGGUCUUCUUCUAAUUCUUCUCCUCAGCCUUUAACUCCAAUUCCUCUGAUGGUUUAGCCACUUGUGACCAGUAGUAGAUAUUUUUUUUUGUCACCUUGUUUUAUUGUUGUUUAGGCAAUUUAAUGCAUAUGCACACCAACAUUUAUGACACGUUUAUAUAUCAUUGGUUGAGCAAUGAUCUAGAUUUCAGAAAAACCAAGUAGUUCUCUUGGUAAACGUAGCUAAUGCUUAGGAUUUUCAAACUCUGUAUCCAGCAGGUUUAUCAUAGUCUUGGUUUUGGAUCCGUAAAAUGGGUUUCGGGAAACGUCUGUUAAUGAGCUGCCAGUUUGUUUGGGUUGCAUGGCCAUCCACUACAAAUGUAAUUAUCAAGAAUUGAUCAGGAAACUCAAACUUUUAUGUCUAAGUAGAUUAAUUGGAAAAAUUUUCUAUUUGGUUACUUAUCCAGUUCCACUCUCUUGACCUUAGCUUUGCGAAUCCUUAGCCAGUUCCAGGCAGACUUCCAUUUUAGUGAAUAAUACUAUAGAAGAAAAACACCUUAUGGAAACACUGUAACUACCAAACAACUUCAACUUAAUGAAGUGGUUUUGGUGUAUAGAGCAUGCCUUGCAGUCUCACUGCUCAUUGCAAUGCUGCUCUGUUGUAUUUUGAGUUUAGAAUAUCCCUUUCAAGGAACACUCUGCACACAAAGCCAUAAAGCAGUUAAGCUAAAAAUCUGUGCUUGGGAAAGAGGAGGGAGGGCUUGCAACCCUGCAGUCAGCAGAUAUAGAACUUUUGCUAAAUUUUGAUUUCCCCCUCCCCCCCAGGGAAAAAAUAUAUGCAUGUUUUCUUUGGGGGUAUAUCUACUAAAAUCACCACCGUUUCAAUGCAGUGUUCUUUUAAGUGUUUUGGGUGAAGGGGAGGGGGGGGGAAUUGUUAUAUAUAGUUUAUAGUAAUGCUUAGGUGCAUUAAAAUAAAAAGCAAACCAAAAAUUAAGCUGAGAAAUUUCAUGACAAAAUAGCUGUAAACUUUUUCAAAUUGUUUAAUACAACUUUGCAAUUUGGUUUUUAGCUCAGUACAAAUCAACAUUUUAGAAAUUAUGGUGCUCAUAUGUUAACUAUCAAAGUUAAAACUUGGUAAGUAUUGUAAGUAGGGUUAAUUGAACCACGUAUGUAAGUUUACUCUUUUAUUCGCCUAUUGUAACAUCAAGUAACCACUACUAUUCUCAACAGGUCAUAUCAGACACGAGCUCGUGAUGAAGAAUCAGAGGCUCAACGAAAAGCUCGUUCACGGGAAUUGAGGCGGUCGAGACGAUCCACACAGGUAAUCUUGAUCUGACUUAUUAGUCUGUUCAUUUUAUUUAUAUAUUUAAAUCAUUUUAUUACUUACAGACAACCAAAAUGGACCGUAGGCGACAACUCUGUAGCCCAUGAUGGUUUUACAAAGAAUUUCAUUUUAGCUUUGUGUUCCACCUGGAAUCCAAAUCACAUGACCCGUAUAAUGACCCUCAUUACACUAAAUGCCCACCCUAAAUAUUCAGUUUUUUAAAUUUAAUUCUUAAUUGGCCAAUAGACAAAAUGUCCCCAAUAUACAAUUUAUAAAAGUGACUGAACAGUAUGGGAAGGCUUAAUUGCAGACAGAUAACGCAACAUGGUAGGGCCGGUGAUACAGGAUCAGGUAAACAUGGCUAAUAUGUUAAAGGGAUACCAUAGUCACCAGAACAACUACAGCUUAAUGUAGUUGUUCUGGUGAGUAUAGUAAGUCCCUGCAGACUUUUUGCUGUGAACACUGUCUUUUCAGAGAAAACAAAGUGUUCCCAUUACAUGCAUACAGUAUUAUAGUAAACGCUCAACUGAUAUGGUUUAAUUUAGUGAAGCAUGCAGUUACGGGAGUGUUGGGUGCUUAAUUAGAAAAACCUGUUACCCCAUCAGGUCCAUAAAUAUCAUAGAAAAUAAACCCAAAGCACACCAAAAGUUAUUGCACAUUGAAAGACUUUAUUCAUAUAAUGAAAUUGUAAAUGUAUAAAUACAAAGUGCAAAUGUACAAAACAAACAUGCAAAAAGUGCAAAGCAUACACAUAACUGCAACAAUUUCAUUAUAUGAAUAUAUCGUUCUAUGUGCAGUAACUUUUGGUGUACUUUGGGUUAAUUUUUUAUAGUGUUUACAUUACAGCCUAGGAACACCACCAGUGGCACUCAUCAUACGGCUACUAGAGGUGCUUCCUGGGGCAUUGCUGCACCCUCUGCAUGGAUACAUUGAUCUUUCCUCACUAAGGUGCAUUGAUUCAUUGCAUCUCUGUAAUGAAAUGCUGAUUGUCCAGGGCUGUGUUUGGCACCCUCCCGGGGCCACCUCUUUGGCUGAGAUCAUCAGAGUUGACAAUCUCAGCCAAUCCAAUGCUUUGCUAUUGGAUUGGUAAAAUCAAAGAAAUAUGAUGUACAGCCCCUGUUAAAAUCAAAGAAAUAUGAUGUACAGUAACAAUAAAUCAUACAAAGCCAGAAUAGUAUCUGGGCUUCAGAGUUCACUUUGUUGCCAUGUUGAUCUGGAGCUUGCUGUUUGUGGAGUUUCACCCAUUUACAUGAUUGUAUUAAUGGUAUUUCCAGUUGUCAUGUUUUUUUUUUUUUUUUUUAAUCAAGAUUGAAAUGAGACGUGCUGUGCAUUUCUUCUUUUACUUUCAGUAUUUUGAGUGUUUGUCACUGUCAAUACAAGAACGUAUUACUUCUGCUUACAGACUCACACAAAUACCCACAUAAUUUAAUAUUUGGAAAUAUACAAAGUGGAUGAGUUGCAAAGUAAUAACAUGAAAAUGUGAAAUUUAUAUUUUUAAUUGUAUUAAUCAGUUUAAAGUAGGUGGGAAUAUGUUAUUCUAAGCAAUAACUGCCUCAAAGCUCAAGUUGAUAUAUGUAGCCCCUGACGUUUUAUUUUUAAGAUGCUCUAAUGUAGUAGUGAGGGCAGGUGCAUCUACAGCACCUGGAUUUCAUCUGUAUUGCAAAUCAUCAUGUGUCUGCAGUGAUAAAUGGAGCCUUCAUCCUUGCCCUGAUACAUUUCUAUAUAUACCUCUUGGUAGGGCGUCACGCUUACUGACCUCAAAGAAGCAGAAAAAACACUGGGAAAACAAAGUGAUGCUACUACAUCAUCUGAAGCGAAAAGUAAAGAGGAAGAUGGAAUCGAGAGGCUAUAUAAGGAUCAACCAACUGAAAAUCUGGUGAGCAUUCAUUUAACUGUAUUGUCGACAAAACUCCUUGACCCUCCUUGGUGAGUGGCAACAUUUAAGAGAAAUUACUGAAAUAUUCUGUACUUUCUCGGGUUUGUAUUGAUGGUCACAAUCCAACUGGAAACAUUAACGUUUUAUUCCUGUUACCACUAACACCUGUAACCUUUGCUACGUCAAAAGCCACUGACAUUCGAAACUAUUCAUUUUGAAUGAAUGAGUUCAGUUAAAGGGACACUAGAAUCAUUAGAACAAUUCCAGCCUAUUCUAGUUGUUCUGGUGAGUAUAGUAUGUCCAUACAGGCAUUUUGAUGUAAACACGGACUUUUCAGUGAAAAGGCAGUGUUACAUUACAGCCUAGGAACACCUCCAGUGGCCACUCUUCAGAUGGCCACGAGAGAUGCUACCUGGGUCAGUCCAGUGCUGUAAUGGUAAAGAAAAAAUUCUGUUCCUUUUAUUCCUAAAACAUUUUACAGCCGCUCUUUGCAUUAUUUUCCCCUACUCAAUAUGCAUCAAGUGUGUGUAGAAGCAUCCAGAUAUUCCAAACAUGGCCUUUAAUUAAUUGUACAGAUAUCCAUGCAUGGCCAGAUAUACUUUGUUAAUCCACUAGAAAAUAAGCUCAAUUUAGCCAUUUUCACAUCAGGGAUGACCCUUUUCAUAUAGAUGUGUUUAUCAGCUGGUUAGACCAGUGAUAAGGCCACUGAAUUAGUACUAGAUAACCUAGUUCCCAAUCAGACCGCCUCACCACUAGUUGCAUUAUUCAUAUAUAGAACCACCAACCCCAAAUCUUCAUAGAUUGUAAGCUGGUUUGAGCAGGGCCACCUUUACCUCGUAAAUAUCUUUCCAAAAUUGUAAAGCACUGUGGAAUAUGUUGGGGCCAUAUAAAUGCACCAUUUCGCUAUAUGAAUAGACCUAAAAAUUGGUCAUAUGGUUAUACAUAAAUACUAUUGCAUUUGUAAGAAAAUUUUAUAAUAGAAUUUAAAUAUAUAUAUGUACAAACUAAAUGUGUGUAUGUAUAUUCGUUAUCAUUCUAAAGGGGCCACAUACAUUUUAUUUAUUUUGUUUUUGGCAAAAAUGUCCAACAUAUUAAAGAUAAAAUAAGGGAACUGACCAUUUUGUUAAUUUUUUUUAUUUAUUUUUUUAUAAUGUAUUGAAACAUUUAAUAUAACACAAUACCCACUCAGUCUAGGCAUGUAAUUUAUUUUGUUUUUUUCUAUUCAAUGAUUUAGCAACCAUUUAGCCUCUAUUAGCUAAACAUUGGAAGAAUAUGGUGAAGUAGCUAUCUGUUCAUUAAGUCCUAAUAACUUUGAAAAAUAGAAACACAAAAAGAAAAAUAGACAUAGGCGUGAGCAGUAUAUGUCUAGAUGAAUGAACUCUGGUAGGUCCCCCUCCCAAAUAAAGCAAGUGGACUGUAAUUGGUUAUCCGGUGUGUUUUAAUUAGGAACUGUCCAGGAGAAUCCGUGUACCAAGCACUGAAAAUACUGUGAAUUGUCAGACAAAGACAGGUGAGAUUUAGCCUAUGUCUUUUUUGUGACCUGUUUAAUUAUAAGAUAGGUAAAACGUUGCACUAGUCAUAUUAUGUAAUUUGUUUUGCAUGUAUUAAGUACUUAAUAAUUCAAGCAUCUUAUUUAUAUAAAUGUUUAACACAGGGCUCAGAAUAUUGAUUAACCUUCUAGCGAGGCCCAAAAGCUAUCUCACUACACAACUGUUUGUACAGCAUUUUGUUUUUGAUUUAAAUCAUCCUUGCAGAAUGUCAGGCAUAGAUCACCAUGGAGAUCCAGAAAUGGAUCUUGGUACCAAGAUUUUGAUCUCGUUUGCUGGACCAUUUAACAUAGCGGCUACAGAAGCAAAUUGUAGACCAAUUACAUAUAGUGGAGGGAAAAAAGAUUUUACAUUUUUUUAUUUUAUUUUUUUAAAUUAUGAAUAAUUUAACACAAUAGUUUGUCACAGCUGAGGUCUGUGCAGCAGAAUGCAGCGGCUGUUUUUAAGGUUAACUUCUGGGAAUUGAAUCCCUCUGAAAGUAACUUCAUCACUAUGCGAAUUGGUCCCAGUUUAACCCCAAAGUCUUCAGUCCAGCACCCGUCAACGCUGAUACUUAACUUUUUUUCAGUCCAAGGCUUGCCGAUUGAGAGAUGCAAAACUGUUUUGUGAAUGGUUACCUAGACAGGCUGAGAGCAUAAGCUUGGCAUUCUCAGCCAUGCCAUGCCAUGGUCCAAGACUUUUUGAUUCAAGCCGCAGCCUGAAUGGUCAGAACUGACUUGUGCCAGAAUGAAGACUUAAGGGUUAAAGCAUUCAUUACCGGUUUAACCUGUGAAAGUAAGCCAGCGUCUAUGAACUCCUUGCACCAUAACUUAAUUCCGAUUAUGUUGCCAAAAGUGUUUUGUUGAGUUUUUUUGGUUUUUUUUUUUUUUAAUUCCUAAUUUUUGCUUUGACAAUGGUCAAAGCCAAAUCAGCCAAAACAGUGGUACAUAGCGGUUGACAUACAAGAACUGUUUCCGUGGCACAGCGUCAUAUCAUAUAUCCAUGGCCUUGUAUAAAGGGUGCCCAUCGGUUUUCCGUUCAGUCACACUGUGUUUAUUUAACAUGUAACAUAAACUAUAAUUAAAACUAUAUAGAUAGAUAGAUACACAAUAUGGAGUGAACAGAGUAUCAAGUGAAGCUCAAACACCUUGAGUGGUAACCCCUAAACCACUUCUACAAGAUAAAUAGAAAAACAUACAUACAUACAUAAGAUGGAGCUUCUUGUAUAAACGUACGGUCAGUGUCUGCAAUAAUAUAAAUACAAAACACAAAUAGCGCAAUAUUGCUAUCACAGAAAUGAACCAUAGAAAGGCGUAUAGGGUGUCACGCACAAGUCAAGAGUCAUAAAUCACAUAUGACUCAGAUGGUAAACGCUUGUGGACAGUUUUUAGGAUGCCCAAUCCUUUCUUUUGCUCACGAUUCUGCUGGAAACCUGGUUCCUUUGGAAGUGGUGCUGGUCAUCCCGUGCUCCCAAUGUAAAAAUAGGGUACCACAGCCAAGGUCUCAUAAGUAAUAUACCUUUAUUGGUGAUCCCUAACACAUGAAAACUAAAAAAUAAUAAAGUUGAUAUAGAAUAAAUAUAAAUACCAGGAACAAAUGUCCAAAUAAAUGUCCAAAACGCGUUUCUCCCUUAAAUGGGCUUCCUCAGUUGGUUAGUGAUGUCUCUCCUCCUUGCUUGGCUUGUUUAAAUGGUUUAUUAGUCUCUAACUUCCGGGUUCUGGCUGUUCGGUGUUGGAACGCAACGUGCAUUCCAUUAUCUUAUUUGCGUCCUUCCGCUUUCACUUGGAAUGUCUCUAAAUUACUUCAGGGUUUCGGCGGUAUAGGUUAUAGGAACGCAACAUGCGUUGCACCUUCUUACCGCUUCCAGUUUCUGUCCCAGCCGAAAUUGGGCUAUUUAUUAUGUAUAAAAAUGGAUUUGCAUAACAUGAUCAACUUCUUAGUCCCAUCCCUAUAAGAGAAGCAGAAUGGGGCUUCACCAUUCAUAUUGCCAUCUGUAACAUUCAGGAGGCAGCUCAAAAAAGAAGAAAGGAAAUUAGUAUUCUUAAAACCCAUAUCAAAAAACCUUACAAUGGUAUUCUUUAAAACCAUAUCAAAAAAUCUUACAGUGGUAUCAUGACCAUAAGAAUAUAUUAAAAUAAUAUAAAUGUAAAAGCACAUAUAAAUGUAUACUGAUUGCAUUCCUUAUGAGACUUAAACAGAAAAACACAAUAUAAAACAUGCCACCACAGUGCAAUAAAUAAGUGAAUAAAAAUAUAAAUAUAUAAAAAUGAAUUCUUUCUCUUCCUUUUGGUUUCUAUUGGGAGGUUCUAAAAUAUAGUAUUGACAUAAAAGGGUAUAUGCAAGAAUCUAAAAUGCUAUAUUAACUAAAUAAAAAAGUGAAUAAUAUCUAUCAAGCACUUCUAUAUUAAAUAAUAUUAAAAUAAUGUGGGGUCAGUUGAUAAAAUGACAUAGCUCGAAAUCUUGAUUUAAACCAUGGGGGAUUAACGUGUUCAAAUUAAAUAUACAUUUCAUCUCCUCUAUUCCAAUUUUCUUCGUGUAGUUGCCUCCUCUCCAGUCUUUUCUUACAAGUUUAAUUGCACAGAAGAAGAGGCCUUCUGGGUUUUGAUUAUGAACUAACUUAAAAUGAUUAGACACGCUAUGUGACUCUAACCCCUUUUUAAUGCUUCUCACAUGUUCUGCUACUCUUAUGUGAAGGCAGCGAAUCGUUCUUCCUUUAUAUAAAAGAUUACACAGGCAUUUGAGGAGGUAUAUUACUCCUUUAGCAUGGCAUUAAAGAUGGUCCUUAAUUUCAAAUUUUGUAUUAGUAUAUGAUUCUAAGUUUAAUAUGUGCCUUUUCUUACUUUUUGUCCCUCUGCAUGCUAGACAAGAUCCACAGCCAUAAAAACCUUUACUUUGCUUUAAGAAACUAUCACUGGGGGUUUUUAUUUCUUAAACUACUCUGUGUGAGGGUUUGGUUGGAAGAAUUGCUUUGAGGGUUGGGUCAUCUUGUAAAAUAUGCCAGUAUUUUGUUAUAACUUUAUGUACUUUCCUGUUAUUACCAUUAAAACUACAAAUGAAGGGGAUAUCGCUUUUGUUCCAUUUCUCCUUCUUGUUCUGUUGAUAAAUAAGACGACUUCUUCUGGGAAUGACGAGAACUUCUUCCAAAACGCUUUGCAACAUUCCUUCUUCAUAUCCCUUCUCCAAAAAAUUCCCUUUUAUUCAAUUUGCUUGAUUUACAAAAUCUUGAUCAUCUGAGCAAUUGCGUGUAAUGCGCAAAAAUUGUCCUCUAGGGGCGUUAUUUAACCAUGGUUUGUGGUGCCAACUCUUUCUUAAUAUACCCGUUGGAAUCCACCUCCUUAAAAUGGUUCCUAGUACCAAUGCGUGAUUCUUUAAUAUAGAUUUCUAGAUCGAGGAAAUUAAUUCCCUCUGUACUCUUUUGUGCCGUUAAAACUACGUUCCAUUCGUUAUUGUUAAGAUGUUUUUUAAAAAAGGUCCAAGUCUUGGUCUGUGCCUGUCCAAAUGAAAAAUAUAUCAUCAAUGAAACGGCAGUAGGACACCAAGCUCGCUCCCCAUGAGUGCCCCUGGAAAACACACAGUUCCUCCCAGUAGGCCAUUAACAAGUUGGCAUAACUUGGAGCGAACUUAGUGCCCAUCGCUUUUCCCCGAAUCUGCAAAUAAAAUGUGUUUUGAAACCCAAAAAAAUUAUUUAAGAUUAAAUUAAUGCCUUCUAAAAUAUACUCAAUUUGUUCCAUUUUAAAAUUGGAUUUAGUUAAAAAAUGCUGGACCGCUUUUAACCCUGUAUCAUGGGGGAUGAUACUAUAUAGUACUAUAUAUAUACUAUAUAUCACAAGUGACUAGAAAAUUACCAUCCAUCCAUACAAUCUCUUCUAAAAGUUUUAGGAUGUGGAUAGUAUCUUUUAGAUAAGAUGGAUUGCGUAUUACUAUUGGUUGUAAUAAAUUGUCCAAAUAUUGACACUUUUGCUGAAAUUGAAUCUAUGCCUGAAAUAAUCGGUCUUCCCGGAUUAUCUUUAUUUUUAUGAAUUUUAGGGAGAUGGUAGUAUACUGGUGUCCUUGGGUGAGGUGUGGAUAAAUAUUUAGCUUCUUUUUCAUUUAAAAUUCCUUUCCUAAAACCUUUAUCUAGUUGGUCUGAGAGUAUCCUUUCAGCUUCUUGUAUAUAAUUUUCCCUUUGUAGGACUACUAUUCCCCCACCUUUGACCGUCGGUUUGAUAAUAACCUCUUUAUUUUCUUUUAUUUUUUUUUACAGCUUUUUUCUCCCUAAUUGACAUAUUUUGUUGGGAUUUGUUAAGAGGUUUCAUUUUUCUUAUGUCUUUCAUCACCAUCAUCUCAAAUGUUUUGAUUUCAUCCGAGAUGAGGUGUUUGGGGUACCCUAUAUUUACAUUGGGAGCAUUGGAUGACCAGCACCACUUCCAAAGGAACCAGGUUUCCAGCAGAAUCGUGAGCAAAAGAAAGGAUUGGGCAUCCUAAGAACUGUCCACAAGCGUUUACCAUCUGAGUCAUGUGAUUUAUGACUCUUGACUUGUGAGUGACACCAUAUACGCCUCUCUAUGGUUAAUUUCUGUGAUAGCAAUAUUGCGCUAUUUGUGUUUUGUAUUUAUAGUAUUGCAGACACUCACCGUACGUUUAUACAAGAAGCUCCAUCUUAUGUAUGUAUGUUUUUCUAUAAUUUAAACUAUGCUGCUUAGUAGGUUUGUCCCCGUACACUACGUGUAGUCGGUUUCAUAUUGUUCCCACAGAUCCCACACCUUGAAGAAGGACUUAGAGGAGUUGCAGAUCAUUGACGUUAGUCUAUCCAUUAGGCAAUUAUCCCUAAUCUUGUGUAGGACUAGUGAGAGAGGGGGCACUUCCGAGCACAUCCAUUUUUGUGCUUGUGCACUGCGGGCAGCUAAAUAGAUCAUAUUAAGAAAGAUUUUGUUCGUGCCUGGUCAGGCCAUCUGUGGGUCUGGUCAGGAGACAUGACCACGGGUUGAGUUCAACCCAUCUCUGCAAGAUUUUGGAGCUCAAGUCUACCACUCCUUCCCAGAACUCCCUGACUCUGGGACAGUGCCACCACAUGUGGAUGGAGGUGUGUACCUUUUAACCUCCAUCACCUGUAAGCUUGGCAGGUACAGGGUUAACCUGCCUAUCAGUGUGUAUCUAGCUGACUGUGACUAUCAUACUCGUAACAAGUUAAACAGAUACUCCCAAGUGUUGUCCUCUGCCUCACUAGAUUUUACAGACACAACUCAUGUCCUAUUGAUAUUGUCCAGCACCUUUUUGUAUUUUAAUAGAGGAGCUUAAGAUUGUCACAAUAUAUGUGCCUUGUUUGGUAACCCAUGAGCUUGUAGAUAAUGUAUAGCGCAUUUGUACCAGUCACCUUGUGAGGCAACUUUAAAAAUAAAUGACACAUUACAGCGAUGCUUCCUUCCCGCCCUCCAUUUUGCACCUACCUUCAAUAAGCAUUCACACACACCCUCCUAACUCCUACAGACCUGCCACUACAACCACAUAUGUCUACACAUAUACCUUCAUACCUAUAUAAACAUGCACAUGUUCUGUUUGGUUAUCAUAGAUCUAAAUGUGUAUCUUUGAACAAUUUUGGAAUUAUUUAGAAUAAUUCUGCAUUCAAUGUAACUAAAAUCGCCAACAAUUAGGAAGGAAAAAUAAUCUUGUUCCUAGUGAAAUUUGUAAAAUCCUCUGCUAGAUGUUUCCAGUAGAUACACAAAGUAAUAUGUUUUAAUGCUAAAGCUCUCUGUAGGUCGAAUUUGUGACACUAAAAGUUCACAAUCAUAUUGACCUCUUUUCACUUUCAAAUACUUCUAGCUGCAAUUUAUGUUGUUAUAAUACUGUACAAUACCCAUUGUUGUCAUAAUACAGUACAAUGCCCAUUGUUAUCAUAAUACAGUACAACGCCCAUUGUACAGCUCUGCAGAAUGUGUUGGCGCUAUAUAAAUAUGUGAGUGGAAAUAAUUUUAUUAAAAUGGUUAAAAUGACUUCAUGAUUUACUUUUGGGUUAAUGGUAGAGCUUGAAGCUGUGAGCAGAGAGGAAAAUGAAACAGAAAACCAAAACCAUUUAACAACAAGAGAGAGAAGAAGAUGGCGAAAAGAUCAACGGGCAUUAAAUACGGAGAGUAAUUCUCAUGAGGUAAGAUGUUGUGUUUACAGAAGAGCUAUAGAAUGAAUAUUGUCAAUAGCAGUAUGAUUUGCCAUAAAGCUGAUUGAGCGAGGACUAACAACAUUGAAGGAGCACUGUACUCUGUAAUCACAUUAUCUACGUCCCAGGAUGUACUUGUGUUUUGACUGAAUUUUUUUACCUCCAUUAUACUGCAGCAUUAAGAACAAUCACAACAGGUAGAUGCACGAAAACGAACAUGGCCAUUUAUUUAUCAAAAAGAGUUGCAAAUAAACCAUAAACACUAGAGCUCACUAUAAGCGUUACGGUGCCAUGGGUGUCCGAGUGCCCUCCCAUUGUAAGUAGUCAAACUGUCUUUGAAUGCUUUGACUUCUUACCUGGGCUCUGUCGGGUGUCAUUCCCCACCUUCAAUAAAAUCUCCGGAGUGCUGGAAGUUCCUUAGUAAAGAUUUCCGUUAGCUCUCCUCGGCCAAGCUCUGCAAUGCAGCUUAGCUCAUUGGCUGAGAGUGAUAAGCAGACGCAAAAAUGUUCCUUUAACAGGUUAUGAUCCUUGUGGAUACCAUUAUCAACUUGGGGCUAAAUAACUAAAUACCACUGUUUUCAUGGAACAAUGUAUUCUAAUCUGCUCUGUGAUCUGGUUAAAUGUGAUCUUAUUUCAUUUGUAGUUCUAAACUGUGUUCUAUGUUUAACCAGUGUCAUAGAGCUUCUAUAGACAGUGUGGAAUGUCUACUCUACAGUCUCAAGACCAUGAGCAGCAGUACCUUGAUAUCCGUGGACCAAAGGGCAGUCCGUAGUGUAGCUAAAAUCACUUGCUGACAAUAAAAAUAAAAACAAACUUGUAAUCUUAUUGCUUGAGAGAUUAGACGUUCAGUUUCUAUGACAGAUUUGUAUGGUGCUCAGAUUACUUGAAUUAUUACAUAAUCACUGAGAGACUACGUGAAUCUAGUCAAAGUUGUAAGAGUUAGUUAAUGUUAUUGUAAUGUGAAAGGUGACUUCUAUGCCCUGUGUAAAAAGGCAGAAACUUCAAAAAUGGCUUUCUAUGGUGUGCAAUCUCAACUUUAACUAUGUGGGAUGUCAAUGUUAUGAUCAUUGGUUUUUAUAUAACACCAAAUUAUUCCUCAGUGCUUUGCAGUAUUAAGGGGAAUUGAACAAUAAAUGCAAUUUGCUCAAACAACAACUUGUUAUGAGCAUGCAUCCAUCCUUUAUGCUAGCCACUGCCAUCUUGGUGAUUUCCAUCAUAGCGUGCGUGUAUAUAUUAUCGGAAAACCUAUCAUUUUAAGCUUAACAUCAAAGGCAAUCUGGCAUUUUUGAAAGAUCCCACAAAAAGUGUUUUUUUUUUUUGUUUGUUUUUUGAUUCCCCAAUCUGAAUAUUUCAGUUGGUUUAUUUUGCAACCCAUUAAAUAUGAUUGCUCAGAUAUAAAAGGCUGGUACAGUUCUGCCAUUGUUCGUUAGGGAAUCUGAUUUCUUUUAUAUCUUUGCAUUCAGGUGGUGAGUAACCCUUGCCAAAUGUGCACUAGUCUAUUGCACACAUCAAUAUAUUUGCUUUGGCUGUGAAACAUUUGCAUCUAAGCAAUCUGAGGCUUAAAAUGCGUUGGCAUAAAGCCGGAUCAGACUGUAUGAGCAGCAUGCUAAAUAACGCUUUGGUAUUCAUUGACUGGUAACAGGAUUUUUGUUCAGUUUGGUGUCCAAAACAUAAAUUUUUUGAGCGAAGCAGUGUCCAUUUGUGUACAUACUUGUGCUUUUAUAUUUAUUUAGGGCACAGAAAAUGAAGAUGCAGAAUCGAUAAACCACAGCGACACAUCAGGGUAUGGAUGAACAUUAUUGUGCAUGCUUUUUUACCCCUUUUCCUUUGAUGUAUAUUUUUUAUGUUUACAUAAUUACAAAAAAUGUUUAUAUUGUACACACAUCUCAUCUCCUUCUACAUAUAUUAACUUUGAUUAAAAUUUUUAUGACUGGUUUCUAUGUUUUGGUAUUUUUGACCUUUAAAAUAUUUUAUGUAUAUGAAAGCUUUCAGUACCUUUUUCAACAGCUUUGUCUAUCGCUGUAAUUUUACCUGCUUUUUAAAGAUCACUUAUCUCAUUAAGAUUUAUUUGGAUAGGUAUGUCUACAUUUAAUUAAAGAUUUAUUAUUAUUAUUGAAAAUUACAUACUUCAUAUGUAUGCGUGAAGAAGUCCCUUAUUGGUAUAUAAUGAGUGUAGUACAUAGUGUUGAGUUUGUUACCAAAAGCUUAAAGGUACUUGGUGACUUUUGCUACUUAGUCACAAAAUCCAAUGCUGCAUCCUUCUGCAACUGAGCCACAUGCAUCAGUGGAAACUCAUCUCUUAUUGUACCUUCAAAGUGGUAUAUAUAGGUAAUUGGCAUAGCGGCAACAUCUCCGAUCUUGAAAAUAAGUAGUAACCCUUUUUCACUGAACUAAAAUUUAGCCAUUUGUGUUUUACGUUACUUUUAUUAUAUAUAAUGGGAAAAAAUGUUGUUUUGCUUGUCCGAACUGUUAACAGUGACAGAUGUAGACAUUUUAUGGAAUUAUUGUGCUUUCUCUGCAGGGUAACAGAAAGCCUGAACAGUAUUUUACCAUACAGAGCUGGGACAUACACAUUUCAGCGAAACAUUAGUAAUUUAGGGUCCAGGAAUGAAUCUGAAAAGGAUUAUAAAAAGGUAAGCUUAACUUGUACAGUUUAAGUGCCAGUAAAAACCUAAAAAAAGUAUAAUUAUUCUCACCCACCACCAGAGGCAUUGCGAGGCAUUGCUCCACAUAUGAGGUUAUUUCUAGAGUACACUUCUGCUUUUCUAACUUCUAAUUGGAGUGACCUCCGUGUUGAAAAGGAUUAUUUGUAAUUUAAGAGAUUAUACUUUGUUUGGGUUAUUUUUUAUUUUGUGUUUCAGUGGUUGCUUAAGUAUUUUGACUCUUGUUCACUUUAAAGAAUCACAUGUUUGUUAUGCUUGAAAUGUAAUAUGUGUUGGGAAUUUCUAAGGCUUGAAAUGUAAUGUGUGUUUGAAAUAGACAGGUAAAAAAAAAAAAAAAAAAACACCAGUACAUGGACUUAUACAUGCCCCCAUUCACAGAAACACUUGUCUAUCACCUAUAAAUAUCUUCUUAAAUGACUACUUCAGCUCAAUUAAGUGGUCUGGGAUCCAGGUCCCUCUAGUUUUAACCCUGCAGCUGAAUACAUAGCAAUUUCAGAGAAACUGCUAUGUUUACACUAGGGCUAAUCCAGCCUCUAGUGGCUGUCUCACUGACAGCCGCUAGAGGCGCUUCUCACUUUGAAAAUCACAGUGAGAAGACGCUGGACGUCCAUAGGAAAGCAUUAAGAAAUGGUCUGUUUGAAUGCGCGCUCUGAUGUCGGCAGAGGGAGGAGAGUUCCCUGGCGCUUUACAAACUGUUUUAAAAACUAUUUGUUUUGUAUAAUAUAUGCUGUAUUAAAUGGUACAACCUAUAUAUACACUGUUUCGUCAAGGACGCAAUUGUGACACCACAUGAGCUCUAGAUUAUAGCAUUUACCAGCCUCCUCAACAUAGGAGGUUGUUGACCCGGAGUGGUGACCCUGGUCGCACAGGCUAUAUAUAAUUAUUCGUAUUAAUUAUUAUGGGUGGUGGUGAGGAUCUUAUUCCUUUGGGGAAGAAGUGAGCAAUCACACUACGAAACAAUUACGGAGCGUUAAUUGUGAACAGUGUUCAACAGUGCAGUGUUUUUUUUCACACUGUAUUUACCAAUCAUAUCAGGGGGGAGAGGGGAUACCGCAGGGGCUGAAUUACUACCUUCUACUUUGCUCCCAGUUUCACUUGUUCCUGCAUCGGACUUCAAGCCUUAUGAGUUAUGUAAUUCUUAAUGCAAACCCCUACUCUCGGUUGUAAUGUUGAUAUUUCAACCAGAAGUACUUUGUGACACUUGAUGAAAAUAGCGUACUAUGUCGUACCGUCUUAUGAGAAGUAGAUGUUCUUACCACCCGCUAAAUUUAAUAAUCCUGUAUUCCUUACUAUGUACUACAUAAUGAAAAUAAUAAAAAUUGUCAGAUUGGAACAAGAUGGUAGAACAUACAGCUCUCCAGUUGUUGGUGAAUGGUAUAUUCCAAAUGCCUUGCCAGUCAAAGGUAGACGUUUAUGGCCAAGCACUAUGCGAGAUGCCAUUCUCCAGCACUGGUGGCCUACCGCUUGUCUAGACACUUCUUUUUCCAGAUGGCUAACUUUUACAGCCAAUUCUUUGAAUAAUUUCCCCUUUACUGCAUUAACAUUUAUCUGACGUUGUGGUUCAUGAUCAAGGCUUCAUGAUGGCAUUGCCCUUUGAACAGUUUGCAAAAUAUUACCCUUUCAGUUAUAGUGGUGCUUUUUUUUACAGUUGUAUGAAGAUUUAGCAACAGAGAAUGAAACGCUGAGAGACCAACUUCAGGAGAUGGAGAUAAAACUCACUCAGAUAAAGCUAGAACUAGAACGAGUCACGCAGGUAAUCAGACACUCCUAUAUAAUCCCUAUUUAUAGAAAGUUAUUUUGUCGUCUAGCCUUCAAACCUUUGACUUCACACCAUAAACCGUAAUAUGACCAGCUAGAGAUUAACGCUGCCCUUUGAUUUGGCAUCUGCCUCUAAUAUUUUCACACUGUGUUGGUUAUUCUAAAUGCUUUUUAAUGAGAAUUUGUAAAAUAUCUAACGGACUAUGAUGCUUUAAUAUCUUCUGUUUAUCAUCAGAGGCAGGAACGCCAUGCCGAGAGACCAGCUCUGCUAGAAUUGGAGAGAUUUGUAAGUAUACAGAGUCACACAAGCCGUUCCCACCUUGAUGUAACUUUAGUUAAACUGCUUUUUAGUUCCUGUGUAGUAUAGUUUAGAGUGUUUUGUUUUUGUAGCACAUAUUAUGGACAUAUCUUAUUAAAGGAUCUCUCCAACCCUUUUUGAUACCUAAUAGAAUAAUGUCCUAUUGGCAUGUUACUAUUACUCCCCCUCCCUUCCCCCCCAGCAGAAAAAUGCUAAAAAAACAAAAAAACAUUUAAAAAUAAAGUUUACCUUGUAUCAGCACCAGGUAAAGCUGCUCGCCGAGGUCCAAUCAAAAGCUUUGCAAAGAGGCCUUUUUGCCGGCUCAGGGCAUUUGCAUGCAACCUAAACCAGCAAGAGGAGCAGGAGUGGGACGGAGGAAGGGAAGGAGGUGGUGGGAGGGCUGGGAAAUUAGGAGUGGAUUGGGAGCUUUUUUUUUUUUUUUAAAUUCUUUAUUUUUGUUGUGCGUAAGUUUAUAACAAUUGCUUGUGAGGUACCCCAACGGCAAUCCUCUAGCACAUUUCAAACAUUGUAACGUGAGGGUACAGGAAAAUUCUAGCACAAGUUUUUAUAUAUAGAUAUAUAUGUGGUUAAGUCGAGUAGUAAACAACAUGUGUUGUAGUAGCUUAGUCUCUUCUAUGACAUAAUAGCAACAAUGCGUAAUAGUAUGGUUAGGUUGUGAAUUGACAUAAGCCUACAUACAUUUAUACAGUCUAAUAGGUGUACGUACAGGCAAGCCCUCAGUUUCUCUAUAGACUUUAAACAGGCUGGGGUUGCUAUAUUAUUCCACGCCAACUAGUAAAAUAGUGCCUAUUAGUUGAGCAUUUACAUAGUAAUAGUUAACGAUCUAACACAUGCUUCACUUAGGUCUAGAUCUAGGUUCUGAGUGGAAUCAAUUGCUUAUACAAAAUCUAUCGAUGGGUUGGGGUUUUGACUUCUUACCGAGGAAGUCGCAGGGGGGGGGAGAAGGUAUAUUCUCCCCGGAGCUUGUGGUGUUCUUUGUCCUAGUAAGUCACGGCUGAUGGCGGUUAGUCACAGUUAUGGUAUAGCGUAAUCUAUACUUGUCGAGUGUGUGUGUGUAGUAAUAUCGUGCUGAAGAACAAUAACAAAACACUAAAACAUAAAAACCCUAAAAAACAAGCAUAGGGUAAAACAGUAGGUGAGCCGGCAUGCAAAGCCCUAAAGAGGAGGCAGUGUCUGGUUAAUGUAUGAAAGUCGUUGGCCACCAUUAAUGCAGUUCAGAACAGCUCUUCCUCAGCGCCUGUGGAGGACACAUAGGAGGUCGAAGGUCUGGCGAAGUGGGGCAGUUCAGGUUAGGGCUCCGCUUCUCUGUGUUCCUAGGAGUGAAAGAGAUUACUGACUCUGGGUUCCAUGUGUGUGGCGUCAUGGGGUUCUCCCUUGUUGGGGUUAGAGCUGGCAUCCCCAGUGCCCUCAGGAAAGGUGGAUUGGGAGCUUUUAUCACAUGCAUGGAAAGUUGCGUCAUGGCAAAAUUGUGAUUACUUUUUUUUUUUUUUUCUAUUAGGAACGAAGAUCACUAGAACGACAAGUGUCUGAGUUAGAAGAAGAGUUGAAGGUAAUAUGUGUAUAUAUCUGUCUUUGCAAAGUGACUGUCACAGAUAAAUCUUAUUUAUAUCUUGUGUGUACCCCUUGUUCUUCUUCAACCCCUAACUUUCCCCUUUACGUGUUUCCAUUCUCCCAAAUCACCACAUUUUACCUCAAACUUUGUAAUCAUCACGGAGACAGAUCCUUUUUUCACAGCGCCGCUAUCUUGUAGGCACUGGCAGUGAGUAGGCAGCUGGAUCUUAAUUUCACGCAUGCUCUUUGUACAGCAUCACUAGAUGGCGUCAAUAAAGGACGCCCCAUGACCAUAUUUAGCAUUUGAGCACUAACUAGCACUUUGAGAUAUGCUGGUCUUGCAAGGGAAGGGCAGGACAGAGGAGAGUAUUGUUGGAGAAAUUUCUUAGUUAAAGGAACACUACAGGGUCAGGAGCACAAACAUGUAUUCCUGAUCCUCUAGUGUUAAAACCACCAUCUUACAUCACUGUCCUUUCCCCUCCCCUCCCAAAUAUAGUAAAAUCGUACUUGUAUUACAAUCUGCUGCUGGCUCUGUCCCUGGUCUGCCUUCUUGGGUCACAUCAUCAGAAGUUGUGUACUGAGCCAAUCACAGUGCUUUCAAAUAGGAAAGAAUUUGAUUGGCUUAGACUGCCAAGGAGGUAGGUUAGGGGCAGAGUCAGCACAAGCCAAAAACAGCCGGGACAUUCAGCAUCUCCUCUUAGAGUUGCUUUGAAUCAAUGCAUCUCUAUGAGGAAAGUACAGUGUCUCCAUGCAGAGACGCACCUCUAGCAUCCAUCUCAUGAGUGGUCAGUGGAGCUAUUCCUAGGCUAUAAUGCAAGCACUGCCCUAUCUAUAAUCACCAGGAAAAACACAGCUUAAUGUAGUGGUUACUGUGUCUAUGGCAUGACCCUGCAGGCUUUUUAGCAUUGCCUUUUCCAUUUCUGCCUAGUAACAUCUUUUAGUGGCAGUCGCUCAGACAGUGCUGCACACUGUGCAGGAGUGACGUUCAGCGUCUCCAUGCUUUGCAUGAAGCCGCAGAACGUUUCUCAUAGAGGUGUAUUGAUUUAAUACAUCUCUAUGAGGAGGUGCUGAUUGGUGCAGCGUAUUGCCGCACAUGCGCUAUAGCCUCCGAAUUCUUUCCUAUGGGAAAGCAUUUGGAUUGGCUUACAUCAAAGUUUUUAAAGGGUCUCUCCAACCCAAAGUUGAUGUCAGCCAAGGAGGCAGAGCAAGGCGAAGCCAGCCGCAAUGAGCCUGGUGCAGCGCUGAAAAUAAGGUGAAUAAAAUCACCUUUUUAAAUGCAGGCAUUAGAGGCAGGUAACCUUAACAGUGUUUUUAAAACUAUAGUUGGAAUUAUUUAAACCCCUUAAAGAACAAUGGUAGUCUACCAUCUUACAUUUAUUCUUUAAAAAAAAAAAAAAAAAAAAGAUAUUCUUUGUAGAAAUGCAAUGGUACACACUUAUGGAUAAGAUACAGACGUGCCAAGGAUCAAUAAGCCAUAUUAGAUUUGGGUCUAUACUGACCAGAUUUUAAUGACAGCAGUGUAUAACAUUUGGUCCUUAAAGAUGCAAUCACCUGUAUUGUUGCUUAAAGGAACAUUACAAUCCCUGUAACAAAUUAUGCUCAUUGAAAAUAAGUCAAACACAAAAAUAAUUGCAUUGUGCUCCUUUCCAAGUCCCCUAACUCACCUAUCAGAAUGUGUCUUAGAGCCAGGGCUGAGUACAUGCACAGUGGAUUGUUCUAGCAAACACAUUGCUCAGCACCAUUCAUCAACUGUGAAUGUAGCUGCUGUCAAUAAACUAAUAGUAGCCAGGCUGUUGCUGUUGCCAGGUUGUUCAGCAUUUUCACUCAAUAUUUGUGGAGAAUGAGACUGCUGGCCAAGGCUAAAUGUGGCUAUUUAAAAAAAAAAAAAAAUAUAUAUAUAUUUUUUUAUAAACUUCUUUCCGGCUAGUGUUCAUGCUUUUGGGACAGACACUACACAGACCUUAUGUGAAACAGCAGUAUUUUCUACUGGAUGAUUGCCUUUCUUGCUUUGUAAUUAAGCCGGUAACUCACUGAAAAGCAAAAGAAGAAAGUUUUGAAUCUUUGCUCCAUCUCCAAUCUCUCCUUGAAUUGCCCCAGUGGCACAUCAACUGCACCAGUCACUUGGCAAGUUUACGAGUGUUCCUGUAAGUGCUUUUAUUGGAAUAGUAGUAGAUGGUUCCUGGUGGAGAGAUUACAAGCUGCUGUCUUGACUAUAUUUUCUGAACAUAAAUAACAUUAGUAAGCCUGGAAUCUUGAUUUGGGUUGCCUAAUGAAGCUACCUUUUCAGUACGAAAUGACGCAUACAGGUCAUUGCAUCGUGAUCACUUCAAAACACUGAAAUAGUCAUUGUGCUUGAAGGAACCUGUAUUAUGAAUUUUAUAGGUAAGACAUCACAGGUCACUUCAGAAUGUUAUUUCAAAGUUUUCCUCACCUUUAGUGGUCUUUCAGGACCAUUGUCUGAAAUUUUUCCGUUUAUAUUAGUUAAAAUGUUUAUAUGGACAUUGCUAUUCAAAGUCUACCAAUUCAUUCUUUGUUUUGGGCCUUUUUUUAGGUUCUUUCAGAUUUGAAAGCAGACAAUCAGAGACUGAAGGAUGAAAAUGCAGCCUUGAUACGAGUCAUCAGCAAACUGUCAAAGUGAAAGUAUAAAAUCUGUGAAACCUGUAGAUUUCAGUCUGCCAAUGGCAAAACGUAACUUCUGAAUCUUGGCUUGAGCGCCCAAAAAAAGAUUUCCAGCUCUCCAAAAAAGCCAAAAUGCGGACUUCACAAAUUUGUAAGCAAAAGAGGGACUUCUGUUGGGAACGGAAAGCAAUGCCUCCUGAUAGUGCUUUGCACUCACUGGAGCCAGUUUGGAGUGCCAGCAUCCCAAUCCAUGAACAUUAUGGAAGUGUCUGAUGUGCUAGUUUUUCACAUAGUUGUAUUCACGUUUUUAUUUUAUUUGUAUAUCUAUAAAUGUAUCCCAGUAUGUGUAUUCACAUGUCUCCAAUCAGUGCCAUUGGCAUUGUGGGGGUUUUGUUUUCCUUAUUUUUUAAUUCUUACCUGAGGACAGUUUUUACACCCUUAUACAUGUCACUAAAAAUAUUAUUUUACUCCAUUUCCUAUUAAAUUACUCCCAUUUUUAUUUUAUUUUUAUAUAUUUUUUUUUUACCAUGGUUUUAACCAGUGUGGUUUGCUGGCCUCUUCAUCGUGUGCCCAUGCGUUUUACACAAUUCCAGCAUUGCAUCUUUUUCAAAAACCUUUUCAUGACAUUUCCAGUGUACCCUUCAAGCAAUAUUAAAUGGGCAAAUUUAUUUUUGCUUAGAAUAACAAGCUCCAGAUUUUCAGUGUAGGCAUGCAUGCCACACACAGGUUAGAAUUUAAACGUGCAGAUUAUAUAUAUAAAUUUCAGGAAAGCCAGUACUAACUGUGAACACAUUGAGGUAUUAGAACAAAUAUUAAUGUAUAUUCGAAUGUAGAGCUUUGCCACACAGCCGGUGCAAUCAAGCCGCAGUUUUCCUUUGCCCACAAUUCCUAUUGUCUUUAACCAGCCUAUGGAUCUUUACAGUUGCAGUCCAAAAGAUGGGCACCUUGAAUAUCAUCCUCUUUCCUUUCUUCAUACUGCUGUUUACAUAUAAAAUAAUGUAAAUAAAUUACUAUUUUGCAUUAUCCAGAUAACCAAAGCAUGUACUGGACCUUUUACAGUCCUAUACAUGUGCUCUUUAUUCAGGGAGUUCAAAUCACUUUUGGCCAGCCUAGACAAAGUUAAGUUGACACGCUAUCAGAAUUUCCAUGUUAACAAAAUUAUUCAAUGUUGGACGAGCAUAAAACCUUAAAAUAAUAUCACCAAUCUCACGUUAAAACAUAAGAUUUAACUAAAAUUUAAAUGUUAAUCUGUCCUUCAUCAGAACAUAACUAUUUUAAUAUGGUUAAUAUUUUAACAUGGAACAAGCACAGUUGGGUUCAUAGUUCUAUUUUGAAAUGUGCUGUAUUUCAAUUUGCAAAACUCCUGUUGUCUGUCUAGAUCUGUUGAUCAGAUCUUCUAAUGUUGUUAAAUGUGCCUAAACGACUUGGUAUUGACCACAAUAAAAGCACCUUGCUAAGUUAUAAUGGUAUAUUACACAACACCUGGAUCAUUUUAACUGGACAGCGAAACUACGCUUCCCGCCAUUGCUUAAUGGAGAAAUCGUGUCAUGUUUGAUUUACUGUUAAGCUGUGUUUUAAAUGCAGAUGCCCUCUAUUUUUUUUAUAGUGGCCGAGUUAUGAGCAGUUUGUAGACUUACUGCCAUCUUACCAUUUUAAUUUCUCAUAGCAGCUCCCUCCUUUUGCAUAAAUGAUAAUAGCUGCACAAGUCAUGAAAUAGUAAGAUAUUGUCAAUCCAUCUCUCUAAUCUAUUUAAUAAGGGCUGCUACAGGGGGCUGGAUAUCUCCAGGGAGCUGCCUCCAGGCCAUAGUUUCAUGGUUGUCACAGGCUGUCUCAUUGCUCAGCAAUUCAUAGUUCUAGAACUACAUUAGAGUAAUCCUGCAUUUGAUAACAAUUUUAUCCCCCUAGGUUCACAGUAACAGUCCCUGGUAAAAUUCUGUAUCCAUCACAAAGGGAUUAACUCCUCAAAUCCAAACGGGGUGAACUAUCACUUACAUUAUACAGACCUCCAGCAUUCCAAUAGUUAAAUAGACAUGUUGCUGUCUACAUUUUUUAAAGGACCCUGUGAAAAUUGUCAACUCUAGGCAAUAGAUGUAGAAAUAGCCUCUGUAGAAAAGAUCUGUGUUAACCUAAAAUGAAUGCAUUUGAUGUAUUUGUGUUUUGGGGGACUAAUAUGUCAUCUAUAUAGAGGAACUUAUACUCUUAGUAAAAGGCACACCUUACCAUAGAGCAUGGAGAUAAUCAAAUUGAGGAUCACUCAGAAGUAUUGCAUGCUAUAGAAGUGUCCAGGGUCCAUGUACAGCUAUUGCUACUCUUUUUGCAAUUGGUUAGGCUGGGAUGUCGCUUUAGGCGGCUUAUCACUGCAUGUCCUCAACUAUUGCUGUGUCAAUGGUCCUCCCUCGUUCUACUGCCAAACACUUUACCUAUUCUAUGCCAAGGUCUGACCCACUGGGUCGCAGUUGCUUGUAUGUAUCUUUGUUUAAAGACUUGUAAAACUGUGCCAUGCAAAUUCAAAACAAAAAAAAAAACUGCAAAAAAGUCAGCAAAUGACUUGUCUGUAUAUAAAGAAUCUUAUUUUAUAUAGUGUCGCAAUGUGCAAUAUGCAUGGGUUUGUUUGUUUGUUUUUUUUCCAGAGAAAUAUAUAUAUUGUAUUUGUUACAGCAGUAAAGCUGGAAGUUUGUGUCUAAGUGCCACACAGCUGUGCACCACAUUUAUUAACAGUGCAGUGCACAUCCUUGAUGAUCUUCAAGGGUGUUAAGCACAUUAAAAUGACUAAAACCAAUUAAAAGUUAUAAAUGUUUAAAAUGGCGUUGACAUUUUCUGUUCACUUAAUCACAAACUGUUAUCCUAACAUUGGACACACUACCCUCGUGGGAAAAUAUGUGAAGUGUACUUCAUACGCAGUGUAGGUAGGCAUAUGGGGUUUUUAUUGCACAACAAAAUGUUUGUAGAUUUAAUAUCUACCUCUGUUGCAGUACAUCAUUUUUUUUUUUUUUACUGGUUUACAAGGAACAAUAUUUUACUGAAAUUCUCUGUAAUUCAGGAGUUAACUCACUUUGUUUAUACAGCCCUAGCGACAUCUCCCUGCAUGUGACUUAUACAGCCUUCCUAAAUACUUCCUGUAAAGAGUUGUCUAAUGUUUACACUUCCUUUUUUUUUUUUUGCAAAUUGUUUAAUAAUUUAGAAUUUCUUAUCUUCUGCUCUGUUAAUAGCUUGCUAGAGCCUGCAGUAUUUGUAAUUAAAGAUUUGGUUUACAUAGCAGGAUAUAAAAACUUUUAAAGUAGGUUGCAUCUGAUUGAAAAUUAAACCAUUUUUGUCAUGCAGGCUGUGUCAGUCAGGGGAAGUGUGACUAAGGCUGCAUAAACAGGAAAGAAAAGUAAUUUAACUCUUACAUGGCAGCAGAUUGAGCAGUGAAACUUCAGAGGCAUAAUCUCUAAAAAUGCUUAAUUAAACUAUAGUUGUUUUGGCGACUUUAGUGUUCCUUUAAUGAAGCAGUUGUGUUUAGAUCAUACC
Molecule: messenger RNA, 93427 nt
Organism: Pelobates cultripes (western spadefoot toad)
Lineage: Eukaryota; Metazoa; Chordata; Amphibia; Anura; Pelobatidae
Source: the annotation of a GenBank genome assembly